This is a messenger RNA of Pelobates cultripes (western spadefoot toad), 90794 nucleotides long. Lineage: Eukaryota; Metazoa; Chordata; Amphibia; Anura; Pelobatidae. The record is from the annotation of a GenBank genome assembly.
AGCAGACUGGAGGCUGGUCCUAGUGGAGGAAAGCCCACCUAGUAUUGUUACUAUCCCUUGCUUGGAAUGUGAUGUCUGAGCCCUGCACUGCAGGGAAGGGAAGUGAAGGGGGGGAGAGAGGGAGAGGAUCUGCUGGAAAGGAAAGCACUUCUACAAGGGACUUUACACGCUCACUGUACGGUUAUUGAAUUGCUAAUCGAAGUAUGUCAAGGUAAGGGAUCCAUUAGCAUAACUGUGGCUUUAUCCCAUGUGGCUUCUACCAGAGCCCUACGUUUUAUUCAAGUUUUCUGAGUAGAUCGCACUGGGAAUGCUUUACACUCUCUGGGUUACUGUAACAUCCAUUUACUUUUUCCCUGGUGGAUGAAUUUCCUGCUCUUGUGGAUUCCGGCUUUUCUAUAGUUUGAUCCCUUCGCCCUGUUGGCGUCUUUGCGGGUGAUUUUUUCGGCUAGAUCGCGUGGUUUCUGCGCCUUGAUGCCGCAGUGCUACGCCGAGACCCAGUUUUGCCGCAAGAUUACUUUUUGCUGCAUUCUAAUGCGAGGAUUGCUGGCACGCUGAGACGGCAUGCUUUGCUCUGAUCUUCCCAUUGAACGGGGUCAUUCGCCCGAGUUCUAUGCUCGAAUGCGGUGUAUUUCUGUGAUUCUACUAGUUUGGGAGAGGGCAUUUUGUGCGGAAUCCCAGUAGAGGUUAGUUAGGGGAAAAUGACUGCAGUAACCUCAUCUGCAGUGGCGGGAGAUCAGGUGGCUGCUAACAGCUGCCUAAGAUCCCUUUAGCUGUAGAUCUGCGGGGAGACCUCAUUGAAUAUGGAGGAAUUUCAGGCAUUUGAUUUAGGAUUUCCAAGCAAGGCCAUACCUUAAGCAAUUAACCAUUCACUUACAAAACAACCUUGAAGUCCCAACUCCCCCCAUUCUCAUCUGCUGACAAAAGGGGGCUAACUAAACCAGGCCUGGUUAACAUUAAACAUUAUGCUGUGUUGUAUAAAACGGCUUCCUUAUUCAUUUACUUAGUCAGCAGUGUGCUAGUUUUCAUAAUUUUGAAAAAAAAAAAUUUAUUUUUUUUAUGAGAAAUUACCUGUGUUGUUUAAUGACAAAUGUAUGUGUGGGGGGAGGGGGGAGAGAAGAGUAUGUAUGAAUUGUUUUUAAGUACAAAACUUUUUUUUCAAUUAAAGAUUUUAUUUUAGAACAUUUUUUUCAGAAAAUAGCAAAGACAAAGUAGAUUAAGUUAGACAUUCCAAGUUUCAAUGACUUCAAAAGUCCCCAGAUGAGGUUUAGACAGAAGCUGUGGAACUAAAAGAUCCAGGGAGCAACAACAAGGAGAAGGCAGCAGAGGUUGAGGUGGUAGGAUAUGGAAAGUUAAGAAAUUAAAAAGAAUCCUGUUUUGCAGUCAUAGUUGCCCAGUUCCUCACACAUCAUGUAUCCCAUGAGGUCCUCCUGGGAUUAAUCCUAGACCAGUAAGUCUCCAGCUUUGUUGCCUCUUUAGCUACCGUAUCAGACGCGUUUUCAGAAUAUAUGUUCGUACUAGGCAUAGCAUUCCCUAGUAUUAACAUAUAUUCAGUAAAUAAGUCUAUUAGCUAAAGAGGUGAGGUCACACUGGGAGGUAGUCUGUUCAAAAGGGCUGACCAUAGGAUAGGGUUCGUUAAAGGUUAUAAUUUUUUUGGACAAUGUCUCCAAAGGGUUUAAACUGUUGAGGCAGAAUUCUUCCAAUCCACAACCCCUAAAACACACAAAACAAAGUGGGCAUGAUUUGGAUAAUGUGUCACAACCUGGAUGGCACUAAACGUCAGCAAGACGCUGUUUUUAUAGCCGUUAUGGUGCUUGGAGCUCCUUGGCACUGUACCCUAGUAUGGUGUCAAAUUGUUUCCGAACAGUUUGACACUUACCUGGUGCACUCCCUACAUGUGAUUUCCUCCUUCCUUUAAAGCAGAAGUUUGGAAGAGGUUCUUGAAAGUUUUUAGAUCAUUCAUUGGCUGAGAGUGUCAGCUGACACAUAGCUAAUGAUUGACUGGAAAAGUUGCACAAACUUGACAUAUAGCUAAAGCAAAAUGAAAACUUCUGCUUCAGCUAAAUGGAUAAGUGUAGGAUCGAAUGGGUAAUAGGGGAGGUAAUUACUUUGACCCCUAUCUCCUAGCACUGUAACCAUUACAGUGGGAUAUAGUGCUUAUAAUGCUUAGUGACCCAAUAAAGAGACAAUGCAAUGGUAGUUGGUUAAACCCUGGGCUUUCUUAUGCAGAACACAUUGGGGUUUAGUCACUAAAUUGGGAACUUGUAAAGAAUUUAAAAUAUAAUUGCAGUUAGGGCAUUCACUUAUUAUUGUAUAAUAAAAUAACUUAUAGUUCCAAAACCAUUUAUUCCAGCUUAAAUAGUAUACUAAGGAAACCGUUGAGGAAUGAUUUUGUCUUGCAAUUACCUAUCAGUUCUAUAGAAUUCCUGGUUUACUGAAUGAACCUUGUUAGGGUAAAAAUAGAUUUUAGUGUCAUCCAAACGCAAGGUCAAAGUGCAAAAAGACGUCAAGGGUAGCUUUACAAAAAAACUAUUCAUGCAAGUCAUUUGUUUUGAAAAACUUCUAUUUACAGAAAGAUCAUAGUUUUAAUUGUUGUAAUAACCAUCACUAUUCUUUGCUUUUAUUCAAUUUCCAACUGGUAAACUUGUAUUUAUUUACUCAACAGAUGUGUUUAGUGUUAACAUUGCUGCUGUACUUGCAUAUUUUGUAUAAAAGGGAUUUUGAUGGGAAGAAUAUGUAGGUGGUACAUUCAUUAACCUGUAGUGAACUGAUAGCCAAUCUAUGACUUUAUCGGAGCUGGAGGAUGAUUCUAACUUUUGCUGUCUGUCGUUAAAUUAUGCAGUUCAGGUUUCUACAUUUCCGUGUCUUGUAAAAAAACAAAGCCCUUAGACGUUUCUCUUAUUUUCAAUUAUGCUAGAGUUCAAGAUGGUUAUGGCCACUUGUUAUAUCUGUUAAUCAACAAAUUGGAUUGUAAGGGUUGACUUUGUUUUAAUGCCGAUGUACCAACGGAAGACUUAUGGUAGUGGUUUUUGUGCCAGGAGGACCCCUGGCACCCUUCCAGCACGAAUCAUCGAACUGUUGGCAAACAGUUUGAUAUCUUACCUGGGGAAUGCUUAGCACCCAUCACACCUUCCGGGGGAAAUGACCUGGAAGGCUGUGCUUGGAUGACCUCGUUGUCAAACCAUUCAUAAGGGGUUUGCCUACUUGUUGUGGGAGGGCACCAAGGCACCCCUGGAACCAUAACCAUAGAGGGCCAUAGUGGUUAUGGUGUUUGGAGUGUUCCUUUCCCAAAAGUGAAUAGGUGAUAUAUAUUUAAAAAAAUUUUUUUAUAUAUAUAAUUUUUUUUCUUAAUCAUGUUUUAAUGAGUAUCACAUAUUGGUCUGUUUUCAGUUAAUGGCUGUAUCCUAGCAGAAACACUUUGUUAAUUGCCAGUGUUGGACUUAAUAACUCAAUGGCUUUUGACUCAGAUCUUGUUGCUUAAUCAACUUUUUUUUUUUUUAAAUCUAUCCGUUUUGAAUAAGUGUAAAAUGGAAGGAAUACUGGUAUGUUUGUGCAUUGCUAGACCUCUAUCGGAGCCUCAAACGCUUGCGCAUUUUUCCCAAAACCUCAUGGCCCAGCAACAGUCCAGUUUUUUUUCAGUAUGUCCAUUGGAAUAGAAAAGGGAAAUGCAUUAAUCCUGGACUGUUGCUGGGCAAUGAGAAUUAGUUAGGAAACCACUGCUUUAGUGCAUAAACUACAUUAAUACACAUGGCCAUUGAUUUCAGUUGCGAUGUAUUGUGUAUGAAUGAGGACAAUUACUAAUUUUAAUUUGUGAAUUAGCAGUUAUUGUGGUUUUUGUUAUUUUUACUUGCUGUCUUCACAUAUCUUGUUUACUCUUGUGCAAACUAGUCCUGGAAUACUCAUUCCACGUUUUUUUUUUUUUUUUGUUUGUUUUUUUCACUUUGCAAGCUUGUUCCCCCAAAAAGGAAGUGAUUAUUGCACAUCUUUUAUAAACUAUUGUAUUUUGUUGGGUCCUUCAGUCAGUCCUGUAAACCAAAGACAGAAAAUCAGUAGGCAAACGCAAAGAGAAUGUGUAGUGACUCAAUAUGACACAACUAAAUUUUCCACAUAUAGAAAAAAAAAUUCUCAUACAAAUUCAUAGUUGCAGCACCUUCAAUUAUUUAAUGAUACUGAAUUUGGUUUUAAUGAAAUUAUACCCAUACAUUAGUUUUAUAAAACAAGUCUGAAAACUUAUUUGUGAAGGGGUCUUGGCACUGUAUUUUCCAAGUUAGUUUAAAGGGACACUAUAGUCACCAGAACAACUACAGCUUAUUGAAUUUGUUCUGGUGAGUAGAAUCAUUACCUUCAGGCUUUUUGCUGUAAACACUGUAUUUACAGAGAAAGGCCGUGUUUACAACUUGGGGAUACCUCCACCGGCCACUCCUUAGAUGGCUACUGGAGAUGCUUCCUGGGGCAGUCACGGCCUUUCAGUGUCUCUACCCUCUCUGCAUGGAGACACUGAACUCAUAGAGAUGAAUUGUUAGUGUGGCUUGAAGUUUAGUUACAAAAAACAAGCAGUGGUUUUGUGAUUUCACUUAUAAAUCUUUACUGUACAAACAAGUGCUUUUACUGUUAUACUAAUAUUUAUGCUAAAUUUUGACAAGUUGAAGUAACUUGUAGUAAAGCAAGGUAACCAAUUACUUUAGACAUUUUCCAAUGCAUGUACUACGGAAGACCUUUUUUUGUUAUUUAGAAAAAAAAAAAAAAUCUACCAAUCUACUAAAUUAGUCCCCUAUAGUUAAAUGCAUUAGAGUUAAGGCUUAAAGAAACACUCCAGGCACCAAAACAACUUCAUCUAAAUUAAGUGCGGCUACAUAUCACCGGUAACCUUACAUCCAGGAAGUGGCUUUGAUUGUGCAGGGGAUUAUGAGACGUGUAUUCCGUCAUGGACUGGCCACUCUGUAGUAGAUAUAGGGAGGAAGGGAAUUGCAUAGUACAAACACCCACAAUAUAAAUCUAUAUAUUGUGUGUAAUAUGCAAUUUCCACCCCCCACACCAUUCUGAAAUAACAAAUGACGAGAUCUGCUGUGCAUGUGUGCCUCAUCUGUAUAAUUUAGCAUCUUGAGUUAGAUUGUGAACAGCCGUCAAAUGGAGUUAAGUUAUUCAAUUUGUUUUUGGAGGUUUGCUUUGUAAAACCCAUUUGACUAUUCACAGAAAUCCUAUUCCUUCGUCUCUAGACAUAUUUGUUCUGCUAAUUAGGGACCAACCGAUUAUCGGUCUGGCCAAUAUUAGCGGCCAAUAGUCUGUAUUUUCAGCAAUAUCUGUAUCGCCAAUAAAGAUACCGAUAUUGCAGACCAGGGCUGCCAUCAGGGUCCUGGGGGGGCACAGCACACUCUUACUUACCUUCCCAGCUCCCUUCAGCUACCCUGUCUAAAUCUCGUUUAUUUCAUUCAUUUCCCUGAUACAAAUCAGUGGAAUGAGCAAAAGAUUCCAUAACCCUAAAUUAAGCUAGAAAUAGCCUAACCACUAGUUACCUGAAUCACCACACCACACAAACAACUACCAUAUUCUUAACUUUUAGUGCUCUUCUGUUUUUUGUAUACUACCUCUGAACUAUAUUCAAACUAAUGAAAUGCUGGUAUUAAAUUCAUUUGAAAAUAGCUUGCCUUUUGGGAUAUAUAUAUAUAUAUAUAUAUAUUUUUUUUUUUUCUUCAGUUCUGUUUAUAUUGAAUAUUGUGAACCUGCGAAUGUAAGUGGCAGAAUAUGAUAUAGCAUAUUUGAAAUUCAAUGUAGUGUGUGUGUGUGUGUGUGUGUGUGUAUAUAUAAUGAAAUUCAAUGAAUAGGACCUCUUUCUCACAAUCACAUUUAAAUACUUUAUUGCAACUUUAGGUAUCUAGGAUGAAUAUCAGUGUGUGUUUGUUGGAACUAAUUACUUGAUUCCUUAUUGCCUGACCAUAAAUAAUAUACCAUAUUUUUCCGUAAAUAAGAUGUAUAAGACUACCCCUAUUUUUUGAGCCCAAAAUUAAGAAAUCAAUGUUUUAAGCAUCAAAUAGAACAGCUUUGAUAUUUUAGAGGUGCCAUCUGCGGAGAACAUCAGACUUCUGAUCUUCAUGCCUCCCCUGUGCUACAGUACUCUGUGAAGCUAAUGGCUCUGUAGUGUAUGCUGGAUACUACAACUCCCACAAUACAGCAGUUGAUGUGAGGGUAUGCUGGAGGUGGAGCAAUCCUUAAUAUGGCUGCUCCUUUUAUUGUGUGGCAUGUCUCUGGAGCUCCGUUGGUAAAUGCUGCCGCUGCCACUCCCACGUAUAUAGGGACCUCUUCCACAGCAUUCAGAAGUCAGUAUGAGGCAGGACAGGUAUGUGUGUGAGCCGAGGCACAUUGAAAUGCGUCAAGCGCCAUCUUAAGUUAGGCCCACGCACAAGUGGGUUUUUUUGUUUUGUUUUUUUAACCCCUGCAGUGACAUUCAGUGUUUAAGAUGACCCCCAAUUUUAGACUAAAAAAAGUAGAAAAAAAAGUCUUAUACAUGGAAAAAUACUGUACAUUUAUUUUUUGGUUUCCUCUGAGAUGUAUGGUGUAAACUAAUUUGUAAGUGCAAGAGGAUUUUUAGAUCUGGUUCAGCAGGAAGAAUUCUUAUUUGUUAUUCAGUAUAUGUUGAAGGUAGGUAUAAAUGGCCUUAAUUAAAUUAAACACUUAACCCUUUGCAUGUCUCUUCUGUGUUUUUUUUUGGAAUGAAAACCUUGUCAAACCUGUUCUCCUGAUGACGUGAAAGGUCAGUUUUGCACAGCGUGAUCCUAAUUACCGGUUUCUCACUGUUCAGACAUGCUUAACAAUGGCUUAUCAGCCAUUCAGCCUGUAAUAGCUGUUGGUACAUAUUUAGAAUUUGCCAUACCCAUUUAAAAUGUAGAAGGUAUACUCUAUAUAAAAUGGUGCUGAAGCCUCUUAACAAACUCUCUCUAUCUAAUAGGGGCAAGUGGCUAUCAAUAUAGGACUAGAGAUUUCUGUAAAUGCCAACUGAGUUAUUAAAGUGGAACAAACAGCAGGAGCAGUUGGUUUCCACAGUGAUUGCUCCACUUUUAGAACCGUGCUCUAGAAUCAAUAUUUAUUCAUUAUCUCUACUGAUUCACCUGGGGUUAUGCAAUUUUGAUUUAGAUUCCAUUGUUCAGAUCUGUAGGCAUCUGGUUUCAAUAUGGUGUGUGUAUCUAUCUUGAAGAGUUUCUUAGAUCAUCAUUAGCUCUACAGGCAAUGGUGUGCGUCCUCCCUGGGUCACGCUGCACACCAAAGCUGGGAACCGAGAAUAUGGAACUCCUGGGAACAGAAAUGACAUUAGCCACCCCAAAACUCUUGUUCUGAGCUGCUAAUGAUGCUGCCGGAAGUUUAGUUAAAGGACCACUCUAGGCACCCAGCCCACUUCAGCUUAAUGAAGUGGUCUGGGUGCCAGGUCCAGCUAGGGUUAACCCAUUUUUUUAAUAGACAUAGCAGUUUCAGAGAAACUGCUAUGUUUAUGAAUGGGUUAAGCCUUCCCCCAAAUCCUCUAGUGGCUGUCUCAUUGACAGCCGCUAGAGGUGCUUGCGUGAGCACGCAAGCGUCCAUAGGAAAGCAUUGUAAAUGCUUUCCUAUGCGACCGGCUGAAUGCGCGCGCAUUCAGCCGACUGGGAGGAACAGAGGAGGAUCGGAGGCAGAGAGCUCCCCGCCCAGCACUGGAAAAAGGUAAGUUUUACCCCUUUUCCCCUUUCCAGAGCUGGGCGGGAGGGGGUCCCUGAGGGUGGGGGCACCCUCAGGGCACUAUAGUGCCAGGAAAACGAGUGUUUUCCUGGCACUAUAGUGGUCCUUUAAUACAAGGCAGCUAGCCUAAAUAUCUCAGUAUGUCCAGAGUUUCAUACUGAAUCACAGCGUAUACAGGGUCCAUGCACGAUGACCACUUCAGUGUUUUCAAGUGAAGUUUUCAUGAUGUUCGAAGUAACCCUUUAAUUGCCAAUCCCUAUAGCCAUCUGGCUAAAAAGUUGGCAUACCACAAGAGGGCAUGAUUUAGGGAAUAUACAACAAAAAAUUUGUUUUAUUUACUUAUUUAUGAUAGAUAAAAGUAGGGUCCUCACUUCUGCUUGUUUCUGUUAGACUUGUUUUGGUGAACUUCUUUGCAUGUUUUGUACAGCAUUUGUAUGGAGAUGUAGAAUCUCCAUAAACUGCCAUAUCCCAGGAGUAUUUCCAUUUAUUGAGUAUGUAGUCUUAGAAAUUUAAUUCCUGCUAUUCAGAAGGUGAAUAUUUUUGUAUAUUACGAUUAUUAAUAUUUAUUUAUAUUUUUUGUGAGCUAGUGUGUAUCUGAAGUGUUGGUGGUGUAUUUGCUACAUUAUUGGAUUCCUUGUGCUUCUACCCAACAUUCUGUACAGGUGAUGUGAUACACCUAAAACAAACAUGAGUAUAGCACUGUAUUACACGAAAGGUCUCCUGGAGAAUAUAGCAAUCAGAACAAAAUAGUGUUGUAAUUGACUUCUCUUUGAUGGCCUCUUUCUUCCUAAUGGUCUUGGUACGUAACUACAGCAAAUGCCAUAUAGGACUUGUUUGGCAAAUUGAAGCAACAGAACAAGUGUACCAUCUCCAUUGUGCUCUAGUUUUUAAGAAUUUUAAACAAGAAAACGUUUGCCUUGUCCAAAUUAAUUUAGGUUUCCAUUCCUUUACCACCUUCUUAUGUAUUUUGUUUGAAGUCUCAGUUUUCUAAAUGAAUCUCCAUUGUGCAGUGUGAGUAUUGCAGACUGUUUAAUAAGCUAGUUCAUGUGAUGUAAUAUGUUAGGGCUAUCAUUUGGAUCAUUGUAGAUUCACAUGUUCUCUAAAAAUGCAAGCAAGAGAUUAGUGAAGGUGUAUUGUAGACCUCUCACAAUUUUACUUUUGGCAUUUAGGUUUAGGCAUAAAUAUACAUUAACAUUUUGUAAAUGAGAUGAUGUUGUUUCACAUGGAAUUCACUGAUUAAUCUCUCAUACUGUUCAAGUACAAGGACAAGCAGUCCAUAGGGGAGGUCACCUCUGCAAUACUAUGUAACCUGGCACUCAGAGAAUGCUGUAUUUCCAGAGGUGUAGUGUUCGUGUUGACUGGUCCAGUUGAUUUACAGGUUACUGUAAAAAGCUAACCUUGAAUUGUCUGUAUUGCUUCUUAACCAGGCAAAUACUGCUGUAAAUACAUUAUAAAAGAAUCUCUGGGCCUAUGGCAAUAGCGAGGACAAAGAAACUACGGAAAAUACCAUCCCAGGUUCGAGUAAAAAGGACAUAAAAAUUAAAAGUAUCUGUGGCUUUUUUUUUUUUUUUUUUUUUAGACCAUAUGUGUACAUAAUUCUCGUGCAGAGUUUUAAAAGAAAAAUUGCACCAAAACCCCCCUCAAUGAGAUGUGGUGCCUAGUGUAUUUAUUUAUUUAUUUUGUGUGUUUUCUGCACUAAACCAUUUGCUGUAUACAUGAAGAAUCCGUUUAGCUUUUUAAAUAGCCGAAGUGAGUUUCCAGUCCCUCAUAUUUUUAUUUUUGUAUAUGGAUUUCUGUAACCUUUUAGAACAUCUGUACUCAAAACCAAAAAAAGAGAAAAUUUGAAGCAUUGGAGUAUAUGGUUCUUUAUAACAUGACUCACAACUUUAAGUCCACCUCUACUAGCCACAUCUGAAAUUUAUUUGCACUCCAAAUUCCGACUGCUGGAAACGGAUACUGCAUCAUGCCCACCCGGCUACCCGAACAGGGAGAUUUAUCAAGACACAACAGGUGAUAUUCUUGGUGCAUAGUGCUAAAUGUUCAGAGACAGUCUAUUGGUUUCUGAGUUGAUUGCUCCUUAUUUAGCACUUUGCCCCAAAACAGUAACUGUUUCUGCUGAUGACCUGACAUAAAAGGCAAAAAAUUAGUCAAAAUAAAACCACAUUGCAUGUAAGCUAUAUAUUUUUUAACUAGUUUGGCAAGCACACUAUACAUUAAUAAUGUAGUUUAUUACUAUAGCUGUGGUGGUGCUGGUGACUAUAGUGUCCCUUUUAAAGAUGGUGUUUUUUUGAUUGUACUAAGGAUUCUUGCAAGUAGUGAUUUUUUUUUCUUUUUUUUUUCUAUUGCGUGCCAGGCAGGGCUAAAAAUUUCCACUUACCAAUGGCUCGUGGAUGAAUUGAAAUAUUUCUGCUUCCUUACUAGAUAAGUGUUUUAAUAGCUUGGGCCUUUUAUAUUCCUGUGUGUUUGUGUUAAUGCACUUUGAGGUUACUCACAAGCCAUAAUUGAUAUUAGUUCUGUAACACCCGUGUAUUUCCAUACCCCAAUACCAUUUUGCGUGUUAACAAUUUUGAAUUGCUGUUAACUGUAUAGGAACAUAGCUGAACAGGUCAGAUCUGUAAAUAUAUGUAUUGCAUUAAAUCACUAGUAGAUAUACUAGUGUAAUAUUUUGAAAAUUGUUAAAUACACAGUUCUGUAUUUAGCUACAGGGUUUUUGGUCACACACAGUAUGUGACUCUGGAAGUUUGUGUAAGUACAUAUUGUAUUAGGUUUGUAAUAUUUUCCCACAGCUCGAGUAAAGUUGUGAAUUUUUAUUUUACUUUUUUUUAAAUUUUUUAUGAAGUAGGGUAGGUGAGCAUGAAAAACAAUUGUCUAUGGAAGAAUCUGCAAAUGAGAUACUGUAUUUUUUUUUUAUUGGGUUUUUCUAUGUAAACUGCAGAAAAGAUUACGAGAUAAGCAAUUAGAGUGGACCUGUACAAUUUUGCUCUGACGGUUUUGGUAACAUGUAGGCAUGUGUUGAAAAGGACAAUAACUACUGAAUUGCUUAGUUUUUACCAUUUUAUAUUCUGUAUAUGUCAAAUAAAUCCAUUGAAGGAGUACAAGGUUAUCUGUACUGUGUUGGUGUUUUAUUGCUAUUGCUGGGAUCCACUGGAUUAGUUGGCACAAAAUAUCUUGCAGGUGUGUUGGUUAUCCAGCAGAUUAACCAGAUCAAAUUCAUUCAGUGGAAUGCGUAAAAGAAAAAAACAUUACCUAUGCACAGAGCAAUUCAUCCAUAAUUACCAAGUUUUUUUUUGCAAAACAGUCACAGAAAAACCGCAGAUAAGAUUCUUGUGGUUCCAAAGGCCACGUACUUUCCCUCUGGGCAGAUACUCUCUGGGUUUCUUUUAAGAUGACUCAGUGGAAUGUCUCAAUUUAUAUGAAGUUGAAAACCUGUCAUUUAGGUUAUGUUCUUGGUGUAAGCAUAAAUGAAUGCAGUCUAUCCAUUUAAUUGAUGGGAAAACCUUUUGAGACAAAGCUCCGUGUCAAGAGCAAGUAUCUAAUGAGUGUGUUGCCUUCGGUAAUCUGUUGUGGUUGUGUUCUAAAAGUGGACUGUUUACCAUGGAAACCAAUUAACGGUUAUUGCUGAUUGCUCUAUUUGAAGAAUUUUUCCUCAGAAAAGUGUGUAGUAUUUUUGAGGAAAUUGAAGUUGAUCGGAGAAACACUCUGAGCAUUAUAAUCAAUAGACUUGUGCACAAAUCAAAUAUUUUUUUAUUUAUUUAUUUUAACUUCAAUCUUCGAUGAGCAGAUCAAAUUCCUGUUAAUUUAUGCCCAGACGAAAAAAUUCAGCCAGGAUUCACAUAAUCGAUGAUCAAAUUGCAUGGGUCUAGAUUAACAGGAAUUUAAUUAUUUCAUCACAAGUGAAAAGGAUUUGUGUAAAAUUCUAAUAUCCAAUACUGCAAAAUAUAAUUGCUACAGUAUAUUCAAUCCUGCUGAUUUCAAAUUGAGGAAUUUUCACCACACAAAGUGCACACUCUCAUUUUAAGAUGAGAGAGUUUCAUCUUCAUUAUUAUGGAACCAAAUAUAUAGAAUUUGACAUUAACCAUUUGGCACCACAGGCUACUGGGAAAAAAGUUUCAUUAGGAUGAUAGGUGUCCAUUAACAUAAUUUGUAAUAAUACAAAAAAAAUAUUUAGAAAUAAGGGAAAAACUAUUUUCUCUUAUCCUCUUAGAUAUGGCUUCUUCCCAGUUUUUUUGUGUUCUCUGCUAGAAGAUGGGGUGAGGGGGAAGGCUGGACGGGAGGGGUCAAUACAGGCUUACCAAAAUGGAAACAAUGAUGUAUGUACUUAUCACAAGCGAUAAGGUAAAGAUUGUAAAAUUGCUGGGAAGCAUGUGGUUACUAUGGAGACAUUCAAAGUUUUCAUAACAUGUACACAUUUUCUUCUUAAUAAAUAAGGUUCACAAAUCACUUUUGUGAAUGUUUUACUUUUGAACUGGUACUGAUCCCUUUAAAAACCCCGUAAGAGCCAAACUUCUGGAAUAAAAGGGAAUCCUGACAUGUCACACAUGUCAUGUGUCCUUAAGGGGUUAAAGGAAAGCUAAUAAUUAUGAGCUUGUGAAGCAGAUGCCGUGUUUUUUUUUUUUUUUUUUUUUCUCUAACCCACACCAUUGUCAUUUUCUUUAUUUUUACUUGACUUUUUUUUUUUUUUUUAUAUAUAGCAACUGGAGUACCAUUUGUUUUUUGUUUUUUUUUCCCCCCACCAUUCCAACUACUGUGGAAUGGAGUUUUAGAAUGGUGCGUGCAAAACAUACAUUAUUGGCACUCCCACUUUACUUCCAGGGCUGCCGACAUUCAUUUUGUUCCUUUUGCAUUGCACUUAUACCAGGAUAGGGGCUGGUUAUAGAGAAAAGAGUAAUGAGAGAGGGACAGAAUUAAUGGAUGCUGUGAAAUCAUUAUUGCUGUGUUUGGUUUUGUUUGUGUUAUACAAUGCAGAGUCCUGUAUAAAGCGGAAUUUGAAACCUCAUUAAACUAGCAAGUCACUCCUACUUGUUAAUAUAUCACUUGUGUCUUAAAGGAACACUAUAUAAGUUAUAAAUACAGGUUUGUAUUCCUAACGCUGUAGGGUCCCUGCCCUUAGUGGUAUUAAGGUUCCCCAUUUACUAUAAAAUAAAUAGUAUACUUACCUUUUUCCAGCACCUAGGAUGCCUCUUCUCUGCUCUCCUUUAAGCCUCCUGUGACGCUGUCGAGAAGUCAUGGCCUCCUCAGGCAUGGUCCAAGCCAGUGCUCCUCAUAGAGCAGCAUUGGGAACCAAAUAUGCAUGCACAAUGUGCACAUUUGAAUCAAUGCUUUCCUAUAUGGCCUUCCGUUUCACGUGACUGAGUAUUACUCUCAGUGCAGCAGAAACGCCUCUAGUGACUGUCAAGAGACACUAUAGUUAUCCAGACCACUUCAUCUCAGUGAAGUGGUCUGGGUGCAGUGUCCCUGACCUUUAAACCCUGCAAUGUAAAACCCUGCCGGUUAGUAGAAAUUGCAGUAUUACAGCCAGUAGAGGCGCUUCUGCUGCUCUGACGGCGUAAUAUUCUGUCACGUGAUACAGAGGGCCCCUUAGGAAAGCAUUGAUCGGCGACGUAUGCAUGUGUGGCGCUCGCUUAUACACCUCUAUGAAGAGCAUUGAAUUGGACAUUGGCACAUGGAGGCUAUGCCUCCUCUGUGAUAUUUUGGGAGGCAGACAGGUAAGCGGCACCAAGGGAGCCUUGACGCUGUGCCAAUUGUAAUCUUUCCUUUACCUUGACACUAGAUUAAACGAAUGGAUGUGGUCCUUCUAUGUAUGUAAGCUAACUUAUUUAUAUAUAUAUAUAUAGAUUUGGGAUUUCUGUGGGAAAAGCAAGUCUUAUGGCUUGACUGGUGUGCAGAUUUUUGUUUAGCAUUGUAUUAACUAUCCACAUACUUCAGGUGGAAGGGGUUUUCAAUCACAAUUUUUCCCCACCAUAAUCUAUUUGGAUCUUGCUUCACAAGCACUACCAAGCCUCCUUAAGCAAACCAGUAACCAACCUCAUGCUGAAGAGUUGCAUUAACAACGAAACAGCUGUCCAUGAGUGGUUCACUGGUUUUGCAUCUUAUCCUAAAUUGUGUUCCAAGCAGUUGUAUACUGCAAACACAAAUUAUAAGGAAUCCAUGUUUAAAAUGGAAUGAGGCAAAAAUGUGAUUCUUUGUUAAACUAAUUUGCAUAUGCCCACCCAGAAUCCUUUGCGGUUGUAACAUCACUGCUGAUUUGGGAUUUCUGUGGGAAAAGCAAGUCUUAUGGCUUGACUGGUGUACAGAUUUUUGUUUAGCAUUGUAUUAUAUAUAUAUAUAUAUAUAUAUAUAUAUAUAUAUAUAUAUAUAUAUAUAUAUAUAUAUAUAUAUAUAUAUAUAUAUAUAUAUAUAUAUAUAUAUAUAUAUAUAUAUAUAUAUAAAAAUCUCCUUUUUUUUUUUAAUGCAGGGAUGGGGGAUGGGUUGGCAUGAAAACAAGUAGGGACAGGAACACUAUAGCGUAACUGUAUUCUUACGCUAUAGUGUUCCUUUAACCCUGCAAUGUAAUCUUUGCAGUUUUACACUGCAUGGUUAAAAGGAGACCAGAUCACUUGAGUAAAAUAUUGUCCCUUUAAGUUGAAAAUGUAAAAUUUCAUUAUAUUCAAUAUUGCGGACCAGAAGAAAAAGGUAAAGUCUCGAACAAUGGCAUUUUAAAUAUCUAUUAUUUUACAUAUAAAUAUACACACAAAAUAAAAAGUUGAAGUGAAACUACUUUUGAGGUUUAUGAAAAAAAAAUGUUGGGGUGGUGAAGGGGGGAAGGUAUUUAUGUAGGGGUUCUGUGGACACGAAGAUAAGCUUUUCUGUAUGUUUGAAAAAUAUGGGCACUUGUUUUAUGUAUCAAAUGAGAAGCUUUAAUCCUCCAUAUGUUUAGCACAGAUGCUGCUUGAUUUGAACCACACAUACCUAGAAGUUUUUAUACCAUGGCUUUUUUUUUGAUGUACAUGUGCUCUGAGUUUGCAGAGAAAAAUUCCACAGAACAUUUAAAAAUUAUUUAUUUUCAAAUAAAUUCUCUCUCUCCUCCUCCCCCCCCGCCCCCCCCAAAGAAAAAAAAAAUCUGUGCAGUUUGUAACUAUUUGUAUACCUUUUUAAAUAUGUAGCAAGCCCUCUGUGAUAUUGAUUGUGCAUAUUGCAAUAUUUUUCAUUUACCGUUUUUCAGUCUGGUAGUGAGUCAUCUGAUGCAUAUCAGAUACAUGCAGCUGCACCCAAUAAAUUGAGAUUUUAAAUAUCUUUAAAAUCGGUUAUGUUCGAACCCAUUUGGAAGAUUACUGUAGUAUCAGGUAAAAGACGAUGCUUUUGACAAGAGUAUUGAAGUGCUGGCCUUUUGUAAAUUAAUUAUUUUAUGAUUAUAUGUAAUGUGAUAUCAUGCCCUGCUACUUUCCCCCUUGCCUUCCUGCUUUUCUUUAGGACAUUGAAUGCAAGGUCCGAGACUCGUUCCUAUAAUGCAGUCUGCAUUCUGAUCACUUUUUUUUUUAUUUUUUAAGCACCAGUAGAUCUUAAAGGUGCUAACUGUUAGUCAAUGGUUCAUGUAUAUUAAUGCAUUCAUACUGUUCAAAGAAUCCUCUGCAUACAUGAUGACUUCCCUUCUAGCUUUCCAUUAAAUCAUAAGGACGUGUUUUGACAAGUUUGUUACCUAAAUAUAACAUGACAUGUUAUGUGUAAUUUACAUGAUUUGGUCAAUGAUUUUUUUUUUUUUUGGUUUUAAAGUCUUUAUUGCCAUAAACGCGUAUUACAGAAAUAGAUAAUAGCUAUUUAAACGAGAAUUACAAGGUGUUUAAAUGAAACAGGAAGGGUUACACGGGUUAGGCAUAGGUCUAUUCUGUGAAGUCAUAAGUGGUUGAACAAUGUGACUACAUAGAAAAAGCGUGGUGGGGGAGGGAACGGUCGUCUAGCCCCGUUGAGUCUUGUCAUAUUUUGUGUAUCUGUCACUUUUCACUUUUCAGAGUGUAUUUCCAGUCAUCAUAAAGCCAGUAUAUCAUGCCCACAUUGUGGGUUAUGAGUGUCUAAUUGUAGUGAUGGGUAGUCUCUUACUUAGGCCGUGUGUUUAUGGCAUAGUGUGAGGCGUGUCUAGUUGGCUCGUGGUUGAAGUGUUGUACGGUUUUGUCACCCAUAUUUGUCGGUGUGUGUGGUGACUUUCCGGAUCGGAGUGUGGACAUGGCCUCCAGUCCUAUGAACUCGUUAAGUGUAGGCUACUGGGCUACUCUGCAUGUUUUCAGUAAGAGUUGUGAUACGUGGAGGUGGCAGCUGAUGACCCGCUUAGACCGUGGGCGUGCAUCUCUUGAGCAUCUCAUCCUAGUACAGUCGUCAAAUGCGGUUGAUGCCUUGGGUGAAGGCUAAAAAGGAAGGGGGUGGUUAGAACUGAAGGGACGAAGGGAGGGGGGUUUUGGGCUGACCGGUGCUGAAUCUAGACAGUAUCGUUGUAUGUGAGGUGGUUGACAGUCCCAGGCGUGACCUUUAAGUGUGAGUGUGAUUCGUGGGGUCUGGUUUGGUCAUGAAUUUCACCCAGGGACUCCACACCUCACGAAAGAGUGGGUAUGUGUGUGUUAUGGAAGCGUGAAUUUCUUCCAAGUCUUUAAUCCCAUCUACCUUUGUUAUCCAUUCUCUGAUUGUGGGGGUCUCAGGGUUUUUCCAUUUUGCGGGAAUGAGGGCAUUGGCCGCUAUGAGCAAUUGCACUACUAGCAUACGCAAUGGCUUCGGUAGGCGUGUGUUCAAGUAAAAACAGUAGGGAUUGGGGUGUUGUGGGGAGUUUCAGCCCCGUCACUAUUCUGAUCAUUGACAAUAUGUGGUUCCAAUAUAUGUAUGUUAGGGCAUUGCCACCAUAUGUGCGCUAAAGUCGCCCCCUGUUGGUGGCAUUUCCAACACGUUCCUGGUGUCUGUGGGAAGAGGUUGUGUAAUUUCACCAGCGAGUAGUGCCAGCGAGAUAUUCUCUUGUAUCCACUUUCUUGUAACCUGUUGCAAAUGGAGGUUUUGUGGAUUUGUGUAAAUAUAGUUUUCCACUGGAGAUCUGUGAGAGUUAUGUUAAGGUCCUUCUCCCACGACUCCGUGAACCUGGGUGCAGGUUUGUUAUGAUUGUCUUGAAUAAGUUUGUAAAACGUCGAUAGGUGUUUGGUUUUGAUGUUGUGUGUUGUACAAUGUAUUUCGUAGUCUGUGAGUGUGCGGGAACCCGUUUUUAGUAUUGGGUUGGACUCUAUGAAGUGGGUCAAUUGUACAUAAUGGAAAGUUGUCAGUGUGGUCGGUUUGUCUUGCUUUGUCAGUUCGGUGAGAAGCCGGAUAGAGUUGUUGUCUGACACUCUCCCUAGUGUGAGAUAAAGCGCAUCAGCUGAGUCCUGUAAAUUUUGGUAGGUGGCCAUAUGUAGGCCUGGCGGGAAGAGUGGGUUAUGUGUAAUUGGGUAUAAAGGGGACGGGUGUGGGGAGAUGUUCGGGAGUUCUCUUAUGUGUGACCAAAUCUUGAGUGUAGGGUGGAUAGUGGGGUGGGAGGCAUGUUGGGUAAGUAGCACGACCAUGUUUGUUCUUUGCCAUGGGAUUGUGUAGAGGGGUACCGUAAAUACAGCGCUCUCGAGUUUUCCCCAUUGCCUCGUCGGUGGACUAGUGGUCCAAUCAUAUAUCCUGGAUAAAAUGGUGACUUGGUAGUAUCUUUCCAUGUGUGGUAAGCCUAGGCCUCCACUUGCUUUGUGUUUGGUUAGGACUUCGUAGGGGAUUCUAGGACGUUUUAUGUGCCCAGAUGAAGGUAGUGAAAAGUUGUGUUAAUUUGGUGAAGUAUGAUUUGGGUAUAGUGAUGGGCAGGGUUUUGGUCAAUGAUAUUGGCUUUUAAAGUGGAAUUAACACAGAUUGUGAAGUCAUUUUACUUUAACUCACAAAAUGGUCAUCAGAUCUAAUUAGCAAAAAAGGUACAUAUUUCAUUAAUAAAAAUAAAAUUGCUACACCCAAAACCAUAGUAUAAUUAUAAAUAUUUCAAGAAGAUAUAAAAGCAUCUAUCUCUCUGUAUCUGUAUAUGAGGAUUGUUGGGCCAUAUGCCACACCUAUGCCUGCUACUAGGAGUAAUGCCUCCGUAUUGGCGUGAAAUUUGAUAUGCCUAUCACUAUGCCAGUGUUGGUGGUUUUUUAUUUUUUUUAAAUUCUUAUGCUUUCUAUGUUGUCAAUCCAGGUGUUGUAUUCUGGGUGUUUACUUUUGGCAUAUUUCAUUAAUGCACCUAUAAAAAAAAUCAUGGUCUUAUGAUUUUGAUGAGGUUGCAUAUUACAACCAUUUGGUACCUUUAUGUAAAUUGCUAAACAUAUUCUUGGGAGUGUUCCAUUAAUGUAAACCUUGUUUCUAUUUAUGGUCAUGAUUUGCUUUAAAGGUUUAUUCCUUCCAAAACAGUUUUUUGGGGUUGUGGUUUUUUUUUUUUUUUGGUCGAGUAACCUUUUCUGACCUUCCCUCUCUAACGGGGAAAAAAUAAUUAUAAAAAAAAUAAAUCCCGUGCCAAGGCAAACUGUUCCCCGCAGCUUGAUCCUCCUCUAGUGAUGUCACUCCCACUUGCUGUUAGUUAUGGCUGCGGCGAGGAACAAGUCACCACUUGAUUUUGAAUCCGCCCAUAUCACGUUCUUUCAAGAUCUUACAAGAAGCACAUUGCAGUGGCGCAGGUCAGUGGGCUUGAUCACCAACCACCUCCGAACAGCCGGCAUGGAAUACCAAUGGGGCAUGCCCAGGACUUUAACGGUGAUAAAAAAUGGGGUCACACACAAACUUAGCUCCCUGAAUGAUGGACUGGCAGCGGCCUCAAUGGAGUCCCCCAAACAACAUGUAUGGGACCCCUCGAGAACUGUCCCGUUCACACCACGAGAUGGAGCGAGGCUGGGAGCUCCUACCUGAACCAUGCUUCGACGGAGUGGACUCUCCAGUAUCACAUAGCCCUCUCAGAUGACUGCUCCUGCUCAUAUUAUGAUACAAUUAAGAUAGUUCUUUAUUCUGCAUUGUUGAAGCUUGGUUCAUGACUGCUUUUAGUUUUUGCUUACAUAUGCUUAUCUUUCUUUCAUUUAGCCACGCUUAACAGUAUUUAUCACAGCACACGGUAAAGCGAACACGCGAAAAUACACUAGCCCUCCCCGCUCCAGAAAGCGGGAUGAUAGCCCCCCGUGGCUUCCCUAGGUCAGGGACCGUCUGUCACGAAUAAGUAAGCACGGACCCUGGGCUCAGAUACCAUACACAUAGUUUACCCAGUUGGCCCAUUUUGCCUACUCCUACAUUUUACAUAUCAUAGUGACUGGGCACACUACAGCAAAGACAAUCAGCACCUACGGGGCCGAAUAAGAAUAAAAAUAAGUCUGGCAACUAUCCCCAUCGUGUAACCUUGAUAUAAAGGACACCUCCGCACCCUAGCCCCUCACCCCUUAGAUCUGAGCGUCAAAUCGCAUUCACCAAGUAGGGUUGCUUACUACUCACGCUUCUCUUAAUAAAUUCGGCUUGUUUAUUAUAAUUUUUAAAAAUGAGGCUGUCCAUUAUGGGAGUCCUAGCAACUGAAUAUGCUAUUGCACCCACAUUGUGUAUUAACAUGGUUUUUACUCCCUUUUUUAAUUUCUGUAACCCUUUUAUCAUUGCCCCAAUAAAAGAAAGAAUUAUUAUAAAAAUAAAAUACACCUACCAUUAAAAUUUAAUUGACGUAAAUCAUAAAAAUUACCUCCCCCCCAAAAAAAUAAAUAAAAACAAACAAUUUUAUAAAAAGUUUGUAUAACCUGCUAUCAAUUCCAUAACAACUAGAGAAUAAUUUAUUCCAGAAUACAUGCCAUGAUAGCAUGAGCAACCCUGACUGGUGAAGGUUACCCUAAAUAUGUGUUCCUAUUCAAUGAAGUUCCCUACUCACUAAGGGUAUAAACUGAAACACUGAAUAAGAUAGUUCCAGGAAAAAUGUAUACGGGAAGAUUCAGAAUGUGUGGGUGUGUAUAUAUCUGUGGGUGUGUGUGUGUGUGUGUAUAUAUGUAUGUGUGUGUGUGUGUGUGUGUGUGUGUGUAUUCUCUCGCCUUUGAAAUGAGGAAAACAUUCUGAUGUUGCUCCUCAAAUGAAUCCGUAAGAAAACUCCUUUUAGUGGGGUUACUACGUUGAAUGUAUGAAAUGGCUAAUUUUAUACAAGCUCACGGUAUUCCUCUUAGCCACAUUAAACGAACGAUCAUUUUAAAUAUGAUGAUCCUACCAUCCAAUUACUACUUCUCUAGGCAGGCAGACUGUGUUAUUCUAUUGGAUCAGUAUUUAUGACGCUGUAAAUGUCAGAGGCUGAAGGGCGAUCAAGUAAAUAAUUUAUUUGUCUGAACUCUGAAUCUUGCCAUAAAACUGGUAAACGCCCUGCCAGAGUAGCAAUAGUACAGACAGACUGCGCAUAUAGAAAUGGAAUAUGACUUAAGUACAGUAUACGGCUUUGUAUUCGUGUUCUAUGGGAUUUAGCUAAAUAGUUUUGUGAAGAAAUAAGCAAAUUUAUUUUCAUAUUGCCAAUUUGGGAAUAAAAGAUCAAUUGCAGAUUUUUUUUGAUUCACUAUUUGUCGAAUAAGCUCUCAAUUUGAAAAUGACGAUAUUGUGUGUGUAUAUGUUUUCACUUUACAUAAAUCUUGUGGCCUCCUUUCCUAUGUAUCAGCUCAGUAAUAGUUCUAGUUCAUUCAAUUCUUCCAAGUCUAAGUCUCUGUUCAGUUUCAUAAAAUCUUCAUGUAUGGGCUCCUUCUGUGUGAUGCUGGGUAAACUGAUUCAGCCGCAGAAUAGUUUUAUAUACGGUAGAUACCUGUUCACUUUGUAACUUUAGAAUUCAAGGGAGUAAAUAUCCAUUUCUUAUUAAAGGAACACUGUAGUGUCAAAAACACUAUUUAGAAUUAUUUAAAUUCCCUCUUCUGAAUCUGUCCGUAUACAUUUUUCCUGGAAUUCAAUUUACUAUCUUAUUCAGUGUUUCAGUUUAUACCCCUAGUGAGUACGGAACUUAAUUGAAUAGGAACACAUAUUUAGGGUAACCUUCACCAGUCAGGGUUGCUCAUGCUAUCAUGGGAUGUAUUAUGGAAUAAAUUAUUCCCUUGUUGUUAUGGAAUUGAUAGCAGGUUAUACAAACUUUUUAUAAAAUUGUUUUGGUUUUUUUGUGGGGGAGGUCAUUUUUAUGAUUUACUUCAAUUAAAAUAAUUAAAUAAUUUGGUAUGUUUGCUACUGUUUGCAUUAACGUGUGCUAAUUGCCAUUUGCUUUUGUCAGUUGUAUUUGGCUUGUGCCAUUAAAUGUAGUCAAUUUUAUGGGUGGUCUUUGUGAUCUUACACAGGCAACGCAUUGUGAGUGUGAUCAGUUUAUACAAUCGCUCAAUGCUAAAGAUAUCUUACCACAAUUAGGUUAUACAUAGAUUAGAUCAUGUGCCCUUCUGAACUUGAAUUUGCUCUUUAGAUUGUUUUUAUCAGCCAAAUAACUGCUUAUUCUCUAGUUUUAGACAAAGAUUUCAACUGACACCAAGAUAUUGUAUGUACUUGUCUGUCUUGUUCACUGGGCAAGCCCUGCUUAUAUGCACUAUGCAGUGCGUGUACAGGAGCACCUGUUUUAGGGUAACACAAAGAUGAAGCCAUCUGUGCAGAGCUAUUUACCUAGCUUGUACCUAUAUCUGGCAUGUUUAUAAUGCCUAAUUUCCAGUGAUCCACUAAUGAAGGUGGAGAUCUUGUUAUGAAAGGUAUUGUAUGCAGCUGUCAGGAGCAGUGAAAUUUUAUUUUAAUUGUUCUCACACCUACUGAAGCUUAUAAAUGUCUUUCAUUGCCAUUUAAGAAAUGCAAGUCAUUUUUGUUAUUUUCCUACUGAGUACUUGGUCUGUUCUCCUAGACAAAAUAAACAAAUUGAGGACAAAACCUCAUUCUAAGAACAAAGAUUGGCAAACGUCUCUAGAGCUUAGCAGACAGGCCUAUUUUUCUGGCUUGUGGUUUUAUUUUUUUUAUUUUUUUGCUUAUAGACUGCCAUGGAAGAGAUCCAGCUAUUGGGUUCUGUCUAAUCUACCUAUUUAGCAGCAAGCAGUAACCUUUUUAUUAGCUGUGACUCCUUGGAUCCUGCAUUUGACAACCUUUUAAUAUUCAUUAUCAGAAACGUGCUGCAAGUAGUGUAGAGUAUUCUGGGUAUUUGUAUUUCUAAGCUAAAGUGAUGACUCAUGCUAUUGUAUAUUGAUCCGAAACAAAACAAAAAACUCAAGUCAUGCAAUAGGGCUUGAAAAGUACCCGGUUGUUGUGAAUUAUAUAAAUUGGCAGUUCUCCUGAGUGAUUUGCUUGAGGUAGAAGCACCAAGUAUGUAUAUGCUGGCUUAUCAAUCGAAUUUUGAAACUAGAGACACCUGGUUAUUUGCAUUUAGGCAGUGUUUUGUAAUCCGGCUAUGCCUGUGUACAUGACACCAUGUUUGGAUCUGUACAUGAUUGACCAGUAGAUGAUUUGUUGAUGAAUAUAUGUGAGAAGUUGAUGCCACGUGGCUAAAUGAUGAGCCCUGUGUGUGGUCUGUGUACAGUGUUUUGUUACUCAUGUUGUGUGAAUUUGGCAAACUGUGAUGUAAAUGCUACUAAAAUAAUGGGAGGGUUUGGGUGAUCUAAUAGUCUUCAGAAGCCACAAAUUCAUGUGUGGAGCCCUGUGGAUGAGUGGAGGGCUCUAGAUGGUGUGUGUGUCCAUGGGAAUAUAUAGAUGUAAUGUGGCAGGUACAUGUGCAGGAAAUUACUCCUUUGUAAUUAAAUCUGGCUCUUAACUUAGUUUGCUGAUUCACCUCCUGAUCUUGGCUCAAUCAAAAAAAGGGAAUGGCAGGAAACGUAGACAUUUUGAGGUGUGUGUGUGUGUGUGUGUGUAUAUAUAUGUAUGUAUGUAUAUGUAUGUGUAUAUAUAUAUAUAUAUAUACAGUUUUGUGACCAACAAUUGUGAAAUAUGCUAUGCCUCGUGGAUAAGUCGAGGGUAAAACUUGGGGCUAUGAAAUUCUGUGAUUUUUAUAAUUAUAUACACACACACUCAUACAAACACACACUCUGCAUUAUAUACACACACUCUGUGUAUAUAAUGCAGAGUGUGUAUAUAAUGCAGAGUGUGUGUUUGUGUAGUGUGUGUGAACUGGGUGGGGGGAGGGCAUUUUUAUUAUUUUAAUUUUUUAUUAUUUUAAUUUUUUUUUGUCCCCCCCUCCCUGCUUGUUAACUGGUCAGGGAGGGGGGCUAUCUUAAUCCCUGGUGGUCCAGUGGCAUGGGCUGUGCAGUGGGGGGGCCGGCAGGAAGCAUUUACUUACCUUUCCUGCAGCUCCUGUCAGCUCCCUUCUCCUCCGUUCCGGUCAGCUCCACUGUAAGUCUUGCGGUCUGGUUGCCGCGCGGAUCGUUGCCAUGGCUCUGACAGCCGCGGCUCUCUAAGUUGCCAUAAUACAGACAGUGACUCGAGUAUAAGUCGAGUGGGGGUUUUUAAGCACAAAAAAUGUGCUGAAAAACUAGACUUAUACUCGAGUAUAUACUGUAUGUAUGUAUAUAUGUGUCAUACAUACAUACAUACAUACAUACAUACAUACAUACAUACCAGGGCUCCAAACAUCCUAAUGGCUGUAAUAGAAGGCUGCACUCACGGAUUCCAUAAAAUAUAAUGUGUGGGUAUACACACACACAUAUUAUAUUUUAUGGAAUCCGUGAGUGCAGCCUUCUAUUACAGCCAUUAGGAUGUUUGGAGCCCUGGUAGUGCACCCGGUCUGGGGAGUUGAAGUCUGAGUACAAGGUACAGUUAAUAUAUAAUAUAUAUAUAAUAUAUAUAUAAUAUAUGUGUAUGUAUGUACUUACUAUACAUUAUAUGUUCCAGGCAGUAGAUUCCUUUUGAAUUUAAAUGAUCUGGGCAAUAGUUAUGUACAUAGCAUUGUGAGUGAAAGUCAUUUUUUUUUUUUUAUGUAUUGUUGGCAAGGAAUAUACCUGCAACCUUUGCUUCUGAAGGGAGAGCUUGACAAAUAACAGAUGCAAUUACAUUUUUGUGUAUUUUUCAGACAUUCUAGUAACCUCUUCAAUGACUCCUAAUAACAAACAACCCACCCAAAACCAAGCUGAUCUCUAGAGAUAAUAUUUAGUUUAUGGUAAAGUUAGGAUUCAGAAAGAAAUGAUGAUUUGUAGUAUAAGGUGUAAAUUUGGAGGAACACACUGGAUUAUACAUGUCAGGGUUACUCACUAUUUAUUUUCCAUAUCAUAUCGACUGUAAAGGAUUCUUGUUUUCUUUUUCAAAUCGGCUAUAAGCUAACUACGAAUAGUCAUUGUUUAGUGUGUGUGUUUUGCUUGUUUUCUGAGUUUUGUUAUUGGCUCUUUUUUUGUGUGUGGAUCUGUUGCUAGAUCCUUUGUUACUUUGUUGGAAGUAAGAUCAUGUCUUGCAUCAUAUCGUUUACUGCCCAUCAAAAAAGGUAAUUUAUGCUGAAAAUUAAGAGUUAUGGAUGGUCCAAUACAAAUUGGUCUUUUUUAAAUAAUCCUUUGCUUCCCUUUUAUUUUAUUUUAAAGUGCCCAAACCUUGUACUUUAACAAGUAAAUGUUUAUGUGGGGUCCCUUCCUUGACUAAGAAGCUGUACCAUUCCAUAGACAGUCAUUCUGAUUUAUGGGUUUGUUCUUGUGAUUAUUAAAUUUUUUAUUUUCUUCUCCUUUUUUAAUUCCAUAAAUCUCUGCCUAGCAUUAAAUGGGAUAUGGAGAAUACAGCUACAGUUCAAUUUAUGGCCUAAUAUGACUUGAACUGCUCAGUAACCUGAUUGCUGCCAUACAGAGGUUAAUCAUUUAUUCACAGCUCACUUUUGUUAACUGGGCUAUACAGUGAUACCAUGUACUUAUUGCUGCUGUUUGGGUUCUUUGUGGAGACUAGAAGGGGAGGUAUGUCCAGCAAUGUUGUGAAUGCGGACUGUGCACUCCACACGUGCAGGUUGAACAGUAAAGGAAAAGUAAAAAAGUUUUUCUGCACCAUCACUUUUGGCAAUAUAUAUAAAUAUAUAUUGUAGCAUGUCCAUUAACUGUAACAUUUAAAACAUUAUUAAAUUUCUGUGCUCAUUCUUCUAGUACAGUAUUUUAUUACAUUGACGAACCAAGACAUGCCUGAACUGCGUGUGAAUCGAUCCAACCUUCAUAGCUAUGCUAGAUUGGGAGUUAUGUAGGCAAGGGAGCUCACUACUCUCACCCUGCCUUUGCUGUCUAACAAAUUGACCAUCUUAAUGUGUAGGGUACAUUCCAGAUUAUCUAAGUGAUUUGUCUCUCCCUGGUUCUCACAUUCUAUUAUUGACACCCAGAGUGCUCCCUAUAAUUCAAACUACUCCUAAACUGUUUGGCAAAAAAAAAAAAAAGAGCUGCCCUGGUUUUAGAGUGGCCUUUUAAACAUUUAUAAUUGUAGUCUGGUUUACAGAGGUAAUCUACCGGUAUGUCUUUAUUAACACCUCCACAGACUAGAUAGAAUUAAAGAUAUGCUUUUAUGAAGCUGGGAUUUUUUUUCUUCGACAUGCCGAGUGUCUAUACAUGUGAAGAAAUGUAAAACCUGCGGCCUACACAUGAAUGGCUCCUGUAUGAAAUCUGACACUGAAAUUUUGUAUGGUUCUGAUAUUGCAACUUACCGGUUAUGUAUUUUUGUACGUAUGGAAGCUUUGCAUUUUUCAGACUGAGUAAAAUUUGAGUUGUUUUGAAAAUUUCUUUUUAUUUUUUUCCACCCAUUUAUUGUAAAGCUGUAAUUUAAAAAUAUCAAUGAUUUCAGAUUUAAAGGGACUACUUAAGUGGUUAAUUCAAGCAUCAUACAGCCCAUUAGCCUGGUUCCUCUGUAAUGGGGCAAAACAUUUAGCAAAGGUUUGCCCCCUUAUCUGGGUCACUGCCAGGUCCCAAUGCUCACAGAGCUGUAAAAAGCCACAACCACAGCACAUCAGCUGACUGCUCACGGUCAAUUAAGGCAAUGAAAGUUGCACAGAAUUGACAGCACUCUAAUUCCGAGCAGCCUGAUGACACCCCUAUGACUCUGCCACAGGUGGAGUUAAACCUUAGGAAACAGAGGCAUAAACUUCUGUAUGGGCAGCAUUUCACGAUGAAUUGCUGCACAUACAGAAUCCAGCCACCAUGACCACUUCAGGUCCCGGAAGAGGUCAUGGUGCUUGGAGUUAUGCUCUAAUAGUGCAGAAGAAUUGCAUUAUAUCUUAAAUCCAGCUUGUUCCUAUAAUGUGAUUUUAAUAUUUUUUUUUUCUUUAGAUGAAGCCCUGAGGUAACUUAUUUUGUCGUCACAUGUUGUAGUCUUAUAAAAAGUUUGAUUACGAUUAAGUCUUAAUACAUGUGUUAAGGUGAAAUAUAUUGAUAUCUGAUCCACUGUUUGUGUGUGGUAUUCUCCUGGGCGUUGUACUUUCUGUCUAUGUGAUUUCACUCCUGUUUAGUGCUUGCCAUGUGGAAAUGGCACAGUAAUACUGCAUGUAGACCUUCUCCUGCUAGCAAAUAUGUACUUAUAGGUAUAAUUGGUUGCUCUUCCUCAAUAUUGAUCUGAGUUUUAAAUAAUUGCAUUGCUGUUUUGCUGUGUCUGUGUGUCACAACUGAACUACUUUAUAUAGUUUCCUCUGUAUGUUAAAGGAACACUUCUUCAAUAUAACUGUGUAUAUAUGUAAAUGUGUUUUUUAAAACACUCGGCCCACCAUAACUGAAGUGGACUGAAGUUCUUAUGGUGCUGGGUGUUUGCUGGUGCCUACUUACCUUAAAGUGUUAAACUGUUUUAAUUCCAAAGUCUUCUGUUUGGCUCUCUUCAGCUCUGCACCCUCAACAUCCAUUUUGAAUCCGAGGCUUGAAACAAAAAGCCUUGGCAUCAACUGGUGCUCUCAGCCUAUCCGUAACUCCCAAUUUACAAAACUGCCUAGGAAAUAUUUUCAUUAUUUAAAACUUUAUAUUUUGCAAUAUCUAGGUCUACAAGUUACAAGUUUUAAACAGUAUAUGGUUUCUCAGACAUGGCAAUGUUUUGUUUUCAAGGCUGCAGGCACAGCAUCUGCAACGCCAAAUCACUAUAUUAAGUGAUCUUAGAAUGUACACUAUUCCUUUAAAUAAUCACCUUUAGAUAUAGAGUUAUAAAUCUUUUUAUUUUAUUUUUUUAAUAAUUUUUAAAAAAAAAAUUAUUUAUUUGGGAUGUUCAAGUUUUUGCAAACAAGUGCGCAGUGCCACCACAACUGAUGCCCGCAAUUCAGGUAUUGACAGAUUAUAAUAUUUGUUUGGCAUGUGUAACAUUUGCAUUUUUUUUUUUUUUUUUUUAUAUAAAAUGCAAUAAAAGAGAAGCUUUUAGAUUCAUGGCAUGGCAUUCAUGCUAUUACUUUGAGCAAGAAAGAUGUAUAACUAAAAGAAUCAAGGUGAAACAUACUAUAAAAAUAAAGAGAUUGAAAACCACUGGUAUGUGGUAUCAGGGUGUAAACUGAGGAGCAAAUGGAUGCUGUUUAGAGGUAGUCAUCUAACCCCAGUGUUUGGGCUCAGCCUAUGCCAUCCAAUGGGGGCACAUUACUGCGAAAGGGUUCCAGCUGGUUUCCCCAGCCAUCCCUAUGAUCCGAUGCACCUUGUUCACAGCACCAGCUGAACCCAGCAGGAAUCUCCAUAAGUUACUAAGUUUUAAAUUUGGUGUGAUCACACAAUAUAUAUAUUUACAGAGGUAAUCUACCGGUAUGUCUUUAUUAACACCUCCACAGACUAGAUAGAAUGAAAAAUAUGCUUUUAUGAAGUUGGGAUUUUUUUUCUUCGACAUGCCGAGUGUCCAUACAUGUGAAGAAAUGUAAAACCUGCGGCCUACACAUGAAUGGCUCCUGUAUGAAAUCUGACACUGAAAUUUUGUAUGGUUCUGAUAUUGCAACUUACCGGUUAUGUAUUUUUGUACGUAUGGAAGCUUUUAUUUAUUUAUAUAUAUAUAUAUAUAUAUAUAUAUAUAUAUAUAUAUAUAUAUAUAUAUAUAUAUAUAUAUAUAUAUAUAUAUAUAUAUAUAUAUAUAUUGUUAAUUUCAGUGCGCCACACUCUUUUUCACUGUUUUGUUCUAUAUAUCACGGUUGACGGAGCUAGCCGGUGUGUGAGUGCUGUUGGGCUAAACACUAAUAUCUGUCUGUUCUCCGGACCCUCUUCCUGGGAGUUGCCUCACGUGCAGGUUGUGGGCAUUGCAGGGGGUGCUGAAUCCCGUCGGGUUGUGAGCCAGGUGUGUGGUGAGGGAGCCGGUCAUCCGACGGCAGAGCUUCCUUCUCAAUCUCCUCCGUAGCUUUCAUCUGGGCACUGGAUCAGGAUUGCUCCUCCGAAUAGGCUGGAAACGGUUAGGGCGGCAUUCUUGUCGUGUCUGGGUCGGAGCUGAUCCCAGCCCUCAUUGGCUUAUUGUUGCCCAAAGGUGAUCUAGAGCCUGUGGGAGGCUUGUAGCAGAGAAUAUCUGCAUUUCGUGGGCAGAGGAAGGCUGAAGUCUCUGAGCGGUGGCCAUCUUGGAUGUUGGGCCUUGGGUUGUCCGCUUCUCUAGAGGCGAGUAACACACUACAGAGCACUGUGUUGUUUACCAUGGGGACCGAGAUAUCUCCCACCGGUGCAGGAGGGGAGGGGCUGGAGGAAGAACAGGGCACAAAAAUAGACAAACAGUUCAGGCUGGAGGAUCGGCUGCCUCCUCACUCCCAAGUGCUCCUGCAGGCCGCCGAAGCAGUCAACCUGUGUACUUAUAAUAAAUCAAUCGAUCUGCAAUGUGUUCCCCAAAGUAUAUAUCUGUGUUUCAGGUGUGGAUUUCUCAUGGUGCCGGUUAAAAUAUGCAAAAUCAGGUUGUCUCCGGAAAGCACAAGUUAUGUGCAUCUGCACUGGUCAGCAGCUUGGCCCCACCCCCAGCUAAAAAAAUUUUAAAUACAAUUUGAUACAAAUUGUCAAAAAAUAAUUGGUUAUAAACUUCUGGUUAUAAAUCUUAUCUAAUGAGCUAUGCUGUAACAAUCUGGCUCAUUUCAAGAUCUAUAAAGUACAUGUUUAGCGCUUUGCUUUUAGAAGUGGAAAGUGUAAUUGUUAACAUCUUUUUGUUAGCUGUGACAAAGCCCUUCACAUGUAAACAGAUUGAGUUACCCAGGAAUGUUGGAAAGGAAUCUAAAGGGACAUCUGUACGUCUGUGAUUUGUUUUUACAGGCUUCCAUUCUACAAGCUGGUGUUAUACUGGCGUGUCCACACUUUCUGUCUUAAUCAUACGCAGUACUUCUGGUUUUGGUCCCCUCACAUACACUUUUUUUUUUUUUUUUUAAUGUUUAUUUUUCACUCUUCUAUAUAUAUUUUUUUUCUUUCAAAAAUUGUACUGUUUCAACUAGCUGACUUAAUUCUUACGUUUCCCUAAUAACUUUACUUUGUUUUAUUAUUUUUAUUUAUAAAGCGCCAACAAGUUCUGCAGCACUGUACAAUAGGUGGACUAACAGACAAGUAUUUGCAACCAGAAUCGUUGGACACGCAGGAUGAGAGGGGAUUGAGUGCCCUGCUCAAACGAUAUUACAUUCUAGAUUUCUUAUCAAAAUUAGAAUUGCUAAAGGAACUUUAUUAACAUUAGGAAAACAAACCUUUGCAGAGUCAUGUGUGGGCUAUCUAUAUUAUUAAGCCCCCUAUAAAUGGUGAAAUAAAACAUUACUUUAGUCCCCUGGCAAGCUAGUCUUCCCAUGACAGCUGCUCCUCCCCUAUCUGAGAUUAUAAUCACUGAUGCUUAGCCAAUCUAAUGCUUCCUCAUAGGGAAGCAUUUGGAGACUAGUGCACAUGCACAGCAAUCUGCAUCUCCUCAUAGAGAUGCAAUGAUUAACUAGAGGUGGCAAUAGGCGCAAUGGAAACACUGCCUUCUCUCAAAAAAUGGGGUUACCACAGAAGCAAUUAAUUUAAGCUGUAGUGGCUUAAAAUGUGCCUUUAAAGGAGAACAUGCAGCAUUUCUCUAAUGACAUGAUCUUGUCAAUGUAAAUUACCUUUGCUAUGCACGUCUUCUACUGUAAAGUAAUGUAACACGUAACACAAUUUAUUCUACAACAUACAUUUGUCUCCUCUGUUUCAGAGGGGUCUGCAUUGAACUAAAGCUGCAGAUAAACUGUGCGUGUAUAUGAUUUAUGUUUUUAUUUAAUAAAUAUUUCCUGUUGUAUUUAACGUGAUAUGUAGCUCAUCAUUAGAAUGUGGGUUGCUGUUGGAACAUGUUAACCCUCCUAUAGUGAAAUGUUACAACCCUGUGUUUUCUUUCCGCAUGUGAAAUUUAAUGCCUGUCUCCUCAGCUGAAAAAGGUGGGGAUAUCUUCUUUUUGUAAAAAACCAUAAAUGAAAAUAGGUCUUUGUCUUCAUUGGUAGUAGUGACGAGACUUGAACCUCUGUAAUUGAACUGCAUUCUAAUUUACUUUCAGCUUUGAAAUAUGUCAAUUGAUAGUCUAAUCAAUAGGGACAAGAACAGACUAGUGUAUUGUGGUUUUUAUACCUGUGCUCUAAAUGGUUUUUAGUUUUUUCUUUUCUUUAAUACAGCUAAAGAGAAGUGAUUUUGUAUAAAAUAGUACAAAACAGUGCCAUUACUGUAUUUGUUUAUUUCGAUAAACUUACUUUGUGUUUUCAUAGUUUUGUACUGUCUGUGAGGUCCUGAAUUCUCUGCAAGAUGCGAACGAAACUUAAAACAAUUUUAAACACGUGGCAGCAUGUUCAUACAUGGAUAUAACUUUUUUUUUUUUUUUUUAAACUCUGUACUGGAGUAAAUAUAUACUCCUGUGUGUGUGUGUGUGUGUAUGUAUGUAUGUAUAUAUAUAUAUAUAUAUAUAUAUAUAUAUAUAUAUAUAUAUAUAUAUAUAUAUAUAUAUAUAUAUAUGUGUGUUAUAAUUUGACACAAAUGCCAGUUUAUUUUGUAGAUAUUGCUAUCAAAAUAGUAUAUACUUUCAGCACAGCACAAUGUUGUUAGUCUAUAGAGCAACACCACACAAGUCUCGCUUACAUGGGGUGAACAAAAGGUGUUUAAAUUCCUUCUUGAAAAAAUUGACAUUGCCAGCAUACUAUAGGAUUUAAAUAGAUGGGUUCAUUGCAUAACUAGAAAACCAUGAUGUUUUGCCACAUUUAGCCAACACCACCUACUUUUCAAAAGCUGCUCCUUAUGAAAAACAUGGUGGAAAAAUUAAUUUUAAGUGGCAAAACAAAUUCAUAAAAUUUCAUGCUUUUUAGAAUGUAACUAGCACCUGUGGCUGCUCAUUCUCACACCUAUUUCACCACCAUUACUCAUGCCUUAGGAAUCAUCAUAAAGAUCUUCCAGUCAAUAAGCAGUUUCCGCUAAUCUGUUACAAUGCCAAGUAAAAACGAGUGACCUCACCCAUUCUUUGUGUGUGACUUUUUUUUAAAAAUUUUUUAUUUCAUAUUUUUCAGGUGUGUAGAAAGCAAUGAGUAAUUUCUGCUCAACGCAAUGGGUUGUGCCACAGAAGCUUAAUAUAGGAAGUUAUGCUUUAAAGGGUCACUGUAAACCGCAUAGCAACAUUGACAUCAUUGCAAAAAUUUUGAAUAUCGUGAUAAGUUCAUGUCUCCAUGUCCAAAGUGGCUUUUAACUUUCUAACUGCAUUGAUUUGAAGAAGGGGGGGAGAGAGACUUACUGCAGCUAUAAGGCUACUGAAGGAGUGAAUUAAAUGAAGAUAUAUUUCCUCCAUUGCUGUCCAAGUUCCAUCCUGUUUGUGCGUGUUGAAUGGGCUUGUUGGUGGAGACUUCUAUCUCCUCCUCUCUACAGUUUCGUUAAGGGGUUACUAUAACCUUUUGAGGCGGUGUGCAGGCUUCCCUGUGUAAAAUACCCUCUUGCGUACUGUAGAGAAUUUGAAGAAAAGAUUUGCAGGAAAAAAAAAACUACUCACCUGGAAUCCAGCACUGGGCAAAGACCCCAGCAGUGACUCCUACUAACGCCUAUCACAAUGACCACUUCAAAUCAUUUCACUUCAGAUCAUUGAAGUGGCUAUAAUGGCUGGAGCAACCCUUUAAACCGAAGAGGGGGAGGGGAGGGAAUGGCACCUAUAUAGAACUAUGGACAUGAGUACUAUAAAUACUUUUUGUAUUCCUAAUGCUAUAGUGUUCCUUUAAGACAAAGUACCAAAUGAAGGCAAUCACCAUGGAAACAAUAGAAUGUCUUUUACCACAUUCCUCCAAAAUAGCACCUAUUUUGCCUCGAUAAUUCCCUCUAUAUGUACUCUUUGGCAUAGGAAGGAGAACGCAAGGUAAGAGUUUUUUUUUUUUUUGUUUUUUUUCUCCUCUCUCUUCCAAUGCUGACAGGUUACCAAUAUAAAACUUGUAGACAAUCAGCAGGCUGCAUCUUGUGUUUGUUCUGCUUAGAAAAUGUCUGAGUUUGUUUGCUUAUCUCUCCUUGUGCCUGCCCCACGUCACUCCACAAUGCAUAAGUAUCCCUGUUUAGUAAACACGCUGGGUGGACAUGUAUCAUUCAGUUUAAUUUACCUGGUGACUCUUUCCCCUCUCUCUUCCAGAUCUAAAAAUAGUUCUCUUAGUGAUUUAUUAUUGAUAAGGGAAGUGGGAUCAGAAUUCUAGUUCCUACCUGGCUGUUUCUUAGGAGGGGGAAGGUCUCUGCUGAAUUGACAGCUUUAGUGACCCGCAGCUUGAUGAUCAUCAUAAGCAGUUUACCUGAUCGAGCUUGUCAGAGAAGAAAAACCUAAUCAUCCACUUUAUUUUUUAAUUUCUGUGUUUUUUUUAAAUUUUUCUCCACAGUCUUAAAUCUGUUUUUAACAAGUAAUUAUGAUCGUGGACGUUUUUAUUACUUAAAGCACGCAGCACAGGAAUCUUGUGGAUUUUUUAUUUUCCUUUUUCUAAAACUGCUUUGUCUCUUUCUGGGGCCAACAUCUGUGCUGUAUUCUCUCGUGUGAGCAAGAGUACAACGCUGAUGUCAUACAUAAAGGAUACCAUAGGAGCCUCCACUGUGUGUGUGUGUGUGUGUGUGUACAGGUAUAGCAUCAAAAAUUGCUGACGUUUCGACCCAUUCGGGUCUUUCUCAAGGUCAAUGUACCUGACUAAAAAAGUUAAAAUAUAUAUUAAUAUGAAAUAAAGAUAUGUACUCACCAAUCGUGAAGAAACCCCUGAGUCCCUUCACGAUUAGUGAGUACAUAUCUUUAUUUCUUAUAUGUAACUUUUUUAGUCAGGUACAUUGACCUUGAGAAAGACCCAAAUGGAUCGAAACAUCAGCAAUUUUUGAUGGUAUACCUGUUGGAAUAAACUACCUUUUUUUUUUUUUUUUUCAUUGAUUAAGCCCUAAGAGUUCCUCUCUUUAUUUUACACCCAAUAACAUUCCUAAUGCAGUAAAUGAAGUUGUCAAAACAAGUUGGGGUUUUUUUUUUUUUUAUUUUUUUUUUACACUCUGUUGGAAUUAUGAGAAAUCUUGAUAUUUAACAUGAAUUAAAGGUGAGGACAAAACAUUGACUUCAAUUAGAAUUAGACUUAUGUGUGUAUUAUAAUUCAUUUUAUGUGCCUCCUAACCCUUUGUUAUGACAAGCUGUCUAGGUUAAAGCAAAACAAAAAGUGAUGUGGUUGCAAUAACAUGUUCAAGUAUUAGUCUUUUUAAACCGCCAACCACUUCUUCACAGAGGAAAAUAACCUCAAAAUUGAAUAUGUAAAUUUGUAUUAAAUAGACCAGUUGACAUUUUAAAGUGGGAGGAGUCCUGACACUACAACAACUACAGCUUAUUGUAGAGAUGAUUGGGGGUUAUGCCUGUACAGGGAGUAUUCCCUAUUUUCUGUCAAACUGUUUUUUUAAGAGUGGCCUGACAAAAAAAACUAAACAAAACACUAUUAUUAUUGGAAUUACUUUCUUGGUGGCACGUUAACUAUGCUGCAGCAGAGCGGACAGUUUAAGGGUGCUGGGAAGACACACAAAAACGUAUAGUGCAAAAACCACUAGUGUUGUGUGUUUUGGUAUUUUUGUUUGUUUUUGAGGUUCGGGGGUUCCUCUCUGAAUUCCCUACAGGCUUUUAGGUUUAAGCCCGGUCAUUCUUAGCACUUCCUCUAUUACUUUUCCUUAUCUCUAAUCAAGCUUUAAACCAGAACAUGUGCAAAUUGUCAAUUGCUUCUUAACUUUCCACGUCACCUUCAUCAUAUAUAAAUCCACAUUGUUUGGCAACAAGAACUUUGGAGCCUUGAAUAUAGGGAACAUCACAGUGCGAUACCCCAAAUAAAUGUCAUGAAAGAGGUUUUUUAACCUCUCACAACAUGCAAGUUGCCUGUGACAUUAUCACUUAUGGUGCGGGCACCUCUGUCCUCUCUCUUUGUGCAGUACGAGGAAUUCAUAACCGAAUGGCCACUGAGAAUGUCAGCUGUCAUUCUCAGCAAUAAGUGGGCACCCAUUGGAGAAAAUUGUAUGUAUUGCUUUUCUCAAUGAAUUUUGGCACCCAUUUUAAAGACUGAGUGACCCUCUCAGCCUGUCAGCAACCUCCUAGCUACCCCUUUCUUGAUGCAGGAGUGCCUAUGCCAUAGCCCCAACUUUGGGGUUAAUUUGGUGUCAAACGGUUUAACCUCUGAAAGUAAGGAGAUGCGUGAACAUUCAAGCCUCCAUAUCUGCUUAAAAAAGCUUAACAUGUUUUAGGUGAAGGAGUGUAUCUUUAAAGGAUUUAUACAGAAGCAAAGGGUACAUUACAUGAUGGUCUAUUCUCCCUCAGCCUUUCUAUAUACGUUCAAUUUUGCAUAACCCGGUUAUUCUAGAAAGUAGCUUUUAAAAAAAAAAAAAGGGGGGGGGGGGGUUUCUCUGAAAUACUAAGAAGAAGUAGUAGUUCAGAUUUGAACAGUGUUUUAACAUGUAUUGUCUAACUUCCGUCCAUUAUCUAAUUGCUUAUGUUAAUGUUGUUUUUCUUUUGAGAUGAUCUAAGCUGGAUAAAAAUGUUCACCUUUUUUAGAGAACAUAGACUAAGCUCGGGGUGGGGUGGAGAAUAGUAGAGAAAGGUUGCGUUUCCUGCUUGACAAAUCCUGUCCCAGCUUGCCUUGUCGACUCACUGUUUCUCUGUCACAGUUUGAUUUACGGUCUGUCUUUUUCUAUGUGUAAAUUUAAAAGAUGGGCUAUUAUAGAUCUAUUUUAUGUAUUGCAUGAUUCAACAGAGUAUGGGACAAGAGCGUGACUGGGAGAGGAUGGGAGGUGUGAAUCUAAGCAUUUAUAAUCUAAAGUUGGAGUUUAAUUGGGGCAGUUCUUUAUUGCGUUGUAUAAAACUAGUAAUGCACUGUGCAUAUUGGCAUGUACACCUGGCAGAGCAUCUUGGGGGGGAUGUAGUCCACAGCAUCUGGUAUGGCAGAGGCUCAUCUCAUAUGCUGUAAAAAUUUAGGAGAAUCAUAGGUUGAUUUCCAACUUGUUGCAUUUCAUGUGUUUAAUUUUUUGUUUUGUGUUUACUUUGAAUGCUUAUGUGGAGUCACAUAUACUGAAUUGCUACAACAUAUCCUUUAACCUAAACAUAAAAUUGGAAAACUUUAUUUAGGAAAUGUAAAUAGGCGGAGUAAUUUCCACCACCUACACAUAGUAGGUUGCUAAAUACAGACCUUUAUUACCACUUCAAUUUUUAAUAGCCUAAUCGAUAAAAUGGAGAUUAAAAAAUGAAUUUGGUGGAAAUUGCCCAGCACCAGGCUUUGUUACAAGCUGUGCUGUAAUGUUUGAUAAAUGAUCAUAUUUGCACAAUGCAGCAUAGUUUGUGUUGUUUUUAGUACAUGCGCUAACCAGACUGUGUUUGAAACCUGCUUUAUAUGAAUAAGUAUGGUCUUUACCUUAAUUCAUUAACAAAUAUUGCUGAAGUGUAUAUUUUAUCAGUGAUAAAAUUGUGGAGGCGCACUGCAACGGUCUUUUAGGAGCAGUAGAAUAUGGUCAGAAAUAAAAUGUCAUUUUUGUGUGUUUGUUUUUUGUUUAAGCUGCCUAAAGUACAUGUGUGCCUCUAUCUUUUCAUAUGUGAAGAAGAAAGAAUAACUCUUUUUAAUAAAAAAAUACAAUUUCAUACUGCAAUACACUGUUUUUGGUAUCCUUUUUACUGGACUAAUACAGCUAAUUCCAUGUAAUAUACAUUGCACCUUCAUAUAUAUAUAUAUAUAUAUAUAUAUAUAUAUAUAUAUAUAUAUAUAUAUAUAUAUAUAUAUAUAUAUAUAUAUAUAUAUAUAUAUAUAUAUUUUUUUUUUAUUUUUUUUUAUUUUUUUAUUUAUUUAUUUAUUUUUUUCUGUGAUGGAGGGGAGUUUUACCUUCCUUCACAAAUCUGUUGCUUCAAGUGUAUAAUUACUUUGACUUUUUUUUUCAUAUUUUUUUUAAAUACUUUCUUUCUACUUUUUUUGAUGUGGUUUAUUUAAAAAAAAAAAAAAAAAAAUUCUACUAACAAUUGUUAGUUUUUGUCCUUGGCUGUUGCAUAGCAGCUGAUUGCAAUAUCCAUUCAUAAUGAGCAAAGGUAGGAAGGAAUAAACAGCAGCUGAGGGAGAGAUUAUUUUGAUGUGUUACAGAAAAGGUUCAGGGAAAAUAGGCAGCAAUCUAUAGAGGGUAGAUGAACAGUUUUAUCCAUAAGAAAAUGGAUCAUGUGUGCAAGACCGGAGAAUUUGUGAAAGAGAAAACUCCUUCAUGUAGUUGUUUUUUUCUGUCCUUAAUCUAUUUUAACGCAGAUGUGACUCUUCCAUCUUGGUUGCUGCCUAGCCUUUCAUGGAGUCAGAAAACCAGACCAGACUUAAUUAUUGAAUUUAGCUGUGUGCAUCAUAAUUGGAUAAAAACAAGUUCUCAAGCAAAUGAUCUCUAAAUUUAAAAAGGGUCUGUAUUUUGUCUGGCUGUGCCCAAACAUUCACUGUGUGUUUUGCUUUUGAUAAAUUGUUCUAUUUCAGUCUGUGGAAAAGGAAAUGCUUUCAUUUAGUCUCGAGUCCUGAGUGCAGACUAAAAUGCUUAAAGGGACACUCCCGACAUAAUUUACAUGAGAAUGCAAACUAUAGUUGAUGAUCUUGGCACGCAUUUCAAAUAUUUGUUUGCCUGCUGGUAAAAGUAGAAAUGAAAGUGGAAAAUGCAGUGGUGUGUUUUUUUUUUUGUGUUUUUUUUUUUAACUGUAGCGCAAGUACAGCUGUAUGCACACUGCUGAGGCGUGCAUUGCUCCUCAUGCAGGAUUAAGGAGUGGCAAUAUGGAGAUGAAUAUAGUGCAGAGGCUUUCAAAAGGAAGUUUUAUCUUUAACCCCUUAAGGACACAUGACUUGUGACAUUUCAUGAUUCCCUUUUAAUCCAGAAGUUUGGUCCUUAAGGGGUUAAAAUAAUAAUAAUAAAAAUAUAUAUAUAUAUAUAUAUAUAUAUAUAUAUAUAUAUAUAUAUGUGUGUGUGUGUGGAUUUUAUCUUGAAAGCUGAAGCAGGAGGCCCUGUUGAAGUGGAGGCUACAAACUCACACUGGAGUGCUGGUAGGGGACACAUGAAGGAAAAAAGCCACUUGGGCUUAUCAUAAGGGACUCAAUGGGACGAAGAUGCCAGUAAAGUUGAUGGAAUUUGAAAAGAGAGGACAAUAGACAUUGACUGGUCAAUGACCCAGAUUUCAAGUAUUCUAUUGGGUCACCACUCUUUUUGGUGGCUGUCAUAAUUGUUUGCCUAAGAUAAUUUGGUAAGCUGGAAAUGUCCUGCUUCAAACAGUACUGCUUUAGUUUUUCGAACGAUAACAUUUGUAGGCUUUAAGAGGAACUGUCCCUCUUCAGGAAUUUACACAAUUGAAUGAAAUAUUAAUAAAGGUUCAUGUCAGCUCCUUAGCGGUCACAGAAAACUUCUACACUGACAGUGGUGAAAACAUGGUGCACAAAAUGGAACAGGAAUAACAGAGGGGUGCAGUUAGGAAUAUUUUAAUGCAUUUUAGGAAAUGAAGGGGGGGUGAGAAAAGUGAUAGAACAGCCCAAAAAGGUGAAAUCAACUCUUGUUGUUUUUAUGACUGCAGUGAUUGCAAAUAUUCAGUGCCUGACCGAGGAUACAAAUAUUUUAUUGUAUAAGUAAAAUGACUGUAGAAGUGUAUAUCCUUAUUUUGCCAGUAAAUGUGUCACAGGCAAAAAUCUUGAAUGAAGUCAGGAUUCUGAUGUAUCAAUACAUGUUUCAAUGCAUCCCUUAGCUUGCUGAGUCACUGUUCCUCUUCCACCCGAACUCCUGCUAGCUGGAGAUUAAGCUUUAACAUUGUCAUAUAUAGAGACUAAUUUCAGAGGGAGAGGAUACUAAGUACAGAAGUUAAUAACUGCUAAUGGCCUCACCAUAAAAUACUAGAUAACGAGAAAACUGUAGUUUAGGUUUGCCAUCUGGCAUAAUUUCAUGAACCCGUUUGUAUUGUACAGUACAUAAUAGGUGACUGUCACAAACUGAAACUGUUAAGUUACAUGCAUUUUGCAAAUAUGUCUUUAUUUUAUAUUUUUGUUUCUUAUAAUUUUGACUUCCUAGGUCUAUAGUUGGCUAGUAACAUUUACACUUACGUUUUUGUUUUGCUCACCGAGGAAGCUCAAUUGAAAUCAAAGGAGUAUAUUUGCAGUCAAAUCUAAAACUUGAAUUGGCUAAUUUUCUUCCCUCUGUAUUACUGUGAGACAUUAAUACAUCUUAAAGUUUAAAUCCUAUCACCGAACUAAAAACAGAUUAUUUUUUUUUGUGUGUAAAUAUAUUCUUCUCUAUUAACCCCAGCUGUCCAUAAUCUCUUAAUAUGAGAAUGGGGGAGGGAGAAGACACAUCACCCAGACCACUUGGCAUCCAGGUUGAGAUGAAGUGGUCUGGGUGUCUAUAGUGUCCCUUUAAUUUUAGGAGUGUGAGCAAGGGUGGAGAUGUUCUGUGAAAUUUUAGGUGACUUACUAAUAACAAUUUAUGCAACGUAAAUGUAAUUUAGAACAAGAAUAAUGAAUACUAUUUACACAGACUGAUUUCUGAACACAUUGUAGAUUAAAGAUGCAUUACUUUGAGUAUUGUUGUGUAACUCUCUUACACAUUCUGACAGACCAACAAUAUGGAGUUCUUACAAAAAAUUGAUAUUUUGUAUUAAAAAAAACAAACAAAAAGAGAGGGAUUUAGUCCAAAAUAGGGACAAGCCCUCCUAAAUAUGAACACCUGGGAAGUAUGCUAUUUCACUAAUGUUGAAGAGCAAAAUGUCAAUAAUUGACAGUUGCAUUUUUGUUCAAGAAACAUUGAACAUAAACUGGAUUUGUAUCUAUCGGUCCGUUUUAGAGUGAUUAUUAGAUAAUGGUUUCUAUAAAGCCUGUAUAACAGGUUAUAAUCUAUUUACAUACCAAAAUAUUUUUAUAGGUAUCAACUGGGAGCCAGUUAUCAUUUGAUUUUUACAUGGUUGAUUGUAUAAUCUUAUUGAAAGCAAUUCUGUGUUUUAUUACAUACUGUACAGAUGUAGGUUUUUCUUCAGUUUGCUUUUGGAGAUCCAUUUUUCAAUCUCAAUACAUAUAGGCACAUAUGUAUUUGUGCAGACCGUGAGUUGUGUGAAUGAGCUCAUGAAUGGAACGCUGAGAUAUUCCACUAUUGACAUCCAUUUUAAUAUAUGAUGCCCAUCCAUGCGGUAUGUUAAUAUGAAACCAUUAAAAAUAAUUACAUAUAACUGAAACUUUGAGCUUGCCUAAAAUAGUAAUUGCUGUCAAAAGAGAGUGGACACUGUUCCUUAUAAGGUGUGUGUGUGUGCGUGCGCAUAACAAAACUGUAUGUGUGCUCAGGUUGUAGGCUACAUAUAUGAAUCAGGAGGAGGGCCAGUGUUGCCUUAUGCAUGCCAUGCGGCUCUGUGAAUCUUUACUGUGCUCCGCUAGAUGUCAAUAUAUCCCUCAGGAGCGCAGCCGAAGAUCACAAAGCCACGUUGCACGUGUUUGGGAGGACAGCACAAACUCAUCAGCAGCCUGCAUAGCCAAGGUAAUGCAGGCAAAGAGAAACCGAUGUGGGCAUAAUGCAAUGUUGGUAAAGUGGUAUGGAUAGGGGCAUAAUGUGAUAGGUGCAGGUAGGCAAUGUGGCAUGGAUAAAAUGGAUGCAACCUGAAAUAUGUGGCAUGUGGGCAUACCAAUACAGUCAUGGGAAAAGAAAGUACACCCUCUGUGAAUUGUAAGGUUUUACAUAUCAGGAUAGUUUGAUAGGCAGCAACAUUUUUUUUAUAUAAGACCAUUGCUGAUGUCUUUCCUUCAUUCUGGUUGGGCAGGACAAACAGAUCUAGUCAGAAGUUUAUGGUUUGAGGAGUGUGUGUGUGUGUGUGUGUGUGUGUGUGUGUGUUGUUUUUGUUUUAUUUUUUUCCUUGACCGUGAGAAGAUUGAAUGUAUUAAGGUAUUUGCUUUGAACAAUGAAAAGAUUUUACCAGUGUUUUUGACCAGCCAUUUUUACGAUCUGUGAGAGAUUUUAUUAUUUUGGCUGGCUAUUAUUAUUAUUAUUAUUGGCAUUUACAUAGUGCCAACUUAUUCUAAAGGGCUUUACAAUGUUGUCAAAGGGGGUUAUUUAAACAAUAAAUGACAGUUGUAAAAUGUUAAUGGAACAGGAGUUUCGAUGAGGACCCUACUCAACGGAGCUUACAGUGCAGAGGAGGUGGUGUAUAAAAACACCAUAGGAAGGGCAUAGGUGAGAAUGGCAACCAAACAACAAGGUGGGAAAGUAGCAGAACUGGAAGGUGAGAGUGGAGUUUGGCCCUUUAAGAGAGAGCAAGAGACAGGUUUGUGAAAUAGAAGCUACUCUGGGAGGUCAUGAACCUUUCUGAAAAGAUGGGUUUUAAAGGACUUCUUAAAUGAUUGAGUCUGGUGGGGGUACACGGGCUGUUCCAACCGAGAGAAGUCCUGCAUGCGCGAAUUAACAGAGGGUAUAAGCCAAAUUGAAGAGGGUCAAGGAGAGAGUUGGAAUUGAGAAAGCAAGCCAAACUGUUAAAGACCAGACGUUCUAGAAGCAUUGAGGAAAAAGGGAGCGGGGAUAUGGGACGGUAGUUGGAAAGGGUAAACUGGUCAAAAGAUGGCUUUUUUUAGGAUGGGUAGGACAGUAGCAUAUUUAAGGGGAGUGUGGACAAUGCCAGAAGUUGAGAGCAAUUGAAGAUAUGUUGUAAGGACGACACAAGACAAGGGGAAAGACAUCUGAAGGUGAGAUGGGAUCAAUCAGACAAGUGAUGGGCCAAGCGAAAAGGAGAAACGCAGCCACUUCCUGAUUAGUUGCCGGGAAGAAGACCUGAAGGGUGUAAGAUAGGAGUUAAGGGUGAGAAUUCUUUCUUUAACUGUUUUAAUCUUGUACGCAAAAUAGCAUACAAAGCUAUCGGCUAAAAGGUUAGAGUGUUGAAGGUAUAAAAAAAAAAAGAAAGAUGCCUGGUAUUGUGUGAGUAUUUCCUUGCGAGAGCGGAAAAGUAUGAUUGUUUAGCAAGGGUGACUGCUGCGCUGUACGAAUGCAAGAUUAUUUUAUAAUGGAGAGAGCCUGGACUUCCUCCAGCAGCGUUCAGUUGAAUGGUAGCAUCUCUGCAGGUAUAUUAAAUUCCUAAAUUCUCCUUCUUUUUUUUUUCCCCUUUAAGCCCUCCCUUAAGUAUGAGUUGAAUUCUCUUCUGAGACUGGUGUUGGCAUUUGCAUUUAAAGGGACACUAUAGUCCCUAAACAAGUUAAUGAAGCGUGUUUUUUUGUUUUUUUUAGGUUUUUUUUUUUUUUUAUAGAUCAUGCCUCUGAAGAUUCACUGCUCAAUUCCCUGCCAUUUAGGAGUUUAAUCACUUUUGUUUCGGUUUAUGCAGCACUUGCCACACCUACAAAUAUGAUCAUUACAGCCAAACCCAGCUUAGGUGCGUUCAUGUAAAUAUUUUUGAUUAAUACAUUUUAGUGAGUGAUUCCUCUAUUAAUUGUGGCUUGCCUGGUUACAAAAAAUGUAAUAUUAAUUUAAGGUAUAAUAAAUGUGUACUUCUGGCAGUAAUGAGGGUUAAAUUUUAUGUUUAGAUGUAGAAUUCUAUAAAGUUUCACUUAGGCACCAUAACCACAUAAAGUGAUUCUGAUGCUAGGAUACUUUCCCAUCUUUAUGACAAUGCAGUGAUUUGUCUUUUGAACUUGUAACUUCACCUCAACCCCUGUCAAGUAGAGCCCAGAAUUAUUGUUCCUGGCAAUCUUUCCAAUAAGUUGGUAUGUCAGCACUGACUUGAGAGGGACUUGCAAGUAUUGUUCUCUGGUCGGGAGAACUUGCAAGUCCAAGGAGUUAUCUUGUCUAUGUAAUAAUUUAUACUGCACAUGCACAGGAUCACACGCAACACCAAUCAUCACAGUCUGCUUCAUUCUUUAAACCUAAUGCCCCUCUGAUGAGAACACUAUAUAUCUUUUUUAGCUUUGGUGAUGGCAAAUUCUGUGCAGUCCUGUCUAGCGUCAGAUUUCUGGUUUGACCUAUUUGGUACAUAUAUAUUUUUUGUUGUUGUUCGUUAGGACAAAUGUGUCCACUUUCCUUGUUCCUCUAACAAUGUGUUUUUAUAAUGUUGUUAUAGGUGUCUCAUACAUAUAUAUAUUUUAUCUGUAUAGUAAGAAAAUGUUCUGUAAAAUGCAAGUACACAAGUGUUUGUGUCCCCCCCCCCCCCGCCCCCAAGGUAUUGCAUGAUUAAUGGUGGGCUAAAAGCCAAAACCUUGUUUUUUUUUUUUUCUUUGGAAAGCACAUCAAGACUUGCAGGGGGUAUGGUAAUCACUAACAGCCACAUAUUUCUUAGCAUGCCAUUUUACUCAAAGGAAUGUUGUACAUAACAGAGGAGUUUUUUGUUGUUUUUUUUUUUUAUUUAAAUAAUUAUGUUUUAGGAUUUAUAUAUAACUGAAUUAUGUGGGUAUAUGUACUGUGUGUGCAUACGUUAAUUUAAAUUCUUGCUAAUAUGAAAUAAAACUGAAAACUAGUUACUGCCACUUUAAGAAACCUUGUUAAGUUCCCCUGAACAGUCUCUCCUUUUUCUCUCGCUUUCCUUUUUCUUUCUGCUUUCCUUUUUCACUCUGCUUUCCUUUUUCACUCUGCUUUCCUUUCUCUCUCUGCUUUCCUUUCUCUCUCUCUGCUUUCCUUUCUCUCUCUCUCUGCUUUCCUUUCUCUCUCUCUCUGCUUUCCUUUCUCUCUCUGCUUUCCUUUCUCUCUCUGCUUUCCUUUCUCUCUCUGCUUUCCUUUCUCUCUCUGCGUUCCUUUCUCUCUCUCUCUGCGUUCCUUUCUCUCUCUCUCUGCGUUCCUUUCUCUCUCUGCGUUCCUUUCUCUCUCUGCGUUCCUUUCUCUCUUCUCUCUCUUCUCUCUCUUCUCUCUCUCCUCUCUCUUCUCUCUCUCCUCUCUCUCUCUCUCUCUCUCUCUUCUCUCUCUCUCUCUUCUCUCUCUCUCUCUCUCUCUCUCUCUUCUCUCUCUCUUCUCUCUCUCUCUCUCUCUUCUCUCUCUCUCUUCUCUCUCUCUCUCCCUCUCUCUCUCUCUCUCUCUCUCUCUCUCUCUCUCUCUCUCUCUCUCUCCUCUCUCUCCCUCUCCCUUUUUCUCUCGCGCUUUCCUUUUCUUGCGCUCUCCUUUUUUUUUUCUCUUUCUCUUUCUCGCUCUCUGUCUCUCUCUCUCUCUCUCUUUUUUUCCUUCCCUAUAUUGGAUAUGGCAAUUCUGCCCACUCUAUGGAGUAACUCUUUAUUUAAAUUUACUGGUUUUUGAAGGAUCUAUUUCUGCAUGCUAGGUUGCUGAGCUUGCACAGACAGUGUUAAUAAAAUGUGAGUACAUUUUUAAAGGAAAUUAAUCACUUCUAGAACAAAGCUUAGUAGCUGGAAAAAUAUGCAGACAAAUGGUUCAGACCAGACCUCAAAACUUCCUGCCCUGCCAAGUCUUUUCUUAGAUAUUUAAAUAGCCUGAGACAUGUGUGAAUAUAUAUGACCAUUACUUAUCUAAAGUAUUGAGCUAUCCAUGUGUAACCACAUUGGCUCUCAUCAUGGAUAUUUUUUUAGAUCUCUUUUCAUUGCUAUGCUAGCUAGUGUUGUCACCUCUUAGAUAGUUAUGGUUUCCCUUAAACUUUAAUAUUCUACCUAUUAGGUUCUGUAUCCAGCCUCUUUUUGAGAUGGAGCAGUUGUCAAAAUAUUAGUAUGUGUGUCUCAUUUUCUUGUCCCUGGGUCCUAAAAACACCAGACAAUCAUAACAUAAGACAAUCAAACGGUUGGAAAAAAGACUUCUAUUGAUCAGCUUUUUAAGUGUCUGGUAUUUACCUCAAGUGGGUAUAAACAUCCCAGGGAGCUCUCACUUGCAAUCUGGUGCUUCUCAGUGAUUCAGAGAGUGGCUGUGGGUUACAAUUGCAAGGCUGUUACUCACUGGCAGAGUGCCGGACCAAAGUGAGAGGCAGAAGGGGUCUGUAACCAUAGAAGGUGCGAACUACAAGAUCCACCAGGCACUAAUGAAAGAUAAUGCACCCCUCUCUGGCCUAAAGUAGGAAAGAAGGAGGGGUGUAAAAAUAACUUUGUUUUGGAAUUAUUUAAACAACUUUUUGUUUUUUAAACCCAUACACAUGCAACACCACACACCAUCCCCACCACCGAGGAGAUGAGGAGUUAGAACUAAAAGGUAGACACAUUUACCUCUAUAUUCUGCACUAAUAAAGGAAAUGUGAAAAUUUGACUGCAAGUCCUGUCGAGUUCACUCUUUUUAGGGUUUAUCUGUCUAUAUCUAUCGAUAUCUAUCGAUCUAUAUCUCUCUUCACCAGGAUACCUUUGUAUAAUUGCAUUUGAAAUAAAUGAGCAGCAGUUAUUACCCCCUCGAUGGUGGCUCUGCCCACAACACACAAAUGCUACAAGCAACUCAUAAACACACUUAUCACAGACCGCACACACAGAACACCACAGAUAACUCAUACAUACAUAUACUUAUGUUAAAAAAAGCAUUUUUCAGCAGUGUCGCUACCAUAAAGAGUAAACUCUUUUUCUACAAAAAAAAACAGAAUAAGUUACAGAGCACACUCAAAAAUAGUUUUACAUUUUACAAGUCCAUGUAAAAUCCUAUUCGCCACAAAAAAAUAUAGGGAUUCAAUUACACCAUAUGGCAAUACAGCCACCACCACCAUGUCACAGUACCCCAAUAUCGGUGGAUCUUACACUAAUCUUAACAUGGGAGAUAACUAAUUAUGACACUUACUGCUUAAAUUGUUGCAAGAGACUCUCCUCAAUGUUUGCUUUCCUGUGGUCACCUCCGAAGGGGCACUUAUAGUGAAGGGGUGGUUGUCACAGCACUGUAUUUUGAUUUUCAUGUGUUUUUUUUUUUUUUUUAAAUGUUUUACAUUAAUUUUGCAUGAUAUAUAUUCACAAAGCUCUUACAACAGAUUAAUUAAAUACACUUUAGUUUGACAUAUUAAUUUAACACUAGCACUAUUUAAAGGACCACUAUAGUGCCAGGAAAACAUACUAGUUUUCCUGGCACUAUAGUGCCCUGAGGGUGCCCCUGCCCUCAAGGCCCCCCUCCCGCCGGGCUCUGGGGAGAGGAAAGGGGUUAAAACUUACCUUUCUCCAGCGCCGCGCGGGGAGCUCUCCUCCUCCUCUCCGCCUCAGAUCCUCCCUUUCGGCUGAAUGCGCACACGCGGCAAGAGCUGCGCGCGCAUUCAGCCGGUCUCAUAGGAAAGCAUUUACAAUGCUUUCCUAUGGACGCUUGCGUCUUCUCACUGUGAUUUUCACAGUGAGAAUCAUGCAACCGCCUCUAGCGGCUGUCAAUGAGACACUAGAGGAUUUGAGGGCUGGAUUAACCCAUUUAUAAACAUAGCAGUUUCUCUGAAACUGCUAUGUUUAUAAAAAAAAAAUGGGUUAACCCUAGCUGGACCAGGCACCCAGACCACUUCAUUAAGCUGAAGUGGUCUGCGUGCCUAGAGUGGUCCUUUAAGUUUGGCUUAAUGUAGGACCCACGUCUGAUAUUAGGUAACACACACAAUACUAGACACUCUCAUAACACCACAGACAUCCUGCACACACAUACAAUGCAUAUGGCCCACAGACAAGCACACACAUUCAGUAUCUCAAAGCAUUUACCACAUCUGCCCAUACAUUACACAAGCAGAAUUCUUCCACAUAAAUGUUCAUUUAAAAAAAAAAAAAAAACUAAUGCCAGCACUCUUAAGUUUUACUUUGGUACGGCACAGCGCUUUUCAGCAUGUUGCAUACAAGAAAAGUAAAUCUCAGUCUUGUGAAGUGUGCAUGCAUGACUGGGAAUGAGGAUAUGAUAUCUUCCUGUGACUCACUUUUUACACGUCAUAGAGUUGGUCAGCUCCACCCGCUUAUUCAAUGUUGGACAUUGUGUCACAAAGUGAUGAAACAUAGGAGGUAAAGCAAUAAUGUAACCGUUAAUAAAAGUGCUAUAAAUCUAUAAUUUACUGCAAAUCCAAAUGGUUAGUUUCUCUAAUAUCUUCUGUUUAGUUUACUUGGCUGUAAAAUGUGGAUUGAGUUAAUCAUGUCUUUCCAGUCUAUUGCACUUUAUAGUAUUUUAAUAUAUGAAACUGGAUUAAUUUACCCAUAUUCUCCAUGCUUGUCUACAAAUUGGUUUUUGGUCGUUUUUUUUUUUGGGGGGGGGGAGGGGCAAGAGCACUGCUAGGCACAGCAGUUUCUCCCCUCUUGAUUCAUGUUGAUGUUAAAGGACCACUAUAGGCACCCAGACCACUUCAGCUUAAUGAAGUGGUCUGGGUGCCUGGUCCAGCUAGGGUUAACCCCCUUUUUAAUUUUUUUACUAAACAUAGCAGUUUCAGAGAAACUGCUAUGUUUACACUGAGGGUUAAUCCAGCCUCUAGAGUCUCUAGUGGCUGUCUCGUUGACAGCUGCUAGAGGCGCUUGCUUGCUUCUCACUGUGAAAAUCACAGUGAGAAGACGCCAGCGUCUAUAGGAAAGCAUUGUAAAUGCUUUCCUAUGAACUGGCUGAAUGCGCGUGGCUCCUGCUGUGCAUGCGCAUUCAGCCAAUGACGUCGCUAGGAAGGAGGAGAGGAGGAGGAAAGCUCCCCGCCCGGCGCUGGAGAAAGGUAAGAUUUUAACCCCUUCCUCUCUCCAGACCCCGGCGGGCACCCUCAGGGCACUAUAGUGCCAGGAAAUCGAGUAUGUUUUCCUGGCACUAUAGUGGGCCUUUAAGUUUAUUGACCGUGAUUUGAAGUGCUAGAAUCGUAUCUUUUUUUUCUAACAAAAUAGAUGAAUUUUCAGGGGACACUAGUUGAUUUUGUGUUUGUUAGAGAAAGUGAGCCUCAAUUCAUCUGCCUUAGAUCCUGGAAUCCUGCACGUUAAUUUAUACAGAUAAUAGAUUGAAUCUCUUAUUUAUAAAACAUCAAAAUAACUGCUGGUCUGUAAGACUGUUUAUUUCUCCUUUUCCAUUUGACUGUUAAUGGAAGGUCAGUGAGAGCAAAGACGUCUGUGCCUCUGUAAUAUAAUGUAACCGUUAUUAGUUUAGUAGCAGAAGGAAUGUUUUAUGACGAAAAACAUGCAUGAUGCUUCUAUAAUUAGCUAACUUUUGUUGCAGGUUUUAUAAUAAUCUGUCCUAUCCACAGACAUUAGGAACAAAGUUCAGUUUGGAAUGGGAAGUAAACUGAUCAAGUAGUUUUAUCUGCUUUAUUUUUCUAAUAACUAUAAUUGUAUGGGUUUUUAUUUAUUUUUUAUUGAAUUUUAUUGACUUUGCAAUAGUCUAAAACUCUCCAGUAUACUCAAGUUUGUUGGUUUAUACUGUGAAAUAGUGUUAUUAGGAGCACCAGAAACCACUUGUAUCUGAAAAGGGAAGCGUCCAAGAGAUAUUAUUUAGGUCCACUACUGAAAAGGUGGCACCAAUAUAUAAAGGUGGGAGCAACUGUUUUAUUCAUAAAUAGUGGGUAUGCACAAAACCAGAUUUGUAAACGUGAACAUGAUGGUGCUAUUUUGGGUGAAAAGUGCUUAAUGUUGACAAACAUUUUGUUACCGUAGUGAUUGCUUCUUUUUUAGCUCUGUCUCCAAAUUACACUUGUUUUUAACACUAUAGGAUCAGGAAUGCAUGUUUGUAUUCCUGAAUGUAAUGUAUAGUGUUCCUUUAAGCAAAUUUCUCUCUCCAGCUGUUUCGGACCAUUUGAUUUCCUUUGACACUUUUAUAGGCAUGAGUUUGCACUGCGACUUCAACACUCUGCGACUUCAAGUGUUUUGUAUGUAAACGUGUAACGUGUAAAAUUUGCACUUACUGUUACAAAGUUUGGACUAAUCCUGUCUGUUUAUUCAAAAUACGUAUGAGCUGAUGGUAACCGGCAUUAAAACCCUUAAAUUUUGUCCUGGUACCUGGGAUUUGUGAGCCAGUUCCCUCAGUGGCAGACAGGUGGUUGCACGUACUGUAGGUGGGCGUCAUGGGGAUUGUAAUCUUCCUGCUCAGCUCCCUUGCCCACCACUUAUUGGUGCAGGGAGCCGGAAUAUGGCGUCACUCCGGCCCCAGCAUCUCUAAGUGGUGUGCAAGGAAGCCGAGCAGGAAGAUUAUAGCUCCCUUGCCGCAUGCCUACAAUACGCGUAGUCUGCCACCCGCCUCCACUUUCCCCCAGCCGGCCACUGGACCACAGGGAAAGGGACCACACUCCUGCUCUCCCAAUUGUGAGGUUGGGUGGAAUAAAAUUUAAAUAAAACAUAUAUCAUUUUUGAGUGUGACUGUCAGUCAUGGAGUGUGUGUUCUUAGGUAACCAGCCCGCCUCUAUUCGCAUGAGUGGUGUUCCUACUACCCUUUUUUCCCAUGCCUUGCAGGUGUUCCUGCACAUGGCCCUGCCUCUGUCUGAAAUAAUCAUGAUGAGAGAAAAAGCCAAUCCAAUGCAAUUCUACAUGAAAGCAUUGAAAACGAUUGCAGUGAUGCUAUACGCUGCGCCAAUCCACAUCUCUAAUAUAGAUGCAUUGAAUCUAUGAAUCUGUAUGGGGAACAUUCAGCGCCUCCAUGCAAAGCAUGGAGACGCUGAUUGUAGGUGCAGCACUGAGAUAGGAAGCACUUUAAUGGCAGUCUGAGUGACUGCUAGUAGAGGUGUCACUAGGCAGCAAUGUAAACCCUGCCCUUUUCUCUAAAAAGGCAGUAUUUACAUUGAAAAGCUUGCAGGGACAGACUAUAGAUACCAGAACCACUACAUUAAGGUGUAGUGGUCCUGAUGAUUAUAGUGUCCCUUUUAAGAAUUGUGUUUUUGUUAAAAUGUUGUUAAAAAAAAUAAAUUACAAAAAAAGCAUGGCUCCUAACUCUUUUUAGCUGGCUCUUAGAUUCAAAGCAAACGUACUCUGAGCUGAUGGGAGAGAAUGUGGCUUUAAAUAUUAAAGAAUGAUGACUGUAGUGGGGGCCUGGAGAGAUCACAGCUGGAAGGGAACAUACAAGCUGAUUACAUUUACCAGGGCACUGACUACAAAUUACAUUUUUGCACAGAAAUAUUAGGCAGCCCAGGACAGAGUUCCAGGCUGUCGAAGUAAUGUUUGCCAGGGUUCCAACUAGCCUUGUUCAAGCAAAAACGCUGCACAUACAGAUUACCUGCUCCAUGACCACUUCUAAAGCAGAAGUGGUCAUGGAGGCUGGAGUAACCCUUUAAGGCUGAUCUCGUUGACCAUUAAAAUAAAAAAAAAAAUGAAUAUAACAUUUAAUGGCAGCUGGGUUCUGCUCAGUAAGCAAUCUUAUUUAGAUAUGGUAAAGAAUUCAGUAUAAUACUGCCUAGUCAAGUGCAUAAGACCAUAUUGCCAGAGUUUUUUAGGACUUGUAGACUUUUUAGGCAAUAAAUGAAUUAACCUGGCAUUAUGUGCAAUCAAGUGGACAUAUUCUAAUUAUGUUCCUGCUCAAACAAUGAAAUCCCUCAUUUGGCCUUGAUUAUUUGUUAAUAUUCUGGGUUUUUAAACUUGACCUCUUGGCAGUUCCUUAAGACUUGUUUCAAUGUAGAAAUUAGACAAUUAGCCAUAAAGUACUUUGAUAUGCCGGCUUUUUUUUUUUUUUUUUUUUGAGACUAGAUGUGAAAUGAAUUCUUGAAUUCUCCCUGUUUUGUCCUCAAUUCCUUAUCCUAUUUUGCAAUGCUUUACAGGAAGAACAUCUCUUCAGUACUAGAGGAUGGCAGGAUGUGUUAUUAAAGAGAGAGAAAAAACAUUUAUUUCCCAUCAUUUAACUCCUUUCCUGCCCUGGGGGAUGUGAUGCAGACAUUUAUAAAGCGCAACAGGGCAACUUUAAAAAAAAAAACAAAAAAAAAAAAACACAACUUUUUUUUUUUUCAAACUUGGAUAUUAGAGACUUUUUUUUUUUUUUUUUUUUAAAGCUGUAUAACAGUGCAGGGAUUACCUUAACUAGUUAAUACAGACUGAAUUUUGGUCCUAGUCUUCCUGUCCAACCUGUUCCAUAAUUUUGGAAGGUUCAUUUGUUAAAGGAGCUCUCUAGUAAUACAAACAUGUAUUUCUAAUGUUAGGCACUUCUUUACUUUUUUGGUUUAGGACACGCCUAAUGCCAACCAUUGGUCCUGCAGAAAUUGCAGCACAAUAAUAGGAAGCCUUUCUGAUGGCUGAUGAGUGAGAGCUACUAGAACUGUCCUUUGUGAAAAAUUUAAACUCUGCCUUUUCACGGGUGUGCAGAGACAGGUUUUUUUUUUUACCAAAACCACUACAUUAAGCUGUGAUGUAUCUGGUGCUUAAGGUUUCUCUUUUCAUAACUACAUAAUUUUUUAUUUUUUAUUUUGUAUAUCUCCUAAAGUAUUUGUAAUCUACUUUCCUUAACUUACCCACAGUUGUCUUACAAAUAUCUGAGCAUAUUUGAGCUGUUUUCCUAAUUCAUCUUACAUUAUCCUGUAUAUGUAUGUUGGUGAAAGUAAAUGACUCCCUAAUUAUUUUUUUUAUAAACUAUAAAACAGGCUUGAUUUUGGCCCCCAAAUUUUAUUGUAAAACUGAAACCUCAAUCGAAUAAAAGUCAAGUUUUAGAUUUUCGUAUAUGGCCUAGAGUGCUAUUCAUUUUAUUUUAUUUUUCUUUUGUUUUUUUAAACUGUUUGAUCUAAGCACCAGCCUUAUGAUUUUUCUCCGAUAACAUUUCCAAAAGACGUGCAUCUAUGGACUUUUUUUUUUUUUAUAUUAUUAUUUAUUGUUUGGAAUGACAGGUACAGAGUAAGCACUAAAUACUAUUUUGAGAUUAUAGGGUAAAUAUAUUUUUAAGUGGGAACUGUACAAUAAUUCAACAUACAUCUUUAUCAUUCUUGACCUUUGUCUCAGAGGUUUAGCUUUUUUCCUUCCCAACCCACACUAGAUAGAGUUUGAAGUUUAAAAGCAACCUCUCAAUACUAGCUAAACAAAAGCAGGUAGUAUUGUUAUAAGUGGCUGAUUGUCCUGCCAUUUAAAUAGAAGUAUAGGUUUCAGAAAUAACAGCCGAACAUGAAGUCACCAGAUAUGGAUCACUGAAUCUCUCUUUUGUAAGUGUGCCAUAAAUAUAGCUGACAUUGUUUCUUGUGCAGAGUGUAGGCCGCCCAAUAGACUGGUUGGGUACAUGUAGUGAUGAUCAAGUACCAUUGUGAAUGACUUGGCUUGAUCACUAAAUUGUGAAUUGAUAACCCUCUUUCUAAAUUUAGGCUAAAAAUAAGAAAUGGAUUUAAAAAAAAAAAAAUUUCAUUUUCAUUGGAUGUUCUCUUGUUCUUCUGAUUUGGCACACAUCUAAGCAUAUUGCUUGUCAGCUCACCACAACUCGCGGUUUAAUGUAUAAAAACAAAGUGAAAUAUAUACUUCCCAAGUGUCCUAUUUAGGUGGGGCAGUCCCUAUUUUUGGCCCUAAUUGGCCUAUUUUUGGCCCUAAUCCCUCUGUUCUAUCCUAAUGUCGGACUUUUCUGGGAGCUUCAUAUUGUUGGUGUGUUUCAGUGUAGAGCAGAGCUCUGCAGCAAUAAUACUCACAGUAAUGUCUAUGAACUAAAAUAAAUGUGUUUAGAAAUCGGUAUGUGUAAAUAAGCUACAUUGUUCUUGUUUGAAAUUACAUUAUAGUUUUAAAAAUGGUGGUUAGUAAGUCACCUAAAAUGUCUCAGAACAGCCCUGGCUACAUCGACACCCCUAAAGUUAAUGUCCCUCUUCGUCCAUUUGACAUGUUGGGAGGUAUGGAAAUGUAAGUGUCUGGGGCAGGCAGGUUGUGUGCCAUGAGGUGGGAAAUGGGGGAAAAUCCCCCUCCCGCCGGGCUCUAGGGUGAGGAAGGGGUUAAACUUACCUCUUUCUCCAGCGCCGGGCGGGGUGCUCUCCUUCUCUUCGGCUGAAUGCGCAUGCGCGGCAAGAGCCGCGCGCAUUCAGCCAGUCUCAUAGGAAAGCAUUCACAAUGCUUUCCUAUGGACGCUGGCGUCUUCUAACUUUGAAAAUCACAGUGAGAAGCACGCAAGCGCCUCUAGCGGCUGUCAAUGAGACAGCCACUAGUGGCUGGAUUAACCCUAAUGUAAACAUAGCAGUUUCUCUGAAACUGCUAUGUUUAUAGAACAAAGGGUUAACCCUAGAUGGACCUGGCACGCAGACCACUUCAUUAAGCUGAAGUGGUCUGGGUGCCUAUAGUGGUCCUUUAAGUUUGCGAUUCUCUCUUCAGUCUGUCACAUUUCCUGGUUUGGUGAAUAAUUCCAACAGUAUUUACAUAAAUGCAUAACAUACGGUGAUAGUAGAGAAGUGACUAGAAUUGGACCACACAGUAAGCAAGCACAUUGCUCAGGGUGAAACUGGGUGGACAGUUAAACAGGCUAGACUUCUUAGUAAGUGAAUUGUCAGGGAUUUUUUAGGAUUGGAGACUAAGCGAACCUUUUAUGGGAUGGGGAAAGUUAUUACAUAAUAAUUGGAUAGCCGAAAAAGCACAUGGUAUGGAUGACAAAAUAAGAACUGCUAUAAUGUUGCCUGUUUUCUAUUUUUAUAUCUUAACAAAUCUAUUGCUUUUCUGGAAGCACAUGUGCACGCAGACAUCCCAACGGUGUUGUAUACGACGUCUUCAGUAUGUUAUGUAAAGGAGGAGGGCUGAAAUGGAAGCUUCUGACUAUUUUUUAAUAAAAUUAAAAGCGGAACCCAUAGCUAACUCUUAUUUAGCUGUAGUUAGGAACCUCAUUAGUGCCUGUACGGCUUUAAUUGCUUCCAUUUGGAAUAAGACACAGCCUUUGCAUUGCAUAAACACUUAAUGACCUGGAGCACAUGAAGAUUGUAUUGUUCAUGUUUCUUCCUGUAUUUUUUUCUUUUAAGCAAUUUGGAUAACAAUCAGACAACAUAUUUUGCAUUCCUUUCUUUUCUUCUGCUUCCCUUUUAGUAGAGGGUAUUUUGUUUUUGUGGGUUUUUAAAUGUUAUUAUAGGAUUAGGAUCAUGUGUUUUUGUUAGUAUUUGCAUAAGCCAAAUUGCUAUCAAAUGGUUUAUAGGAUUGCUUAAAUGGGACGAUUACAGAUCUUUAUUUAAAGAGAGUCUACCAUGAUUUCAGUCCUGUAAUGUUAAAUAAGGCAGGACUUAAUGUUUCUACACUUAACAGAUGCAUUAAAAAAUAUAUAUAUAUAUAUGUGUGUGUGUGUGUGUGUGUGUGUGUGUGUGUGUGUGUGUGUGUGUGUGUGUAUAUAUAAUUCUACACGGUGGGUUGUAAUCUAAUAUACAUCCCCCCUCCCCCUUUUUUUAAAUACAUGCUUCACCUAAAUAUACAGAACUGUUUUCUCUUAAUCCAGCACAUUCUUACCUGAAACAAUAUUUGUUACUCUGUUGCAUUGGGUCCUCUGUUGUGUGCCUUAUUGAUGGACAAAAUAUAAAUAAAGAUCAAUCAUUAGCUUGGUGGCUCGUUCAGUUGUAAAAUACUCCGGUGACCCAUUCUUCAAAUGUAAUAUCAUCCUAUACUAAAACGAAUUCAAAUAACGUUCAUUAGCCCUUUCCUAGUGUCAGAGGGGUCGCCAUUUAUUGUAGUUGGUGGUCUUUUGGCCUAAAAAUAUAGUAUCUGACCUAGGGGUUUAGAACCAGUGCUAAAUCGCAAUGCAGUUCAUUUGUUUGCAAAAAUAAAUACAUGUUUAUAUAAGCUAUUGUUAAAAGUUCAACUCUAUGCCCACCUUGCGAUAAUUUACAGAUACAAAAAAUACAUGUAAAAUUUGAAGGGGAAUAUAACCAAGAGACACAUUCUUGGCCAAUUAAAGGAACACUAUAUAGUUUCAGGAAUACAAACCUGUAUUCCUGACACUAUAGCUCUAAAUGCACCUUGUCCCCACCUCCCUCACCCCCCUUAAAAAGGUGUUUUACUCACAUUUUACAAGUGCCGCGCGGGCCUUCUCACGACUGGCUCCACCACUUUGGCUGAUAUUUUAAAACUUGAUGAUCUUAGCUAAUCCAAUGCUUUACAAAUACACAUCUCCUCGUAGAGAUUAAUUGAAUCAAUUGAGGAAUCAAUUGAUGUUCUGCACUGAGUGUGUAGACUCUGAACUUCUGUGCUGCACAUUGAGUUGCCCUCUGUGUGACAGCCACUAGAGGUGGUCCUAGGCAGUAAUGUAAAACCAGCAUUUUCUCUGAAAAGGCAGUGUUUGCAUUUAAAAAGUCAGCAGGGACAGGCUAUAGACACCAGAACUACGCUAAGCUGUAGUUCUGGUGACUCUAGUGUGCCUUUAAAAAUAAACAACCUGUAUACUCCCUAUAUUUGUCAGGGUUUUUUUUUUUUCAUAUCCUAUAUCUUGCCCCACUGAUUGCAUCUAUACCAUUAUUUUUGCAGGAAUCCGUGUUAACCUCAUUGUCCACUGGAGCGACUUGUCACAGAUGCUUCCGAAGCAAGUUGGAAUGUAGUGGCUUGGAAGGUAUGUAAAGACUAGCUAUAGUGUACAAGGACUAUUAAACCAGGCAGUUUAAACUUCUGUUUCUAAUAAAGAUCUGUACUUGCAUGCAUAAGCAGUUACAUUUAGCCGAUUGACUACUCCAAAUUUCUAUUAUUUCUGGUUCUUCUAAAUAAAAUAUAUGCAUUCUACCUCAAUAGUUUGUCUAUGAAAUUAUAUGUGGAUUGAUUCAGGUUGACUGUGAAUGUAACGUUAUUUUAUCCCAUUGUGUAUAUAUAUUGUGUACUUUUCAAUAAAAUAUACCGUAUAUGUAUGAUCUUAUUGUUCUUGCUGAAUUGCCAAUAAUUGUAUUUGUAGUUCUAUUAAAGAGGUAUUAUCAUUACCCAAGAUGAAUACUAUGUUUACUUAACAAAUCUGUAUUUGAGGUGUGAAAUAUAAAAUUUAAAAAAACGGAAUCAGCACCUCUCUAUCUUGCAACUGGGCACCUCCAUCUUGGCUCCUGUUAGUCAUUGUUAUAAACUGUCUCUUGCACUUGGCAUUUAACAGAGAGCGCAUUUAAUGAGUGGAAAUUAUAAUUAUUAUAAUAUAAAAUGUUUUCAUUUCAACUAUUGCUUUUAUAAUGUAUGCCCAAAAAAUGUUUUUGAUGUUAUAUUUUAAAGAUUUAAUUUAUUUUAAUUAAGAUAAAGAGAGAGAAUCAUGUGAUAAGUUAACAAAAUGUUAUAAAUCAUUUUCAGUGUUUUAUCCAAUUGUGUAAAUUCCAGAAGAGUGACAAAAAUGCAUUGUGUUGGUCCACAUAAUGUAUGGCUAACAUUCUUUAUGCAUUAUCUGCUCAUUGGCGUUUAGGUAGUUUUUGAAAAACCACAACAUGCUUAUAUAACUUUCAAAAGAUACAUUUAAAGGUCAUGUUACAAACACAUGGCUUUAUUUUAUUGUGGGCAUUAAAUUAUUUAAUUUGGAGCCUGCCCACAGCAAUUGAAACUUUAAAUUAAACUAGGAAUUAAGCCACAGAUUUCAUGGAUGUGGGAAGUUCUUAAUUCCUCAUCUCUUAUUCAGUGUGCUUUUGCUUGUGAUUUCUUCUAACUACCCCUGUGUUAUUCUGUAUUUUUAAUGUUCUUCAUGCUACCCAACAAUCAUAUGGACACUACCAGUGCCAACAAAAUAUAGCACACAUUACUUCCAAUCCAGCGAUUGGUACCUAAAAUGACAAGACCAGGGGAAUUAAUAAUUCCAAUUUUAAGUUAUCGGACAUGAUAUGGCUAUUGUAGGUAUCUAAUAUUUAAUUAGUGUUAUUGAGAAGGUUGUAGUGUGGGUUGUGAGCAUGUUCUAUGUGAUACAGAUGCUCGAUGUGAUGUGGUUGCUAUAGAUGCUGUAUGUGUUGAUUUGAAAGAUCAGUGUUGCAUGUGAUGCAUGUUCCACAGUAGAGAUGUUGCGAACAUCUCGCGAACGGUUCGCCGCGAGCUGUUCGCGGCGAACUCCGGUCAGCUGACACGUCCCGGCCAAUCUCCAGCAGACCCUGCCUCCCAGAACCUCCUACUUCCUGGACAGCAUCCAUGUUGAAACAUGUUUUUUUUUUUUGUGUACCUAUCUUGAGUACACAAACGUGUGCUCUAAAGAGAGUAAAAUAACAGCUAUCUACAUUGUACUAGCACAAAUGUAUAUAUUUUAUGAAAACGCUGUGCAACAACAUGGUUCAACUCCUAACCUGUCAAUCAAUUCAUCAACACAGGGGUUUCUCGAGAUUUAACUUUUAGUGGAGAGCAGGAGAACACUCAUACAAAAAGAUAUCUUGCUGUCAUCACAGCAACUACAGUUCAAGCAAUAUAGUUGCUUUUAUUAGUAAGUAGGUGUAACGGAAUCGCUUGCACCCCGACCGGGUACCUUCCCUUGAUGGAUGCUCCUAGUGCCUCCCGAGGACUCCAAGCACUCCACCAGACACCAUAACCACUGUAGACUCCCACGAACUGCCGCAGCUUGGUUGGGGUCUUGCCGUCUCCACCCAUUCUGGACCCAAGACCAGGGUCCAGCUUCCAGUAGGUCAACCUCUCCGAAUUCCAGAGAGCAGGAACAAGCUGUUAGCAGAGCUUAGUGAUUAUAACCUGGGGAGUAUAGUGAUUAUAGCAAUCCCCAGAGUGUAGUUCUCCAAUCCCCCAAACAUGAGCCGAAACUUCAUGAAGGUACAAGAUGAUCUGCUUGGAUUCUUGGUGCAGGAAAGAGGAAGAUCCCGCCGCUGCGACCAGUUGUGACGGUAGCAACUGGUAUCACCGUCUAGUAUUCCUUUUCCCAGUAGCAGAGUAUCGCCUAGAAUCCACAGGAAUAAAUAUUGCUGGUAUCGCCAAAUAAUCCACACAUGAGCCAAAGCUUAAUGCUGGAACAAGACUGAUUUACUGGAAGCAACAGGCAUUCAAUUUACACAGUACAAGCUCCUCCUCUGGGCCAGGCUAGAUAAUGGCGUUUCAGCAACAUACUAAACUCAAUUAUCUGCUGGCCAGAAACAUUAACAAUUUUCAACACUUUUGGAAAUAUACUUUCUACAUGACAUAUGAAUAUAAAAACCACAUCCCUGGGUAGCUGGGGAUACUGGGAGUAACAUAUCCAAAUUUCACGAAAAUCAGUUCGGUAGUUUCCGUGUCGCAUCGUGUGGAAGUUUGAACAGCUCGCCGAUUUAGAGUUCCAUGAAAUUGGUAGCAAGAGCCGGUCUCCGUUCGUGCAGAAUUACACGAAAACCACCAUAGUUAUACGGCAUCUGGUUACAUGAGAAUGCUCCCCUCGUUCGGUUGAUUGGAACUCCCGAACGCCGGUCUGAUACUGCGAGUGAUUGCCAUGCCGAAAACAGUUCCAGGCAAUCCACGAGUAAGUCCCGCUGGCCACGUUCAGGAGAUUUAAGAUGGCCGCCAUCCUUUGUUCUCGCCACGUGUUCGUAUGCCGAAUGGCGGCCACCUAGGAGCACUUUGCGGUUUUCGUGUGGUUACUUGGUGUUCUAAGUUCUGAUUGCUACCCGGGGUGGUGUCCGUUCGGUAGAACAAAUAUAUUUCCCGAACACAUAAAUAAAACGAAUAUUUCAAAGUCACUUAAAUAGCAGGGAGAGGAAAUAACCGAAUAUAUACAGGUAAAUACAGGGAAAUCCUUUACAGUAGGUCUUCUGCCUUGCUAGAGUAUAUGAAUGGAAUUACUGCAUAAUGUGGAAGUAUUGUUCACCUUGAGAAUUUUGUUUCCCCCAGUUAGGAUCAUUUUAUAGGUAUAGAUUUGUGUUGGAGUAAAUAGUGCAUUCGUGUAACACCAGGAUGUGUUUUAAUGGCCCCCAAAAAAGCCCUUACAAAGACUCUAUCGUGCUUUAAAAAUAUCAGUAGAUCGAUGAGACCAGUCAACCAGAACGCUCUAAUGAAAUUUAUGUGGGCUUUGGAUGUGAAAAGCAGUGAUUUUUAAACCAGAAACUGAUUGUAACCAACCGAUUUGUUGCAGAUUCAGUUGUAUUUGGCCAUUUUCAUAGAAUUUUGUUCAUCCAGACAAAAGUGGGUAUUUAGUAAAUUGUUUUUUGCUGGGUAUUGUUUGUUUAGCGCCCCAAACACGUAAAAAAGCAUUUCCUUUACAUAUUUAGUAAAUAACCAUGUUUAUGAACAAACCAAGAACGUCAACCUUGCGUUUUGUUUCCUGAAUUUAUACCUGAUCACCUUCCAGUUGACUAUUAAUUUAGGACUGUUAAUCGUGCAUGAUCUCUAAACAUAGCUAUUUAAAGUGUGUUUGACCUGGUAGACACAUUUAAAUAAAAGUGCAAAAAAUCCAUCAUAUUAUGAGAGCAGAAUUGUUUGCAAAUAUUUUUUAAAUAAUCUAUUUGAAAGUGCAGUCUAUGCCCUCGCCUGUCAUUCCAUUCUUGGUAUAGAAGGAUAUGCUGAUAGCUCAUACCUGAAUGGCAAUAAUUGAGUGAUAAGGACAGCAGUGACCAUCCUCCUUAAAGGACCACUAUAGUGCCAGGAAAACAUACUCGUCCCCCUCCCGCCGGGCUCUAGGGGGUGGAAGGGGUUAAACUUACUUCUUUCUCCAGCGCCGGGCAGGAGACUUUCCUCCUCCUCAGCUGAAUGCGCAUGCGCGGCAGGAGCCGAGCGCGCAUUCAGCCAGUGCAUGGGAAAGCAUUCACAAUGCUUUCCUAUGGACGCUGGCGUCUUCUCACUGUGAUUUUCACAGUGAGAAGCGCGGAAGCGCAUCUAGCGGCUGUCAAUGAGACAGCCACUAGAGGCUGGAUUAACCCUAAAGUAAACACAGCAGUUUCUCUGAAACUGCUAUGUUUAUAGAAAAAAGGGUUAAUCCUAGCUGGACCUGGCACCCAGACCACUUCAUUAAGCUGAAGUGGUCUUUUAAGGUUGUUCCCUUAUGCUUUCAAUCGCAGCAACUACAGUGUGUGCUUUUAUUUAUCUGACGAAGAUGUUUUGCACUGGUAAUGAAGUCAGUAUGUCUGCAUCAUUGAAGAUGUUUGCGUAUGUGUUCACAAUUAGGACCUGUGAUAAAUUUUAUUAAUUGCAUAUGUAAAUGUUGAAGUGAACUGUGAGAGGUUCACUUUAAAUCCAAAUCGAGCAUAUUGAAUUUUAGUGAGCACUACUCUACUUUGACAUCAGUUUUCAUAAAAUGGUUUUGACGUAUGUUUUUAGAUCUGCAUCGUAGCAAGUACAAAGAUUUUCAAACUUUACUAAAUUAUUCAGUAAACUUUGACCUACUUGCAAUUCAGUCAUAAUCAAAUGCAAGGAAACAAUAGCCAAACUGAAUUGAUUUGGAGUAUUUUUUUUCUAAAUUGACCUAAAUUUUUAAAUUCAAUUUUAAUUCCUUGCAUUUCUAACUUGAGUGACUAACCCUCCUAGCUUCAACCCAACUUUGCCUCUUGUUGCCUUACAUUUUCAAUUCUCUUGUCAAAUCUCCACAAUUGUCAGGAUUUUGUUUUCAUUUGAUAUGUCAAUUUCUCUUUAAAUAUUUUGUAUUUAUUUUUAGUAUUAACAGCAGCUAUGGUUUCCGUAUUGAUUAUAUACAAGUGAGAGGUCUAGUGUUUACAUUUAGUCUCUGUUUCAAUUUAGGGUGAAAGGAUUUCUUUCAUUCUCUGUAACUGGUGUUUUGUAUUCAAUAUACAAAAUAUUUAAUCCUGACAUUAAUAACUAAUGCUGCUUGUAUGAUAAAUAAGAGCCUCUCAGUUGUCGAUCAAUGCCGACUUGGGCUAAUGAAAUGUUUGACCCUUUUUAUAAGAUUGGAGCAAAAGGUUGAUGGGUCCAAGAUUGUCUUUUUAAUUACUGACUGUUGGAGACUUGCUUUCUGAUAGUAGUUUCACUUUGUGGUCUGGCUCCUAGGCUUUUUGUUUUAUAAGUGGUAAAUAAUAGCAUGCUCAAAAGCCCAAAAUAAAUGAUAAUGAAAUAUCUGCUUGGGGCUUGUAAAGCUUUUUCAUUUUUUGUGAUGUCACGUUUUCCUCUAUUUUCCCAUUUAACAAGUUUUAUGGAAACCUAUCUAAAUUUUAAACCAUGAAUUCAGGCAAAUAAAUUACAUGAAAAGAUAGGGUCGUCCAUUAGUGAGUUUUUUGUGUUUAUGUAUUGACACAUAAAAAAAUAAGAAUAAAAAAUAGGUUAAUGAUUACCUAUGAUGUAAGUAAUGCAUGGGGCGAGUCAUAGAGCUGGGGGUUAAAGCCUGGAAUUGUGGAGUGUUUCUGUCAGUGUGCUGUGGACGGUCUUGUAACUUUGCAAGAUAGCAAGCAGGUAUUAAACUUCCACAGAAUAUUGCAGAGGCAUCCUUGCAUGAACAAAAUAUUAUGUUAUGGUUACCUGGCACAUUUUGGUGUGUGUUUUUUUUUUUUUAAUGUUGUGAGACUCUAAGAGAGAACAUAAAUCAAUUUUGUUAUAAAGUGAUAAAGGUAGAGUGGUCCUCCUUGUGAAAACUGGAUUGUUUAAAGGAACACUGAGAGCACCAUAGCUUUUGUGCACUGUAGUGGUUAUAGUGCCAGGAAUGCCCUCUGAUCCCUCCACCAGUUAGUAUGAGGCUGCAAACUUUAUGCUUAAUCCCUAGCUACGUUGCAAAGAGUUGAACCGUUUUAGAACAUUUUAACUUCUUACCUAGGGGCCGAGGGGUUCUACACUUGGUCUGCAUUACAGCUCUGAGAGCCGGAAGCUCUCUUUAUUGUGCUAAGGAUGGUGGUGCAAUGCUUACCUCAUUGGAUGAACUGUAGAGAAAGCACAGAGCUUGACAGAUCUCAGGUUAGAAGUCAAACCUUUCUAUAACAAUUUUAUAGCCGUGGGUAUGGUCCUUGGAUUGUUCCUUUACGAUGAUCGGUCAACAGUUUAUCCCAAAAUAAUUUGUUAUAAGAACAUAUAUUUGUGUUCUAAAAAUAUCCCAAUUUUGCAAUGCCCAGUAUAUAUACUACCCAUAGACUGUUACAGAAUGUAAUAUACAGGGUGGGAUACAAUUUAGAGUAGAGUUUGAGGCAUCAAGUACAUUUUUCUUAAUGAACCAAUUUCAAUGAUAAAACACGGAGUGUUUAACAUAUGGACAUUUGUUUGACUAGGUACAGAAGAUUACAUCUUUCAAAUGCACUUUCGAUUGCAUUGUUCAUAACUUUAUGUAGCGGAGUAGCAGGGGUUAAUCCAAUAGCUCUCCGCUGGGAACAAAGAUUCAGCAUACAAAAUCACAGGAACACAGCAUAAUCCAUCUCCCCAAGGACUAGACGACACGUCGUCUGGGAGUCAACUGUCCGUUUUAUUCACAGGUCUGCUUUUAUGCAUUUCUCCCAUGCAAGGGAGGUAACUUUCACAAUUAGUACAGUAACCAAUCAUAUCAUGGUCACCUCCCAUCCCUCUCCUCCCCUUAGAUUAACAGUUAAAUAGAUUAAUGGGGACAGAGUUUUCCCCACUUUAUGGAUGUCCCCUAAAUACAGGGGGUACAGGGUUAAAUAAGGUCUGAUCUGGGUGAGCAACAUACUCAAAAUUCACCCAGAUCGGACCAGGGGUUCGGGAGUUACAGGCAUUGAAAGAUUUGACCGACCGAACGGCUUAGGCAUCCAGGCAUCUGUUACCGUUCGUAUGAAUCCCCUCGUUCGUGGGAUUCCACCUACCGAACGCCGGGGCGUUCGUGUGUUUGGUUCGUGCUUUCUGAGCAUGCUGGAGGUCUUAGCGGUACUUGGUUAGUCGAAUGCCCGGUUUGAGUUCCAGGCGUUCGACGACCAAGUACCGCUGUUCGUGCGUAAGAUGGCCGCCGCCACGUGUUCGGUAGGCGAAAUGGCGGCCACACACACAGGCACUUUAUUCCCUUCGCAACAUUGUAUCUUUCAGUUAAUGGGCAACACACGACCACCCCGGCGUGGUCUCCCGUUCAAUAGUUUCAGGGCAUUCGCAUACAGAACAGCAAGAAUAACAUUAUAGUCCGUUCGUGCAUUUAGUCACUGCUUUAGCACCCAUUCGCUUGUAAUAAUUCAACUGUUCAUUCGCACAGAAUAGUUAGUCCAAGUGGCAGAGUUUGCCACACUUUAGUUAAUGUUUAAGGCUCUAGCGCUCAAAUUCCUGCACAGAGAUUCAGAAGUGUACGUGGUUUGCUCACAUACAUCCACUCCUUCAGAUAUCCCCACAGGAAGUAAUCUGAAGCUGAAAGGUUGGGCGCAUGUGGCAGCCAAUUAAUCUGGGUAUUGCUUUAGUUUAUCUGCUCGCUGAAUAGUUGUCCCAGUAGGUCCAUUCUGGCCCUGGCUGGAUGAGCAGUAGCCCUGUUGAAACCACAUUUCAGAAUGAUUUUUCCACUACAGGACGUAAAAAAAAAUAAAAAAUUCAGUCAUAUGCAUGCCAUUUUGAAAAUCAAAUAUCACGAUUUUUACACGUUGCUUUAUGAAAAUUACCCAUGAUGAAUAACUCUGUUAUAAUAUGUACCUGCAACAAAAAAAAUUAACUACUAACAAAUAAGUGAUUUACCUGUCAUAUCAUACUCUGAAUUUUGGCCCACCCUUUACGAGACUGAAAUAGAUUGCUAUUCCAAUUCUAUAAACACGGAUUAAAUAGUACCCCUUUACUGUAAUAAUGUCCAUCUUAUAUGUAUCAUGAUAUCCAUAGGCGUGCGCAGCCUAUUGCAUUAGGGUGUGCACCCUAAAGCACACACACGCCGCGUGUGUGUGUAUGUAUGUAUAUGUAUAUGUGUGUGUGUGUAUGUAUGUAUGUAUAUGUGUGUGUGUGUAUAUGUAUGUAUGUAUGUAUGUAUAUGUAUAUAUAUAUAUAUAUAUAUAUAUAUGUAUAUAUAUAUGUAUAUAUAUAUUUGUGUUCGGGGCAAAUAGCCGUAUAUGGAAUAAGGUUCCAGCAUAAGAGUAGGAUAGUAUAAAGGGAGCAAGUCGGUUGUGGUGUGCCGAGACCGACGAUACGGUAGGCCUGUAAAUAAAGAGGGCCCACCAAGGAGUAAGUAAGUAAAGUAAAUGGAAAGAAAAGAGAAAGUGUUGAAAUGAGGAGUGGGUGGGAGGGUCAUUCUGAUGCUGACCUCAAGCGAUAUGAGUCAGGUAAGGGGUGUCCCUUAUAUAGGGGAGUGAAUUAAUUUAAGCCCCUCCCACAAAUACAGGCCAAAUGGCCUUAAAACUUGUGUUCGGGGCAAAUAGCCGUAUAUGGAAUAAGGUUCCAGCAUAAGAGUAGGAUAGUAUAAAGGGAGCAAGUCGGUUGUGGUGUGCCGAGACCGACGAUACGGUAGGCCUGUAAAUAAAGAGGGCAAAAAGAAUAAUCAAAGAUUUAAUACAGUCAACAAUAUAUACAAAUUAACCAGACAUUUCCUUAAAUGCAUUACGGUAUUUAAUUCCUUUAAGGAUUUUUGAAGGUAGGAAUCUAGGACCGCAACUGGACACCAUUUGUUGUGGUUAGAAUAGUAUGUUAUCUCUACUGUUGGUGCGUGUUGACUCGUUUCGGAAUGUGGUAGAGCCAAUAGGUAAUGAUAUAUGUGUUUACAUCUGUGGGAUCGUUGAAGACAAUGAUCUGUCUGAGUGGUGGUUAUGGUAGUGGAUUCUCUGGCCUGAGAAAGGCAUAAAAGGCAGUGUGCAUGGCUGGUAAUGGCCAACUUGGUAGUAUAAUUGAAUGGUUGUAGCUCUAAUAGGUCCGAUAAGGAUGGAAAAGUUGGAUGGCUAUUGGUAAUAUCUGAGAGGAACGUGGGGGGAUGGAUUCCUGAAAACCUCUGAGUAUAUUCUUGUCUGGUAUGAUAGCAUGAAGUUAUGGUAGUUUUGGCCAUAGGUUAUCCUAUGUUGUUGAAUGCCUGUAAAAUAUAUAAUUAAUGGUGUGUGAGAUGGUUUUAGUUUAAGGUGGCAAAAAAUGAAGCAAAACCUAGGAGAAAUGUUAUGACACAGGUUGAGCUAUGUCGUGUUCCAAUGAGAUUCUUUAAAGCCAGGUGAAUAGGUGUUAUGCGUUCUACAAGUAUGGGAUGAAAGUGUUAGGUGGGAUAGUGCAUGCUAUGCUGCAUGAGUAUGUCUAAUCAAUGAUUUUGUCUCUGGAACGAAAGAGUGGCCGUGACUGUAUGGGCGGCUGUAGGAAGCGUAUAAUGAACGUGCCUGGAAUAUAAAUGAGACAAUUGUCGGCAAGGACGUAUACCCCCGCCUGGUACAUGAAAGUAAAAGAAAUGUGAUAAGUGGCCAACCUAGUGAGUUCCCCAGCAAUACCAUGAUCGUAUGGAUGAUGAGUGGCAUUUGUUGAUGAUAUGACAUGUGCUUAGUUGUCUGAGUAACAACGGAUUGAUGACCCUGACCAUGAUUUACCCCAUGCCACAUCAGCUGCUUUUAGCGGGGAAAGGAUUGCCCAUUUUAUGCCAUGUAAGUGCCAGUUUGUAGGGUAGAUGGUAGCCGUUUACUGUGUUGAUGAUAUUGGUCUUACUUAACGAAGCUUCAACCCAUGCUUGAGUGAUAGCUGUAAAGGUAGAUCAAUGGUGUGUAUAGUAAGGAAACUCCUUGGAGGAUAUGAGGGAGUUGAGACUUGGGGUAGCGAAGGUGUGUGGUCCCAAUAAGUCUAUGGUUAGUCUUUGUUUAAGGGAAGAUUCCCUUGUGACAAUACCAAUGCGUCUGUGUUUGGUGCCAUGCUGUAAAUGGUGGAGAUUGGAAAUCCAAGUAAAAAACCCUCUCCAAAUCUUGGCUAUGAGUGUGUUUACAGCCGACGGUUCUGUUGUGCUGACUAAGUGAGGGCAUGCUAUAUUCCUUGAGAGUUUAUUUAUGAUACCUGUAUGGGAGCCCUUUGAAGAUCCAGAGCCUUAGUAAAUCUACUACAAGUCUGGAAGGGUGAUGAGUCAGUAGUGUUGAAAAUGCAUUGGUGUGUACAGAUGGUGAGUACGUUAUUUGUAAGUUGUAUUUGGACACAUGGUUUGUCAUGUGCCCUGAAUGAUUUGAACAUAUAUGCAACAGUCUAUAUGCAAUGCAACUACUAAUACCAAUUGUCUCUGGUAGUUCAGAGGUUCUGGUACCUGGAGCCUGAGAGUACUCGCCCGUUUGUUUGGGAGAAAAUCCCUUCUGUAUGGGUACCUGCACAAAUAAGCAUCUCUACAUAUUCCAAAUGGCAACACAACCAAGGGAUGGUCAGUUCCCGAUUUACCUAGAAUCCCUGGGUCUGACCAUCAUAGAUACAUCAUCAUACAUAUAUAUGCCUUGUGUUCCCAAUGUGCUGGGAUCAUAUGUGCAGGGUUAACGUCUUGUACCAAGUAACAGAGUUUCGGUUGGUGCUGGUUGUACAGUAGCGUGAGGCCCAGCCUUGUGAGGGCUGUGACUGACUCGAGAUUGCCAGUCUAUCGUAAAUUUUUUGGCUCAUGAUUUUAUGAGUGAGGCUAGCAUGGCCUGGGUGUCACCUGAGUUGGUGUUGCUGGGCCUCCGUUGAUGUAUGGAGGAGUUUGAAUAACUCUGCUUUCCUUGCUGUGGCAGGGUAGGGGAUUUAUCGCCUCCUUAGGUCGGAGCCACAUCUCCUCUGCUUGAAUGUGUAUCACAUCUCACCAGGGUGCCAGGAAGAGGUGAUUCUUCACCAUCUUUUUGAGAAAUACUUAAAUAACAAUAAGAUUGCAAUUAUUAUUUGUACCCAGGAGUCUUGUACUGGCUUGCUAGCUAAGCCGUAAGGCGAAACGAUUAGGCUUGGUGUUUUUUGGUGACUGGUGAGGCCCUGCUAGUUGCCAAGUGGCUUGAGAGGCUCUAUCUAUGCUUGGCGCGAGGGGAUUUUUUUGUGGCCACCGAACGUUGUGGCAGGAUGUUGGCCUCUCGGUGACAGUAACCAGAAAAUAGGAAGGGGAGUGACAGGUGAGGCCCUCUCUAUGAUACAAUGCGAGGCGGCUAGCUCGAGUGGCCCGAGGGGUGUGCCUCCGAGUGUGAGGCGGGGUGUUGGCCUCGCGGGACCACUAACCGAAGCGUAAAGCAGAGAAAACAGGGGGUAAUACCUAUUGGGCCAUAGAACCCUAAUUGCCAGUACAUUACUACUAUUCCAGGGAAGGUAAGAGAUGAAGGUGUAUCACUUCUAGCCGUGGUGCUAGGAAGAGGUGAUUCUUUACCAUCUUUUUGAGAAAUACUUAAAUAACAAUAAAGAUUGCAAUUAUAUAUUUGUACCCAGGGGUCUUGUACCGGCUUGCUAGCUAAGCCGUAAGGCGAAACGAUUAGGCUUGGUGUUUUUUGGUGACUAGUGAGGCCCUGCUAGUUGCCAAGUGGCUUGAGAGGCUCUAUCUAUGCUUGGCGCGAGGGGAUUUUGUGUGGCCACCGAACGUUGUGGCAGGAUGUUGGCCUCUCGGUGACAGUAACCAGAAAAAUAGGAAGGGGAGUGACAGGUGAGGCCCUCUCUAUGAUACAAUGCGAGGCGGCUAGCUCACGAGUGGCCCGAGGGGUGUAUGCCUCCGAGUGUGAGGCGGGGUGUUGGCCUCGCGGGACCACUAACCGAAGCAUAAUGCAGAGAAAAAAGGGGGUAAUACCUAUUGGGCCCUAGAACCCUAAUUGCCAGUACACUAUUACUAUUCCAGGGAAGGUAAGAGAUGGAUAACUACGUGAGCAGGUGUACGUACCUGGUAGUAUGGUAUUGAACCUGACAAUCCGUAUAGGUUUUUUAGUAGUAACUGUAACCUGAAUGGAUAAAAUCGUAUGGCAUAAGGAAAUAUGGCAUAGACCAAGCUUAUCUUAAAACAUACAGUAUAUGUGAAAGUAAAGUGCCGUGAUAUGUAAAUAUUAAACAUCAUAUCCAUACUGGUUAAAUAUGUAUCAAUCUUAACCCAUUAAGUGCCGUAUGUAUGUGAACCAUAUUACCAGUUACGUAUAUACAGAUGCGUGUGCUACUGUGUAAUAAUAUGUGUAUUUAUAACAGAUAUUGAUAUACUGCUUGCUAUGUGAAUUGUUGUUUGCCUUAUUGAAUGACAAGUGAACAUGGAGUUGCAAAAUGCAAGUGCACUGGAAAUCUGCUGAGUGCCCUAUAGGUGGCAGUGUAGUUGAUACUGAUUGGUAUGUGAAAUGUUGUUUGUCUGUUGACCUAUAGGGGUCAGUGUUUUGGUGUUUGUAAAACCCCAUGAAAAACCCCAUAAAAUUGUCAAUGUACUUGACAGACCUGUAGGUGGCAGUGUUGAUAGAACCACUGUUAGUCUUAAUGUGAAAUGUAAACUAUUGUGAAUUAAACCUGAAGUUGAGCCCGUGUUGGAGUUUAAUUCAUGGUUUAUGGUUAUGUUUAAAACAAAUCUUAUGUGUAAUUUAUAUUGGCUAGUAAUUGUAUAUGACAUGUGAAGACAGUUUUGCUGUUGACCAGUAGGGGUCAGAAAUGCUGAUUGUAUGGUAAAAUACCCUUUAACCCCUGAAGGAUACAUGACGUGUGACAUAUCAUGAUUCCCUUUUAUUCCAGAGUUUGGUCCUUAAGGGGUUAAUCCAAAUGCAAGGUUAACGUGAGAUUUUGAGAGUGACCUGUAGGGGUCAGUUUGGUUUAUGUGAAACAUUGUUUGUGAGCUAUGCCCCAGCAUUAUAGUUGUGUGACAGGGAAACAAACAGUGCCCGUUUGACAAUAUACAAUAAGUGAACAUAAUAGCUAACAGUCAUUGUAACAAACCAAAGUUCUGUUCAUGGGUUGUAAACGCACGAAGCAUGUGUUUAGUACAACAGUAAAUGCAUGAACUAGUACCCGUUUGGUAGAAAAUUGCACGAACCGUGAGCCUGGUAUGUCAGGGAAACAAAACGAAACGAGCAGUGAGAUUCGAAAUGCACGCACAGAAUUGCCUAGUAUGUUUAGGCAAUUGAAACAGAAUGUGUUCCCGUUUGGGAGUAUGCUAAUGCUUGAAAUGAGCCAGUGACAGAUAUAAACAAGUGAAUUUAAACGAAUGAUAUGCAUGAACAUCCAAUGGUUUUAGGACAGAUUUAGACAAAAUGCAGCCGUAAAGUGAGGACCUGACCCGUGCAUGGUGCCGUGGGACUGAUGCCUGGCGUAACGGGUAGGUCGACUUACGGUUUGUGAGUCACUUGGACACCAUCCACAGCGAUAGAUUGAAGAAAGAAUGUGGAAGGCCGGAAAAGCCUGUGGCUGGAUUCCUGACACAGCUCAGCUUAGAAAACCUCAUGGAGUAAUCAGGUAAAAUGGCGUCUGGAUGACCCGGAAGUGGAAAUCAUUCUGAUGCUGACCUCAAGCGAUAUGAGUCAGGUAAGGGGUGUCCCUUAUAUAGGGGAGUGAAUUAAUUUAAGCCCCUCCCACAAAUACAGGCCAAAUGGCCUUAAAACAUGUGUAUAUAUAUAUAUAUAUAUGUAUAUAUAUAUAUGUAUAUAUAUAUAUAUAUAUAUAUAUGUAUAUAUAUAUGUGUAUAUAUGUAUAUAUAUAUAUAUAUAUAUGUAUAUAUAUAUGUGUAUAUAUGUAUAUAUAUAUAUAUAUAUGUAUAUAUAUAUGUGUAUAUAUGUAUAUAUAUAUAUAUAUAUGUAUAUAUAUAUAUGUGUGUGUAUAUAUGUAUAUAUAUAUAUAUAUAUAUGUGUGUGUAUAUAUGUAUAUAUAUAUAUAUGUAUAUAUAUAGAGAGAGAGAGAGACAUGCACUGCUGUGUGUGCUGUUAGUGUGAUGUGAGGGUGCUGUUUGUGUGAGUGUCGUGUAUUUGUGAGGGUGUGGUUAGUGUACUGUGUGUGUGUGAGUUGUAUGUGUGUAGGUGCUGUGUGUGUGCUGUAUGUUUGGGAUUUGGCAGAUUAGUAAAUCCUUGCUGCCAUGUGCCAUCCCUGGUGGUCCAGUGGAGAGUGAACUCUAGCCUGCCGCAGCAACACUCUAUCGCGAGAGGAACCUGGCGGAGCUUCUGUCUAGAACUCUCUGGGUCCUCUCCUGCCUCCCUCCAUGCUGCUGUGGGCCGGUGAGGUAGAUCUUUGGUCUCCCCGCCGGCCCAUGGAGGCUUAGAGCAGAGCCGGCACUCAGAUAGCGCCGGCUCUGUGUGUGUGUGUGUGUGUGUAUAUAUAUGUGUGUAUAUAUAUAUAUAUAUAUAUAUAUAUAUAUAUAUAUAUAUAUAUAUAUAUAUAUAUAUAUAUAUAUAUAUAAUAUUACGUACACACACUCUCAGACACACACACACUCACAGACACAUUCACACAGACACACACAAGAACAAAUUAUUACAUUUUAAUAAAAAAAUGUCCACCAAGCCUCCUACCUGGAGUGCUGGCGUGGACUUUUCCCUGAGGUCCAGUGGGGCAGGCGCCUCUCUGCAGCUCAGCCGCGGCGAGGGAGCUGUGUGCUGUCUGCUCUCUGCUCCCUCUCGCCGCGCGGGCUGUCUGCUGUAGCUGGGAGCCGGAAUAUGACGUCAUAUUCCGGCUCCCGGCAUCAGCGCGUGGCGAGAGGUAGCAGAGAGCAGACAGCUCCCUCGCCGCGGCUGAGCUGCCGAGAGGGGGUGCGAAUCCAUCACCUCUUGCCCUCCCCAUGACAGGGGCAAGAGGUGAAACGGGGCGCUGAGUGCCUGCAGGAACAGCGUUCCUGCUCCAAAAAAGUGCAGGAACGCUGUUCCUGCAGGAUUCAAACCAUAGGCGUGCCACGGGGAUUAGGGUGUGCCCCGGCACACCCUGUGCGCACGCCUAUGAUGAUAUCCUGUUUUCUAGUAGCAUAUACUUCUCCUUUUGAGAGAUUUAAGGGGGGGGGGGAGGGAAUCACUGAAUGGUGACCCUGUUAAAAGCAUCAAAUAAGCAGAAUUUGGCUAUGUCAGGACAUUGCUCUAUCACAUCAAGAGAAUUCACAAGAUAGCAGUGUUUGGCUAUACAAUUUACUCCGCUAGUAUUUGAAAUUUACUUUGUUUCUGACAAUGCACACAUUAGUGAUUAACACUGAUUGUGUGUGGUAUGCUUGCUGUACAGUGUAGAUUCCCAAAACACACACAAACAAACUUAAUGGAGGAUAACCCACCUACAGUGUUCUUGGCCUAUCAUUGUUGUCUAAAACUGUAUGUCUUAUAGGGUGAUUAAAUUCUGUAUUACACACAGCAGCAGGUCCAGGCUAUUGGUGCAUAAAGCUCUAUGCUUUUUUUUUUUUUCUUUUCUCCAAUCUGCUCAAAAAUGGUUUGACACAAGCCACCAAAAACACCCCUUACGUUAAGUGUUUACUGUGACUUGAGUUCUCUGUUUCUUGUACCUGUCCCUACAGGACUAUGCAGGUUUUAUUUUGCUCAGAGACAGAUAUUUGUGUGGGCGAGGUAGGCUGAGGCUGAUUUAUACAUAGUAUCUGCAAAUGCUUAUCCAAUGUGCAUGAUUAUAUCACUGGCUCUUAUGGUACUUUAUGAAAUACCAUGACCACCUUGUGCAAUUUAAAAAAAAAAAAAAAAUUCCUUGCUGUGAAAAGUGUGUCAGGAAGAGAUUACUUUAAAGAAGUACUCUAAUAUUAUUAACUUAAGACUGGAGACUUAAAUGUGUUUUUUUUUUUUUUACUUGCUUUCUUCCCACGCCAUGCGGGUCUUGCAGUGGCCGCUGCUCCACCCUGGAUGAGGUCAUUAAAAAUAAUGACUUCAGCCAAUCCAAUGCUUCCCCACAGAGAAGCAUUGGGAGGGCUUCUGCACAUGAGUGACAACCCCUAUGUUGCACUAAUCAGUAUCUCUUCAUUAACCCCUUAAGGACACAUGACAUGUGUGACAUGUCAUGAUUCCCUUUUAUUCCAGAAGUUUGGUCCUUAAGGGGUUAAAUGCUUUCCCCAGAUAUACAUUGAGCGAUCAGGGUCUUAAUGUGUGAUGUGGUUGUGUGUGUAAUGGAUUAUGACCACUGUGAAAGGUUUGUGGAUGCUGGCUGCAUAAAUCCUACAUUUUCAAAAGUCAGCCCCAACAAACCAGAAAGUAACACGCAUGUUUUAUGACAUUGUAGAGGAUAGGUUUUGUUUAUGUGCAAGAAAUAAUGUUAAUAAAUCUGUGUGUAUGCGAGAGACACAAACGGUUUGCCAAAAAGCACUUCUAGAACCAGACUAAAUUUUUCAAGCUCUUUAGUCAGACAUUACAAACCCGUUAAAUGUUAUACUGUGGUUCUGGUAAUUAAUCCAAAACAGCUCUUAGAAAAAUGUAUUCUGGUUUCAUAGCAGACUAAUCUCUGCUAAAUUUAGCCAAUGUCUGUUUUUUUUGUUUUGUUUUUUUUGGAGAACAUAAUUUUAUUAAGAAAAGCAGCUCUAUUGUCUACUUCUUUAGGGUAGAUGUAAUACAAAGCUAGCUGGAAGCGUUCUGGUAUAUUUUGUAUUGAACUGUCCAUUAGAAACUGUGACACUCAAACACAGCCAGGGUCUGUCUCUCCUCCCACCUCUGGCAGAUAGAUAAACCUACUGGUGUCCCUAGAGCACCAAACCUCUUCUCUCUUCGUAGGCCUCAAUUAAGUGAGGUGUUAGAGUAAGCAAAGAUAUCUGUGGGGAGAUAUAUAUAUAUUUUUUUAUUUUUUUUUUAUUUUACUUGUUGCCAAAGAAGUAAUUCUAAUUUUGACACCUUCUAAAUCAUUCUACUUCAAUGUGCUACAACUUCCAGUAGGAAUUUCAAGAAAGUGGUCACUGAAAGGUAGCAAUGACAUUAGUCUCUGUGGAGUAAUGAUCCUUUUUUUUUUUUUUUUUUUUUUUUUGCCACGUUAAGCUUCUUUUCAAUGCAACUCAUUAACUGUGAAACCAAGGAAUAAAAAAAACAAAAGUUAGCGUUUAAAAUGCUUUUAGCUGAGCUUUGUGUGGGGUGAAUAUCGUAAUAGUAUAUUAUUAACAGAGGAUGAAAUUGCUGCCCUGGAUGCAUAUUAGUGGUUUAGUAAUCCUAUCUUCAAACAUAGUUCAAAUGUAACUUACUGAAUCUACACUGAUCUCACAACACAAAUGCAUAUGUGACUGACUAAUAGGCAGUUAUCUAAAUUGCUGAUUUCAAGGGUUAGUCUAUUCUAGGGUUAGAGCACUCUUAAAAGAUAAAGCUGAAAAGUCAUGGUUUUAUUUCCAUAAAAUGGAAAAUAAACAUUUUAAUAUUGUUUACUUGGUACUUUAUAUAAUGAUGUUGAUUUGUAAAUAAUAUAUUUACAUACAUUCAACAAAUUGCGUAUGUACUUGUGUAUAACAUCUUGUGAUAAGUAAAAUAUAUGCAGUACUAAAUGUCAAACUGUUUCAUUAUUCUUUAGCGUAGUCUUGUAUAUAAUGCCUGAAAACUAGACUACACCGAAAGUGAAAUGUCUAACAGAAAUCUAGGUAGCAUAAGGCAAUCUCUAUGUAAGAGUGCGUGCUGUGACUGCUGUGUUUGAUUCAUGCAAGUUUUAUUCAGGAACUUGUCAUAGAUGAUAGAAGGUAUAUGAUUACCAGUAGCCAACGCAUUCUGAGUGAAAAAUGUCUCUGGGUUGAAUGGCGAAUGUUUACUGCAUCCUAAAUGGAGCUCCUGGCAGGAAGCCCCAUGUACCAUCAAUAGAUACUGAUUGGUGCAGCGCUGGGAUUGUCACUUAUGUGCAGGAGUUCUUCCCCUUUGGGGAAUCUUUGGAUUGACUGAGGUGAUUUUCAAGGGUGAUCUCAUACAAGGUGGAGCAGGGGGCACUGGAAGACCAGCAUGGCAUAGGAAGCCUUAAAGGAACACUAUAGGGUCAGGAACAUAAACCUGUACUGCUGACCCUGUAGUGUUAAAAUCACCAUUUAAGUGGCACUUCCCCCUUAGCCCCUUUAAAAGUUAAUGCAAAAUACCUUAUUUCCAGCGCCGCACACGUUUGCCGGUGCUGGCCCGGCCCACGAUCUGCCUCCUUGCUGACCUCAUCAGAAUUUGAUUUCAGCCAACUCAAUGCUUUCUGUAUGUGCUGAAAUCGGCAAGGAGGCUGGGCAGGGUCAAACGCUGGUGUGGCCAAUCCGCAUCUCCUCAGAGAUGCAUUGAAUCAAUUCAUCUCUAUAAGUAAAAUACACCAGAGCAUGGAGAUGCUGAAUAGCAGUACUGCACACUGUGAAGCACUGCCCCAGGAAGCACCUCCAGUGGCCACUGGAGGUAUCUCUAGGGGGUAAUGUAAACACUGCCUUUUCUCUGAAAAAGCAGUGAUUGCAUGAAAAUGCCUGCACGGACUGAUUAUUCUCCUCAGAACAACUACAUUAAGCUGUAGCCGUCUUGGUGUCUAUAGUGUUCCUUUAAGUUAGUAAUGUUAGAGUGCUUUAGCAGAAUGUCCAGCGUCUUUUCAAAUUCGGCAAAGUCCCCAGACCGGGACAGUGCCACUAAAUGGGAACCUGACAAUGAUCUAAAGCAAAUUGGUAUUUUUGAACAGCCCAUUUAACAGUUUUCUCUGAUUACAAACUAGGGGGAGAAAAGAAAAAAAAAAUCAGGGUUUCUAUAAGGACACACCUAUGUAAGACAGCGCUACGAAUCUGAUGGCGCUAUAUAAAUAAUCAAAUAAUAGGUUGCUGUAGGAAUGUCUGCUUGAUGCUCAACUACAUGUUGACUGUGUAUAUUUGUCUAUCAAGAAGGCAUGCCUGCCUCACAUGUAGACUUGCCAGUCACUAAUGUCAUUUCAGAGUAUUUGUUAAUUAGUCUGUCCGUAUCAAAAGUCCAUUUUCUCCAGUAGUCCCAAGAACCUGAACUCAAGAGAAAACAGCUGGAUGAUAAGACAGUUGCAAGCCAUGUGUGCAAUGUAGGAUUGUUAAUCAAUCUCGCAUUCAGUAAACCAACACACACUAGAAAAAAAAGAAGCAAAAUAUUUAUUCUCACAUGAAAGGUGCCUUGUUUCUAACCUUUAUUUACUCUGUAAGACUACUGUCUGGAGUGGAUCCUGUUUUAUGAACCCGCAGUCUAUUCAUUAGGAAUUUAAAAUAAGUCUUCCAUACCAUGAUUGGUUACUACACCAACCUAUAUCAGGAGUCCUCCAACAGUACCAUCUAGUGGUUAUAUGUGUGUUUGGCAAAGCUAUUGUUUUAAAUAGAAUACUGACAGAUAUUUACUAAAGUGGGAAUUGUCAGAAAUUCAAAGUGGAUUCCAAAUGUAAGGCCAAAGGAGCUGAACUGAAAAGUGUUAGUCAUCUAUGCUUCCAGUUUGGCAACCAUAGCGUUAAAUGUUACAUUCACUUUGCAAUCCCAACAUUUCUCAUUUUGGUAAAUAACCAUAUGAUUAACUGAGCACCCAGUUUCUCAAUGAUUUACAAAUAGACAUUUGUUUGCACUGCCUGGAUUUUGUACACAGUGAAAUAGAUUCUUUUAAAAUAUUUUCUCUGACCGUUUAUUAGAUAUGGAUGUUAUCAUUAUGAUCCGUUAAGUGCCAAAAUGUUUCAUAGAGCUUUUCAAUUCUUGAAUUCAGUGGUGUGGGUCUACAGAUACAUAAAUAGAAAAUGAUUGCAUGUGCCAUCACUGCUGAUUCAGACUGUGCAGUCAUCGGUGCCUAUAUUUUUGAAUUUUGAUUACUGAACAGAAUGUUCAUUUUCAUUUAUAAUAACAAAUUGUCACUGUAUGCACUUUUGAGGCAACAUUACAGAUGUCUGUGGUUGUUUUGAAUUCCAGAAGGAAAGACCAAUGCAUUACUGUGGCAUUUUUAAAUGCCUCACUGGUGCAUCAGUGGUCAAACUGGUCAUUUACCCACAUCCUGGUUGUAAACUAGGUACACUGUGCAGCAUUUACUGCAUAAAGGUACUAUUUCUUUAUUCACAUGAAAAAAAAAAUAAACAAAACUGUCUACUUUGCUAGAAAUGUUGCUUAUCCAGUAGAUAUAUCUUUAUGAAUAUGGGUAUCCCAGAGUCCAGAAAGCUCAUGUUAAACUAAUUUUAGGCAGAUGCAGUAUGCCAGCCUGGAGCCUAAUUUAAUGCUCUUAUAAGGCAGAAAACAAGUCUUGGUAACAAAGUUAUCAACGGAAAUUUGUAUCCACACAACAUUUGUUAUAGUAAAGGAAAACACAAGCUUAAAGGGUUACUCCAACCAUCUUAACUGCUGCAACCAACUGUAGUAAUUGUGAUGUUAGGAGUACACUCGCACCAUUCCCCAGUAAUGGUGUGAACUAUUUUACAAUGGCUUGCCCUUUUACCUUCAUACCUGGUUGAGUGUUUUGAGGUUCCACUGAAGCAUAGUGUACUCAAUCUGCCUUCUGCAGAGCUGCAGAAGUCUGAUGCUGAUCCUGCCACUCAUUAAUUGCUCGCAACUAAUUAAUUAUUUGCCCUGCAUCAAAAUUUGCACAAAACUUACAUUAGCCAGCUCAUAUUUCUAAGCAUAAAACAAAAAGCGCAAUGUAAAAAUAUAUAAUGGUCUGUGUGACACGAAAUAAAAUGUAAUUCAGAAAUAAAAUUCAAAGCUGCCAGACAUAAAAGGUUAUUCCUAAAACCUGUAAACCAAUUGUUCAAAUGGAGAGGAAUGUCAGCGCUGUGCAGUAAUCCCCAAAAGAUUGUUCAAAGGGGAAGCUUGAUAAUAUAAUGGUUGAGUUCAAAUUCCUCCUCCAUAGCGGUGGAUAAGGGAGAAUUAGGGGUAUUAUUCUGUGUUAGACAGGAUUAAAACUUUGCAUCCAGUACCAGUGUUAAGUCACGUACCUUCAAACCAACACCAGGCAAUGAUCUUUCACGACUUGUCCGUCCUCACACCUUAUCACUCCUUUACUCUACUUGGUCCAAUCAAAUGCUUCUCUUUGAGACCCAUUUUCAGGUUCAGAGCGAAUGUGCGUGCUGAAGAUGCUUUUGGUAUUGUGCUUCUAAAACCACAAAAUAAUAUUCUCUCUAUAUUAUUGCCAGCCAGGCACUCGUGCUUCUAAAACCACAAAAUAAUAUUCUCUCUAUAUUAUUGCCAGCAAGGCACUCAAGAGAAGAUUUUGUGGUUUUAGAAGCACAUUCAUUUUGAACCUGAAAAUGGGUCUCAAAGAGAAGCAUUUGAUUGGACCACGUAGAGUAAAGGAGUGAUAAGGUGUGAGGGCAGACAAUCCGUGGCAGAUCAUUGCCCGGUGUUGAUUUGAAGGUACGUGACUGUUACCGCUGGUACUGGAUACAAAGUUUUAAUUCCUGUCUAACAAAGAAUAAUACCCCUAUUUCUCCCUUAUCCACCGCUGUGGAGGUGGAAUUUGAACUCCACCAUUGUAUUAUCAAGCCUCCCCUUUGAACAAUCUUUUGGGGAUUGCUGCACAGCGUUGCCAUUCAUCUACAUUUCAGCUCAUAUUUCUCGUUACUCCUUUGGUAGCAGAGUGGUUGUACAGCUUUUAAAUGCGAAAUUCUGCACAUAGACACCAGACAUCAUGACCACUACAAAUCACUGAAGUAAUCUUUUAAUAUGCUGAUGCAUACUCGUUAACCCUAUGAAAUUGCCACCUGCCGCAAAUUUUAGUCUAUAAUUUUUAUGUCGAGCUCUUUACAGGGCUAUUCCUUAUUUUUUACUUUUAAGAGCUGUUAUAAUUUUUGUUGAACUUUGCACCAGAAGGCAAAAAUCAUUUUUGUGUAUUUCUCUCAAUAUACACUUUGCACCAGAAGUCAAAAAUCAUUUUUGUGUAUUUCUCUCAAUAUACACUAAAAUAUGUAUGUCUGAUUGUGUCCUAAUAUAGCUAUGAAUUAUUUGUGAUAGUGUGUCCUAAAGUACAUUGAAAUAACAAAUUUGUUUGUCUUAUUCUAGGUUAAAAUGGUCCCUGAAUGUACUCGGAACUGUGCUUAUCAGGAAGAGAAAGGAUAACCUGUUUUAAUCCUAAAUUUACCUCUGUAUUUGGUGCAAACUCUUGUGGACUUUUUUUUACAAAAACAGCAUGGAGCACUCAAGUCGACAUCUGAAAUUCAAGUUACAGAGCCUGGCACGGCGUCUAGAUGACUUGGAGGAAGCAACAAAGAACCUUCAAAAAGCAGAAGAUGAAGUUCUGGAUCUUCAGGAUAAAAUUAUACAGGCAGAAGGGAGCAACUCUAGUAUGUUGGCUGAUGUUGAGGCGUUAAGGAAAAGAGUUCUAAAAAUUGAAGGGAAAGAUGAAGAAGUAAGGAAAGCAGAGGAUUUGUGUAGACUGAUAAAAGAGAAACUGGAAAAUGAGGAAAAUCUUACCCGAGAACUUAGAUCUGAAAUUGAACAGCUUCAGAAAAAGAUGACUGAACUUGAGAAGUUAGAGGAAGCUUUUAACAAAAGCAAAAAUGAUUGCACUCAGCUAUGUCUUAGCUUAAAUGAAGAAAAGAAUAUGUCUAAAAAGUUAUCUUCUGAACUGGAAACACUUAGAGCUAAGGUUAAAGAACUUGAGUGUUCAGAAAGCAAACUGGAUAAAGCUGAACAAUUUAUAACAGGUGAACUGGAAAAAAUUAAGUCUUUAACGAUUAGUUUUGUCAAUGAAAAAAAGUGUUUUCUAGAAAAGGAGAAGCAAAAUGAAAAGUUAAUUUUAGAUCUUAAACAACAGUUAGAGUUGAAAGGGAAAAUAACUACAGGAGAUCAAGCCAGAACACAGUCUAACAUGUUGGAGAGGUCUUCUGGUCAUACUAUAGAACGCAACAGCUUUAGGAUUGAAGAUGGCUUAACAUCUAAAUCGACCAACACAGUUGGCUCGGAUUAUAUUAAGCAGCCAGAAAACCAAACAAGUAGCAAAAAUGAAAAUGAGAAAAACAAAAAUCAGGAAGACAAUAAAAUUCGAGAUCUGAAUCAGGAAAUAGAGAAACUAAGAAAUCAAAUAAAAAACUCUGAGGGUGUGGAAGAUGAGUUAAAACAACUGAAGGAGAAAAAUUGUAAACUGCAGGAAGACUAUAUUAGUGAACAAGUCAAAAGCAAGCAGUUGACUGUUGAAAUUCAGGCUUUAAAAAAACAAGCCAAUCAAUACCACAGUCUAGAAAAUGGAGUUCUUGAUACAGAUGACAUAACGCCACAUGGUAGACUUCGAAAUGAAAGGAAAUACAAGCCAAUAUCCUCUGAGCCUCAGACUUCCAAGAAUGGCUCUCGAGAUUUAUCACCUCAGCAAUCAAGAACUGAGAGGCAUUUAACUAAAGACUAUCAAAAUUCAGAUUCUCAUUAUAAAAAAACAUUGUCGGGUAGUAGUUCAAACAGUAGGAAAUCUGGAAAACCCACACUUUUGGAGACCUCACUAAGCAGUGUUAGGAAAGAUGAUCAUGUACCAUUAUCUAGUCGUGUUUAUGGGACAAAGGAAUAUGGAACAGCAAAUGAAAUAAAAAAGUCUAAAGAUCAGCCAUCUGUAUUAAGCCGGUAUCCACCUGCUGCUCAAGAACAUACAACAAAAAAGUCAUGGAAAAGCUCUACAAGUAAGCACCAAAAUAGCUUUGGAGAAGACUAUUCAGUUAAGGUGACACAAGCUGUUAUUACUUCAAGAAAAGAAGUCUCUACUGAAGAGCAGAUGAUUAGGGAUGCCCCCCCUUAUUUCAAUUCUGAAAAUAAAGUUAAUUUGAAUCUUCAUGAAGAAGUUCAGUUGCUUGAGAACUGCCCACUAUCUUCCACAUUGUGCACAAAAACGUAUUCUGAACUCGAAGCAGUGCCUGUUAUAACUGAAGUGCAAGAAGAUAUGCCUAAAACAAUUUUGAACUCAGACGAGUAUGUUGCGGAAAAUACACCCCCAGACAAAUCUAUUAAAAACUCUCGCUUCUCAGGUAGAGACGAGUUUACAAACUAUUCUUUUUCGGAAGAGGCCAAAUCCUCAAAUUACAAUAAAGAUAAUAUUCCAGUUGGCCAACAAGAGUUAAAUUCACAGAAGUCUUACCAUAACCAAGAGAGAGUACGUCUUAAAUCUUCUAUAAAACCUCAGAUUCCUGAAAAGCCACAUAUUCCAGAAACCGACCAUAAGGAACUGGAUAAAAGGCAUAUUGCUCAUGGGAUUCACUCUAGAAAACAAGCUAGUCCUAAAGAAAAAACAAAUUUUCAAGAUCGGACACAGAAUGUGGAAAAUGAUAACCAGAUCUCUCAAAGAGUGUUUGUAUGUGAAACAAAAAGAGUAUCUUCUGAUGGUUUAGAAAGUACUGAGACACAAUCUCAUGCUGGCAUCCGGUCAAGAACAUAUAGUCCAAGGGAGGCUUUACAGUCCACAGUGAUAGUUAAACCAGUCAUCAUUGAAAAGGAUAUGAAAGAAAUCAUGAGUGAUUACAGAGUAAGGUCUAGCUCAGACAUUAGUAGAUCACAGGCCAAUGCAACACCAAGCAAAGUUUCGAGCAGUAUCACAUUUUUUCCUUCUGAUGCAGUCUCUUCUCGUAUGAACACAGAUGUGAUGCCAAGAGAGAGACACACAUCUACCAGUAACAUUAGAUUAUCUGCAAAUGAUCAGACAGUGUUAAAAAAUAAUAUUAGUAUUCCUUUUGAAAUAUCAAUAAAGAAAGAAGAUAUGGUAUUAAAAGUGGCUAUUGAUGAUGAUGAUGAUGAUGAUGAUGAAAGUGACUUGAAUCUUGAAGAAAUAAACAAGGUAUCUGAUCUAACCAUCAGCCAACAGCAAAAGAAGAUUAACGAACAUAACCUUGAAAUGGAGACUGUAUCUUGGAAAAAGCAUAGCAUCGUCGACACAAAUUAUUUUGAGAGUAAACGAGGUUUUACGAGAAGUACUUUGAGAAAAGGCGUCUUAGGUUCUACAGAAGAACUAGAUAUACUAACUACAGAGAAAGAGGACUCAAGAGAAACAAAAUAUAGACGUAAAUCUGUUUUAGAUGAAGAAAAACCUGUCCGAUUACGUCAUGAUGGAUAUUCGAGAAACAAAACCUCUAACUUAUACAGUUGGUCAUCUCUAGAUCCAGUGUCUAAGAGGAGCCAAAGUAGUCUGACUGCCACGGAGAUCAUAGGAAGACGAACUCCUUCAACUGAAACUUUUUCUUCUGGCUUAAACACAAGGAAUCGGUAUAGCAUAGAGGUAAGAAAGUAUAAUGUUCUAUAAUGUUCAAAUUCUGUUUUGUUGCCUAAUUUUAAUAUUAAACCAUAUGCCAGUCUCCCUCAACUUAUUCCUUCCUUCUACUUGCGUUAGGAGAUAAAAGCUGAAUUUGAGGAGUUGUCCAAAAAUUUGAUAUAUUGCAAAAUGCAUGCCCUAUACAAAAUACAGUUGCAUUUGUCUAUUUUAACAAAUAACCCAAAACUGUUAACAUACAGCAGGAAAAUGAAUGUAAACAAAGGAUUGGCAAAGGGAGAAGAGUGGGUAGGGCAGAAUAGUGUAUCAUCCAAUGUCUCCCAUGUUUUCAGGAAUAGUUAACUUAUUUUCAUAGGGAAGCUUUCCAUAGUGUAAAGGUUACCAAUCCUUGAAUAAGAUUCAGGUCAAAGUGGUAAGGUCAGCUCCCCUUUGCUUGUCCAUUAAUAACAUAAUUGAAGUGAACAUUUUAUGAACCAGACUCAUUUGCUGCUUGGGUAGCUUGUGAGUGUGAAAAUUACUAUUCAAUAGAGGAAUAAUGGGACAGGUGUGAUAAGUGUAUACUGAUAUGAGGCUGAAGGCAAUGGUACACAACAAUGCUUCCUGAGGGCAAGUCCAGAAUCUAUGAUUGCUUGCAGAGGCUGUACAUUUUUGUACAAAGGCCGAUGUAGUGUAAAUGAUAUAUUAACAGCAUUAUUGGUCCAGUCCUAACAAGAAGGAACAUUGAAGGAAAAUUUUAAAUAUUUUAUUUAUAGUGCAGGCUGUUAUCUUGUGUGAGCUGUAAUUAUAUUUGACCAGUCCUCCUCACACAGGGCCUUGAUGCAAAAAAUAAAGCUACAUAUUCAAAGCUUUCAUCUGUGGCAUCUGGCACUAAGACAUUAGCAGCAGAUCCUUUAAGUCAUGCAAGUUGCAAAGUGGGGCCUCAAUGGGUCAGAUUUGUUGUUCCAGCACAUCCCAAAGAUACUCAAUUGAGGUUAAGGCAACACUUUGAACUUCGUUAAAGAGAAACUCUAGUUACCCAGACCACUUCAGCUCAUGGAAGUGGCCUGGGUGCAGUGUCCCUGUUUCCCGUAAGCCUGCAAUGUAAAUCAUUGCAGUUUUAUAGAAACUACAAUAAUUACAUUGCAGUACGAAGACCACCUCUAAUGUCUGUCAAUCAGACAACCACUAGAGGGACUUCCUGGAUGUGAACAGUCUCCAGGUUACCUAACUGACGCUGGACAUCCUCACGCUCUGCAUGAAGACAUCCAGCGUCUGUAAAAAAAGGAAAGCUGCGCAUUCACCCUCUCCCAUCCACCCAUUCAAACCCCUGCCCACCCCAGCAGAGGAAGCAGCAUACAGACUCCGCACUAAGGAACAUUGCCGGUGGAAUCAGGCAAGUGUAAAAAGGUGUUUUACUUUUUGUUUUUUAUCCCUUUAUAUGCAUUUGGGGGAUGGGGGGGGCUGUGAAGAGGCGCACCAGAGGACACCAUAGUGUUAGGAAUCCAGAUUUGUCUUCCUAACACCGUAGAAUCGCUUUAAACCAUUCCUGAACUAUGUAUGCAGUGUGUCAUGGUGCAUUAUCCUGUUGAAUAAGCCUCUGCUCUCAGGGAACACCGGGUACGUGGUCUGCAACAAACUGUAGGUAGGUUGUACUUGUCAAAGUAGCAUCCACAUGAAUGCCAGGACUUAAUGUUUCCUAGCUAAACAUUGCCAUAACAGUCCAAUCAACCUCCUUCUAUUGCUCCAUCGUCCAGUUCUGAUGUUCAUAUCCCCAUUCAAGGCGCUUUUGGAGGUAGACAGAACAGUCUAUGACUUUGCAGCCCCAUACACGGCAAUCUGCGAUGCACUGUGUUGGCAACUUUCUAUCAUGGCCAGCAUUAAGUUUUUCAGCAAUUUGAGCUACAGUAGCUUGUGUGUGUGUGUGUGUGUGUUCCAACCAGACGGGCCAACCUACACUUGUCAUGUGCAUCAAUGAACCGUGGGUACCUAUGACCAUGAUCCUGGUUCGCCGGUUGUCAUUCCAUGCACCACUUUUGGUAGGUACUAAACACUGCAUACCAGGAACUCCCCACAAGACUUGCCAAUUUGGAGAUGCUCUAACCCAGUCAUCUAGUCGUCAUGAUUUAGUCCUUGUCAGUCACUCAGAUCUUUUUGCUUUCCCAUUUUUUUAACUUCCAGCACAAAAAUUAACUGUUCACUUGCUGGCUAAUAUAGCCCACAAAAUUUCUGGAAGACCCCACUGUUCACAGCAUAGUUAAUACCUUUAAGGGCAGGGGCAAUUGUACAAGUCCUGACUAAACAAAAACUUAGAAUUUGAGCUAUAUGUUUGUUCAGCCAUAGUUUACCUUUUUCAUAUUAAGGUUCCCACACACUUAUUAUAUAUCGGUUUGUACAGGAGAAAUUGGGCUUUCAUUUCACAUCAAAUAUUUAUAUAUGGAACACAACUGAAUAUGAAUUUUUUUAAAAGUAUGAGCAAUUAAAAAUUGUUGUUAAUAUCCAAGUUCUCCAUGGUAUUUUACCAGUGAAUGUCAUAAUUCUGUUAGAUUUUACUGCAAACAAAUUCCAAAUAUUUUUAUCCUGCCACGAGUACAAUGAUUCCCUCCGUGUAGAGAUUUGCCAGAUUGGUUUGUUGGACCUAUGUUGCCUUUAAGACCAUAUGGCAGCCCAGGAAUGAGGACUGCCCUCAUCACAGCAUACCAUUUGCAAAAGUAAACAACCCAGGGUAUUCAUAAAAAGGUAUGUCUAGUCUUUUCAGUAGCCGCUUAAUAAUAAUUUUGGCCAGGGUUUUGUUACUAAUGUUUUCUUUUGUUUUGUUUUUUACACACAAACAGCACUUUCACGGCUGCUCUAAAACAUUUAUAUUUGUGUUCAGCAAUGUUUCACAAGUACAACAGUCUUGGUUGUUCAGUUUUUAUAGUUUUGCAGAGUAUAUAAUUGUGCUAGUUGGGACCUGUGAUAUAUAGAUCCACACAGGAAUAUUUCAUUUAUCUCAAAAUACCUUGGUGAAGCUUAUUUUUUUUUUCUCUGUUUACAAUAGUAUGCUGCUGGAGAAAGCAUUGUACUUGUAAUUUUUGUGAUAUUCACUUUUUUGGGAGUAUUCUCUAGCUAUGUAUAAAAUCCAACAGAGUUGGAAGUCCAACCAUGUGUUGUUAUGAAUAAAAUGUAACAGAGCUCCCUGUACCCCGACUGGGUACUUCCGCAAAGGACAGCUUCCUAGCUGGAACAGGGGUCAAAUCACAGUACUUGACUGGGGUCCUGGAACCGCUCCUUCCUGGAGCCGAAUGGGGAAUUAGCCCUAGUCCUUACAAGGACUUUCCCCAUUGAAUCCCCUGCAAGCUGGAACAGCAGACACAGGAGUAAAUCUUUUUUCCCUCCAAUAACAGGACGACACGCCGUUUUGGAGUGUAAGCUGGAAUAGAUUUUAAUGGUGCCACACUUUGCCUUUUAUGCAAGUCCCCAAGCAAGGGGUACGCCCACAUGGACCUUGUUGGGGACAGGGACACAAAACUUACAAACCAAUAAUAACACAUUUACAAUGUAAUGCACGCCAACACAUGACACACAAUCCCUCCCCUCUGCUUGAGACAUAAUUGGAUCAGUAACUGUACUAAUUCUAAUCCGAUUAUCUCCAAGCACAGAAAAAACAUGCAUUUCUAAAAAGUCCCAAAAGUACCCCAAAACACAUGAUAUCCCCACAUGGUCCUAUGCCCAAAACAGUUCUAUGAAAUCAGUGCUAACGGUCGGUAAAGUUUGGUAAUCUUUUACAGGUUUCCCUGCAGGGCCCAUAGUCUGUGGGCAGGAGGCUGGCAAGCAGGCUCCUCCAGGAGCUCGUGGCAAACUGACUUGGAGAGGGGAGUUUGUCACAUAUAAUUUUUCUGGAUAGCAGACCACUGCAACUCAUGUCAACUUGUACUGCAGAAUGUGUUUCCCUUUAGCUAAAAUAAAAGGAUGCCAUUUGAAAUAUGCAAACUUUUUUUGAAGUCCUAUUAAAUGUUCAUUUGUGCGUUUUUGUGAAAAAUAGGUUUGUGAAUAAUAUUUGCAUAUAUUCCUUCAACCAAUAAGCAAGUAAGGAAGCAAGGUCCAUUUUCAUGAUCCAUGCAUGUGAUUUAUUAUGCCCAUGAUUGUUAGGGCCUUUUGGUAAACAAACUCAUUGCAAGAACUUAAUGGGAAACUAUAGGCACCAAAACAAAGUAUGAAUCAGUUUUGGUGUAUAAUUCAUGCCUCUGUAGACUCACUGCUCAAUUCUCUGCCAUUUAGGAGUUAAAUAACUUUUGUUUAUGCAACCCUAGUUACACCUCCUUGAAUGUGACUUGCACAGCCUUCCUAAACAUUUCCUAUAAGGAUACAUCUAAUGUUUAAACUUACUGCAUACAGUAGUACAGUUUGUUUAAUUCAGAAUUUCUCAUCUCCUGCACUGUUAAUAGCUUACUACACCUUGCAGGAGCCUCCUGUGUGGGAUUUAAAGUUCAAUUUACAGAGAAGGAGAUAAAACCUUAUAUAAGUAAGUUUUAUAUCUAAUUGAAAGUGAAACCAUUUGUGUGGCUAGAGCUGAAUGGACAGAAACAAGUAAUUUAAUUCCUAAAUGGCGGAGAAAUGAGAUUGCAGGGGCAUGUGAGGUGACAAUUAAUGAAACUCCAUUGUGCCCCUAUUUGUAGACAUGCAUAUACCACCAUUAACCAAAAAAAGCAAACAUGCAUAUACCACCAUUAACUGAAAAAAGCAAAUGCACCUCCGUGUAAAAGGGUUCAUUUACCUGGGUGAAAACUCCCUGUGGCUGUAAUAAAAGCUUGAUAUUUGAAACAUCAACUCGCCAAUAUGUUAAUCUCAUUAAUAAUUCAAACAUUUCUGAAUUCUUCCAUUUGCUUGUUCAGAAUCUUGUUCAACCAACACUCUAAUACAGAUACCUGUGCUAUCAAAUUUUUUAUUUUAUAGUAAACCUAAUUUUGUCUCAUUUUAUUUAUUUACCUUUUUUUUUUAUUUUUUUUUUAUUGACCUUCAUUUCAGGAUGGAGACAUGCUUCGCUCCAGGAGGAGAAAGUAUGAAAUUGGUAAACUGACCAGCAUUGAUUCUGUAGAAAGAAAGCCAUCCUCCAGGCAGGAACUGCUGCAAAAUCAGCGGCAUUCGAAGAGCAUGGUAGGGGAGCGAAUACGGCAGCUGGAACAUUAGCCGAACUGGAAAUACCUAAAACAGAAGGUAAAGUUUUUAAGUCAUUUGACUUUUCUAGGCAAUCCGUAACCCACCAACUAUUGAUUGAAUAUAAAGAGAAUUUGAUGGGGAAUAUUUGGCACUUCAGCUCUUGUUGUCUACAAUUACAAUGAUGCCCAGCCUGCCAUUGGACUUAUUGGGUGUUAGUCCAUAGCAACUAGAAUUCCAACCCUCAGCGGAAGAGUGUGUUUUUUUGUGGUGCGUUUUUUGUGACUUAUGUUUGAUCUGUCAAUGUUGUGUAAAAUAUUUUAGCCCAAAACAUAUUUUAAUAGUUGGUAAAGCACAAAAAAAAACUGCUUGCAACAAAUGCUGCAGACCAUCAGUUUGCAGCCUUUGCAACCUCUUCCUUCUUUCCAAAGCACAACCUUUCAUGGAUCCGUGAGGGCAGAUUUCCUUUUCUUCUUAAUCAAAUGGUGACAGCCGGGAGGUGUUUCUGCUGCAAUUAUAAAAUUUCCAAUUUCAGUAGAAAUAAGCACUUUUAGUUAGUGUGUGUGUUCCUUUUUAAUGUACCAGUGUUCAUGGUAUUUUAUUUCCUUACAGGUUCAUUUGUCACACAGUGGAAUAGACCAAUGUUUUCUAGAGAAAACAAAUCUUUACAUCUUCAUCCCAAUUGCUAUUGAGAUAUAUAUAUAUAUAUAUAUAUAUAUAUAUAUAUAUAUAUAUAUAUAUAUAUAUAUAUAUAUAUAUAUAUAUAUAUCUAUAUCUAUAUCAAUGAAGGAGCACUCCAAGGGAUUUUUCAAACUUGUUUAUAAUCCGGUGUUGAAAAAAUCAAUCAUCAACGUUUCGACCCAAUGGGGUCUUUAUCAAGAUAACAACAACCUCAAAUUAAUGUGCAUAUAUACAAAAAUACAAAUGAAUCUAACUUACCCCACCUGAGAAGUGAAGCCCGCUCACCAAGUGCCGCCGAGUAGUGCGCAUGCGUAGUGACGUCACCGGAACGGUGCGUCAUGACGUGUGUGCGUACGUGCGUGAUAACGUGAUCAUGUGAUCCCAUGGACCGCAAGCGUGUCCAUGGAAACCUGAACCGAUAAAAACAAAGCAGAAGGAAAGAUAGGAAUCUACAGACCGGACAAGUCAUCAAAUAUUGAUAAGCCACAAUUGAAAUAAAUGAAUAAAUAAAUACACAGAGUGUAGCUAGGAGAAAAACGUGAAGAAAAGAGAAAAUAAAAACAUAAGAGGAUAAUAGGAAAUAAAGACGAGAAUGUGUAAAGAAAAAGUGAAAGAAAGUGAAGAAAAAGAGUGAAAAAACACAAAUAAGAGCCUCUGAAAAGAGACAAAAUCGUGAUGUGUAAGAAAGAAAAGUGAAGUGUGUGAAUAGACAUAUACAUCUGAAAAAAUGUGAAAGAAGGAGAAUAGAAGAGAAAUAAGACCUAGUACACCUCAGAAUCCUAAACACAUGUAAUCCAAUCAUAUAAAAUCCAUAUAUAAUAGAGACAAAUACCGAUCAUACUUCCAGGUGUACAUCAGAUACAGAAUAAUAUUACUGAUAGACAUAUAUAUGUAUGUUAAGUUCCUACACAUACAACAGUAAAUAAACUUCACAGAUUGCAUUAUGGUAAUAAAGAAAAAUGCAAUAAUGCAGAGGCCAAAAAAUAUGUAUAUAUAAGGCCUAAAAAAUAAAAAAUAGACUAGCGUCUCUCCAAAAAAGAGUUAAAUGAAACAUAUUCGUUCAAUCCUUUGGGUUGUAACGUGUCCAAUUGUUUGAUCCAGAAGGUCUCCCUUUGGAGUAAUAACUUUGACCGGUCACCUCCCCUGAUUGGAAUAGGUAUAACAUCUAUAGCAAUAAAUUUAAGCAUGGGUAAUCUGUGAUUAAAUGCGAGGAAGUGUUUAGCCACCGGUUUGUCCGUUAUACCUUACCCAUUGCACUUUUAAACGCUCUGUUCAUGUGAAGUAUCUACUUUUGUACUCCAGACAGAGAGACCGACCGUUAGCCCUAAUUCUCUGGAACUAUUUUGGGCAUGGGACCAUGUGCACGGUCGGUCAAAAAUAAGACUUCCAGGAAAUUCUUGAACCCCUUAACUGAUCUGGGAGAUUACCCAUGCUUAAAUUUAUUGCUAUAGAUGUUAUACCUAUUCCAAUCAGGGGAGGUGACCGGUCAAAGUUAUUACUCCAAAGGGAGACCUUCUGGAUCAAACAAUUGGACACGUUACAACCCAAAGGAUUGAACGAAUAUGUUUCAUUUAACUCUUUUUUGGAGAGACGCUAGUCUAUUUUUUAUUUUUUAGGCCUUAUAUAUACAUAUUUUUUGGCCUCUGCAUUAUUGCAUUUUUCUUUAUUACCAUAAUGCAAUCUGUGAAGUUUAUUUACUGUUGUAUGUGUAGGAACUUAACAUACAUAUAUAUGUCUAUCAGUAAUAUUAUUCUGUAUCUGAUGUACACCUGGAAGUAUGAUCGGUAUUUGUCUCUAUUAUAUAUGGAUUUUAUAUGAUUGGAUUACAUGUGUUUAGGAUUCUGAGGUGUACUAGGUCUUAUUUCUCUUCUAUUCUCCUUCUUUCACAUUUUUUCAGAUGUAUAUGUCUAUUCACACACUUCACUUUUCUUUCUUACACAUCACGAUUUUGUCUCUUUUCAGAGGCUCUUAUUUGUGUUUUUUCACUCUUUUUCUUCACUUUCUUUCACUUUUUCUUUACACAUUCUCGUCUUUAUUUCCUAUUAUCCUCUUAUGUUUUUAUUUUCUCUUUUCUUCACGUUUUUCUCCUAGCUACACUCUGUGUAUUUAUUUAUUCAUUUAUUUCAAUUGUGGCUUAUCAAUAUUUGAUGACUUGUCCGGUCUGUAGAUUCCUAUCUUUCCUUCUGCUUUGUUUUUAUCGGUUCAGGUUUCCAUGGACACGCUUGCGGUCCAUGGGAUCACAUGAUCACGUUAUCACGCACGUACGCACACACGUCAUGACGCACCGUUCCGGUGACGUCACUACGCAUGCGCACUACUCGGCGGCACUUGGUGAGCGGGCUUCACUUCUCAGGUGGGGUAAGUUAGAUUCAUUUGUAUUUUUGUAUAUAUGCACAUUAAUUUGAGGUUGUUGUUAUCUUGAUAAAGACCCCAUUGGGUCGAAACGUUGAUGAUUGAUUUUUUUCAACACCGGAUUAUAAACAAGUUUGAAAAAUCCCUUGGAGUGCUCCUUCAUUGAUUAUACAUACCGAGGCUUGGAAGCACCCGGGUAAUUUUUGUAUUUUAUUUGCAUUUAAAGGAAGAGUGCCAGAGUUUGCUUUUAUUUAUAUAUAUAUAUAUAUAUAUAUUCUGUUGCCAUUUAUAUAGCGCCAACAGAUUCCGUAGUGCUUUACAAUAUAUAUAAUAUUUUAAAGAAACACUCCACAAAGCAACACUAGUAAAAAUAAUUGGGUUAGAGCAUGAGCUUUGCAUUUAAAUAAGAUGUAUUCUUACAUUUUGAAACCACUCAGUUACCUUUAGAAUUUGUUGCAUGUUAUACAACAAGGCCUUGUGUUCCCUGCUUGGAAUGUGGCAGGCCAGAGACAUAAACCCCCCAAUCUCCCACACGCUAGCAUUGUCUUCUCCUGUCUUCAACACAUGGUGCUUAUCCACCAGGAGCAAUGUGAGUGCUUUACACUCUGAUGUUUUUGAGGGUCAGCAUAAACCUUAAUAGAUAAGGUCUCUUAGCAAAAAAAGAUUGUUUAAUUCUCACAACCAUCCCAAGUAUCUAGUGAGAGAAUUGUCAAUUCAAUAAAAUUCCAGUGCAGUCAAUAAAAAAACAUUUAAUAAAGCUUUUAUCUUUAUAAAAUACUCAGAGCUGCAGCUUAAAGGAACACACCAGACCUCCAGAGCACAUUAUCUUGCUGAAAAGCUUUAUGUGUAAAGAGUGUGUCCACCUUUGUUUUUUUUUUUGUUUUUUUCAUUCAUUUAAAAAAAAUUUUUUUAAAAUACCCUGUUACGGACCGCCUAGCACCCCGACCGGGUUCCUCCAUCAAUUGCUGCUUCCUAGUACUUGCGAGCACCAUAAGCACUGUACUGGAACAUCAUAACCACCGUAGACCCCGCGAACUGCCUCCACCCUCCCUGGACACAAGACCAGGAUCCAGCUUCCAGUAGGUAGACCUCUCCUAGUCCAGAGAGUGUAGCAGGAACAGCUGUUAUAAGAGCUAGUGAUUAUACUCAAAGGAGUAUUGUGAUAUAGCAAUCCCCAGAGUGUAUGUAGUUCUCCAAUCCCCCAAACAUGAGACAAGACUUCAUGGAAGGGUAAACGAAUCUCCGUUUAAUGGGAGCCAUACUUGGCCUUAUAUGACAAUCCCCAUGCAAGGGGUACGUCCACAUGGACCUGAUGGUAGACUGAUUUGCAACUUCACCGACCAUUAACAAUAAGGUUACAAGGCACGACACUCCCACACACAAUCCCAUCCCUCUGCCUGGGAGAUAAUUGGAUCAGUAACUGUACUAAUUCUAAUCCAAUUAUCUCCAAGCACAGAAAAAACAUACUUUUUUUUAAAACACCCCAAAGGUACCCUAAAAAUACAUAAAACCCCACAAAUGUUACAUCCCGUGAUAGCCCUGAUCUGGGUGACCAACAUAUCCAAAAAUCACCCAGAUCAGUUAAGGGGUUCAAGAAUUUCCUGGAAGUCUUAUUUUUGACCGACCGUGCACAUGGUCCCAUGCCCAAAAUAGUUCCAGAGAAUUAGGGCUAACGGUCGGUCUCUCUGUCUGGAGUACAAAAGUAGAUACUUCACAUGAACAGAGCGUUUUAAAGUGCAAUGGGUAAGGUAUAUUGCAGGGCCCAUAGUCCUGAGGCAAGAGGCUGGGCAGAAGGUUCCUCCAAGAACCCGUGACGAGGUUCAGUUCGGCACAUACACCCACUGAAAAAAAUACAUAACUAAAUGCAUGCAAGGUUUCAUUUUGGGCAUAUCUACUCUACUUGAAAGGGCUCAGCUGAAAAUGUUAGAUUGGCAGACUGCAGGAAAAGGCCAGAUGUUUUAUUAUAGUUUGAGAUCUCUGUUGCCGAUAGUUGCAGGCCAAUUGCUGUACACCUUCCUUUUUAACUAUGUAUUCUAAAAUAAUCUGUUUCAGAACACCUUUCAUCACCCAAGGCACAUUGCAUUAAUAGAUAGUUUUUGAUUUAUGUGAGGAGAUACUGGUAAAAUGUAUUGUUUUGGGGUUGGGGGUGUUUACUUUGAACUUUGAUAAACUAUUAUAUCAUGCAUGUAUCCUCAUUACAGAAUGAAUUUCAAAAUGUCAUAUAAAAUAAGCAGGAUUAAAAAAAAAAAAAAGAGACCCUUUCUUGUAAGAGAAGUGGAUCAGUGGUCUGGAGAUCUCAUUUUUGUUCUUAUAUGAGCAGUAGGGAGUUUAGUCCUAGCCAAAAGGAAUAGAACACAAAUUUGGUAGGAGCAUGUCAGAAAGUAAAAAGGACAUGUAAUUAUAAAGGUAGAUCAUUUUCUCUAUGCUAACGAUCUGAUUUCACCAUUGGAAGCUAGUCCUGCUUCACCAAUCAUCUCCAACUUUGAACAGCAAGAACUCUUGAGGAAACCACUUUUCCUCAGUGAUAGACUGAGAUAUGUAGCGUUGACCCUUACAGCCUAUACAGAUUCCAACCCUUUCAUAAGCACAAUGCCAACUAUGACUUUUGAAAUCUCCACUCACAUAUAUGGCUAACACUACUUGUAUUGCCUUGAACCACUCCCUUCCCAUAUUUGUAGGAAUAGAAAUGAAGAGUUGUGGCCAGGGUGUGUUUUUUUUUGUUUUUUUUAUUAUUUUUUAAUUUUUAUUUUUUUUUAAGAUGAGACUGUUAUAUUGGACUUGCCUCCAAAAUAUGUCUCUUUUAGCAUCUGUCCUUGCUCCAUACAUAAAUAUAUUUAAGAGAAGUAUUUAUCUUGUUACUUGGAAACUUAUUUGAGUCACGCAAUUGGAGAGUUGAACUAAUGGUGUUGUUGCCAAACAUGACCAUCAAUGGCAGCCCUUUACACUUUUAAUUUAAAUAGAGCAAAUGUGCUUGGCAUGGUCUUAACACCGUUUCCUGUUUGUGGUUUCAGGUCUUGUUGAAAAGUAAAGACAGUCCCGUCUGCACACUCCACUGAAUGCUGAAGAUGCUGCUUGUUCAACAAAUUAAUCUACUCCACACACUUCUAAGCAUUGAAUUGUGACCUAAACAAACUUGUACAGUUUUUAUUUUAUUUUAUUUCAUAUUAUUUUGCUUUCCAUUAUAUUUGGUAAGGGAUAAAACUGCAUGAUCUCUCAGGGUAACAAGGAGGGCACAGGUAUUGUAAUUGUGUAUAUAAGAUCAGUGCUAAAUAAAAAAGCUAUUGGUAUAUGUAUGUCUGUAUAUAUUUUUAUAUGAAUAUAUACAUACACAAUAGUUUGUGUGUGUAUAUGUGUGU